AUGGAGAACGUGGAGUUCCGAGGCGGCCAGGAGAGGUUCCCGGACAAAGAUCCGAGGCUGAACCCCGCGUUUUUGGACACCCAAGGGCACCCUCACCAGCCUCUGCUGCUGAUAGGGGAGCAGAGGGGAGGCGACGCGUACAAGCUGGUGGAAGUGCAACUGAGCGGCGGGGCUCCCUGGGGAUUCACGUUGAAAGGAGGAAGAGAACAUGGAGAGCCUCUCAUCAUCACCAAGGUAAGGUUACACGCGCGCGUAUUUCUCCGCGUAGGUGAUCCAAGGGGUGCCACAGUGUGGCGGGGUGGGUGAGGGGAUUCCCAGCCUCUUUUGUUUAUGUCAGGAUGUAGCCGGUUGACUAUUGUAAUCCUACCGAUUUCCAGAGUUUUCUGCCCCCUGGCCGAGCAGUUUGCUUGCACAUACAAAUAGUGCUUUUUCUUUUCUGGAAGCACUUUUUACUAAGUGAUCGCUUCGAUUUACCUCAACAGGGAACUCUUGCGAUUGUUGUUGGCAGCGGCUGAAUUCUUCUUUACUUUGGUCUUGGUGACAUUGGAGUGCGUACUCCAGUCGCCACUCUUUGAGGGUUGCUUUCAAAUAUGCCUGAAAAUGCCCGGUUGGCUUUGUUCUCUUGGCUGUAAUUGCCAUAAUGUGGUUUUACCGUUUGUUUUUGGUCACAUUUUCAGUUUAGCAUACUCACUGGUGGUCCCAUCGGUUUAAUAGUAAAUUCCAUUAUGGAGGGAAGCUUCAGGCAGCAAUCCUAGGAACACUUUCCUGGGAGUAAACCCUAUUCAACACAGUGGGGCUUAUCUCUGAGUAAGUUUGCAUAUAGGCUUGCAUUGUAGAGUUCACAUAAAACCCCCCUUUUUAAUCCAGAAUAGCAUUCCAGGUUAAUUAAUGUGUCAUCACACAAUCACCAAAUCAGAAUUCAUAGUAGACUCAGCCAUUGCACUAGCUGGAGAAAAGUACACUUCUUGUUAUGAGUACAAAAAGAUGAUUCAAUGACAGUAAGUGAUCUUAUUUGCCUAUUUUAAUUUCCUGAAUGGUCACACAAUACCGCUCAAUUAAGAAUGGUGAGUUGUUCCUCAUAGAAGUGGUACAGUUUCCUCCUUUUUCUCCUCAUAGAACUGCAUGUCUCUUCACUGUCAUUUCUCCUGUGCUGAAUGAACAUUUAACUACAGAUUGAAUUGCUCUAAACUGCACAGGUCAAGAUAAUUUCUUAACUUUCCAGUUAUUGUGGCUUAUUCCCUAAUGGCCUAGGGUGGAGGGAGAGCUAUCAAAGCUUUUUUGCAUCUCUUUCUUGCUUAUGUCAUUGUUGCAACUGAAUACUGGAUUAGAUUAUUUAGCUGUGUUUGGUCAGAAAAAUCCUCCUCCAUUUCCCAAAAGCCAUUCACAAGGCCACAUGUGAUAACAGGACAGACCCACUUGCAUGUUACCUGAGCAGCUGAAAAGCAAACAUCAGACUUUCUUAGGCAGAUUAUUUCACUUUAUUUUUCCUCUCCCCUAGGCCUUCCAGAAGGGCAUGUGUCUUUCAGUAUUGCCACUCAGUGUUAAAACAUGUGUUGUUCAAAUUCUCAUUGUUUUCACUUGUUUGCCAAACUUUUAUCCAAACUCAACCCCCUGCUCUGUGAUCUGCUCUGUGCAGAAUUAGUUUUGUUUCUGGAUCAGUGUACUUUCUUACCAUUUAAAAAACAACAAUUGGCUGUCCAUCAUAUUUCUUAAGACCUUGAGAACCAAGGGGAGCUGCUUGCUGCUAGAUAAUGUUUGAUUCUUUCACUGGUGGAAGCUGGGGUCUAGUUCAUACAAAAACAAUUCCUCGGACGUAGAAAGCUAGCACGCCAGGCCCCCCUGGCUAAAUCUCUUCUUCCUGGCAUCCAUGUCCAGCUCAGAGAUAUUUUGUUAGUGGUGAUGUAUGAAGAAACUUUGUUAUGUGAGCCUUCUCUGAAGGAGUACAGGUUUGUGUCUUGUGACACAAUCUAAUCUCCAUGGCCACUGUCCCAUAAAAUUCGUGUGGCUCUCAUCAUUUACCUACCUAUGUCAGUGUCUGAUAAUCUGAUUAUAGGUGGCUGAGUACAGACAAUACAAGGAAUUACCAAAGUGUGCAUUUAAUAUCCUGCAAAGUGUUGAGAACAUUUGCACCACACCCUUGCUUUUCCAGAAUCUUGAUUAGGUGUGGAAAUGUGAUAAAAAUUAUUCUCAUCCCUUGGCAGGAUUGGUUUACCAAGCAUACAUAGACAGUCACUUAGCAUUUGGGAAAUGGCUGCCUUUUGUUCACUUUGUGUCCUGAUCACUGUGAGGCCAGCUGAGAAGAACACUGCUUCCUGCCUUCAACACUCAAAAAUGUUCUAGGGAGCCCUAGAUUGUAUUAAACAUAUACAAGCAGAUAGGGGAACCCAAAUCCAUGUGUUAUUCAUACUAUGUACAACAAUAUGUGUGUAUUGGAUAGAAGUAAUUAAAUGCUUUAGGUGAUUAAAAAUAGCCAAGGGUUUUAGAGUUUAUUGAAAAGUUUGAAGUUGACAUAUUGUUAAGUUUUAGGCAAGGAAGAAAGCAGAGACUUGAGGCUUGGAAUAUAAUUAAUAGAUGCACUGAAAUGACUUAAGAGAUGAUUGAUUUUUGUCAUUGUUAUUUAUAUUGAUGAUGAAGUAAUAGUUGAAACUUGUAGUUUAAUUAAGAAAUUAAAAUAGUGUUGAGUAUCUGUUGUUGUUCAUGUAUGUACUGAGAAUCUUACUAUUGUAUGGUUAGAGAUGCUCAGAUUUUAUUAAAUGCCUGUGGGACCCAGGAGGACAUUGCUUGUUCUCCUAAGACUAUAGAAUUGGAGCCACUAAGUUACCUGCACUUCCUGUUGUUUUGAAUGGAGACUUAAUCAUGCCAAACUGUUCAGUUGAAUCAAAGUGUAAUCUAGGCUGAAAUUCUGCACCCAGUUACCUGUGAGUAAGCCUUAUUGAGGAUUUUGCACACACUCAAUUCCCAAUUUUUCUAUCCUAAGUAUGGGCUUAGCGUGGUCAGCAUGUGUAAUGCUGUGUGUUUGAAGGCAGCUCUUUAUCUUUUUUAAAAGUCCAUGCAACUACCUCAGCAAAAUUACCCCUCACCUGCAGCAGCAGCGGUUUUUCAAAGAUUCACUUGCACAAUAAUUUCUUAGACCAUCAGGAUCUAAUGGUCAAAGUAGACAGGGAUGAACUGGUUUGAAAUACUGAUAAAGCAUGUAACCUGUUGUAUAGUGCAGGGAAAGGAGGGUUUUGAGCUUACAGCAUGGAUGCCACAAUUCUGAUUCUACCCCUCCACUCCAGAUAUUUACUGUAAGAUGCCUGCUAGACCUGGCAGAUUCCCCCCGUUUCUUUUUCUCUUGGCUGACACCCCAGUCUUCCAUACAUCAGAAAGCUAACAGGUACUUGCCAGACCAUUUUGAGGGACUUAAACACAUUCACUUACAAAUUUAUGUACACUGUGUGUUCCCUGAGAGUAUAGAAAUGUUGUCCAAUUUUUGGUGGCCCCAUUUUGCUUCCAAACUGAUAGGCAGGUUUGCUAUGAGAGGGAGUGGUGAUAAGGUGGAGAGAGGCGUAAGGUUUGUUUUCCUUCUGUACACCACACACUUUUAUGAACUUUUGCUUAGUGCAUGGAAAGAUAGCAAAGGACAAGAUGUAAACAAUCUACGAGAAGUUUGAAAUGCUAAAAACAUUCGACAAGCCCAUCUGUAGCUAUUUUAAAUAUAAGGUGGAAUAAAACCAUGUGUUUGGGUACUGAAAUGCUGGGUGUAUAAAAUGUUAUAGUGGUUUCUUGGAAGGUCAAGCCAAAUUCACAUUGUUAAACCAGAUAAUAAUAGGGUAGCACAGCCCAUAACUGAGUGACUUGGCUGGUUCAUUUCUGAUGUUUAUGUAGACAUCGAGGAUCUUUUCAAAUACCCUGUUUUCAAGUGCAAAAGAUAUGCACCUGUUAAGUAUUUCCUGUAUGCAAUCAGCACAUCACUUGAGUUUGUACUUCUGGCCCUAGCAUAGCACAUUUUCACAGUACUGAGUAUGCUAUAUUUUGUUAUUGAGGAUGGUAAUAUUAUCUUCUCAGAUAUUGUACAUACAACUAUUGUGACUGCAUUGUAGAAUGUGAUCGUCAAGUGUACCACAUACCUUUUUUUUAUAAAAAAGGAGUAAACUCACUAAUGAUAUUGUAAGCUCUAAGAUGGGAAAAUUCAGUUCAAAAGGGCUGUUGUAUUAGAAUAAUAGAAUUGUAGGGUUUGAAGGGACCACAAGGGUCUUCUAGUCUAACCACCUGCAGUGCAGGAAUAUUUUUGUCCAGUGUGGGGCUUUAACUCACGACCCAUGAUAUUAAGAGUCCCAUGCUCUACACCUACAGAGCUAUCUAGUUUCAGUGGCUAUAAAGCAGGGAUGGGGAACCUGGGACCAUCUAGGUGUUGUUGGACUAUAGCUCCCAUCAUCCCUGACAGUUGACGAUAUUGGCUAGGGCUGAUGAGCAUUGGAGUCCAGCAUUAUCUGGAGAGUCACAGGUUCUGCAUCCCUGGUAUAAAGCAAAAGUAUUGUUGUUGUUGUUUAGUCGUUUAGUCGUGUCCAACUCUUCCUGACCCCAUGGACCAGUGCACGCCAGGCACUUCUGUCUUCCACUGCCUCCCGCAGUUUCGUCAGACUCAUGUUUGUAGCUUCGAAGACACUAUCCAACCAUCUCGUCCUCUGUCGUCCCCUUCUCCUUGUGCCCUCCAUCUUUCCCAACAUCAGGGUCUUUACCAGGGAGUCUUCUCUUCUCAUGAGGUGGCCAAAGUAUUGGAGCCUCAGCUUCACGAUCUGUCCUUCCAGUGAGCACUCAGGGCUGAUUUCCUUAAGAAUGCAUACCUUUGAUCUUCUUGCAGUCCAUGGGACUCUCAAGAGUCUCCUCCAGCACCAUAAUUCAAAAGCAUCAAUUCUUCGGCGAUCAGCCUUCUUUAUGGUCCAGCUCUCACUUCCAUACAUCACUACUGGGAAAACCAUAGCUUUUACUAUACGGACCUUUGUUGGCAAGGUGAUGUCUCUACUUUUUAAGAUGCUGUCUAGGUUUGCCAUCGCCUUUCUCCCAAGAAGCAGGCGUCUCUUAAUUUUGUGGCUGCUGUCACCAUCUGCAGUGAUCAUGGAGCCCAAGAAAGUAAAAUCUCUCACUGCCUCCAUUUCUUCCCCUUCUAUUUGCCAGGAGGUGAUGGGACCAGUGGCCAUGAUCUUCGUUUUUUGAUGUUGAGCUUCAGACCAUAUUUUGCGCUCUCCUCUUUCACCCUCAAUAAAAGGUUCUUUAAUUCCUCCUCACUUUCUGCCAUCAAGGUUGUGUCAUCUGCAUAUCUGAGGUUGUUGAUAUUUCUUCCAGCAAUCUUAAUUCCGGCUUGGAAUUCAUCCAGCCCAGCCUUUCGCAUGAUGAAUUCUGCAUAUAAGUUAAAUAAACAGGGAGACAAAAUACAGCCUUGUCGUACUCCUUUCCCAAUUUUGAACCAAUCAGUUGUUCCAUAUCCAGUUCUAAAGCAAAAGUAUUACAUGGUUCAAUUCCUGAUUUUGUAACUGCAUUAUACUCUAAGGUAAAGGUAAAGGGACCCCUGACCAUUAGGUCCAGUCAUGGCCGACUCUGGGGUUGCGGCGCUCAUCUCGCUUUAUUGGCCAAGGGAGCCGGUGUACAGCUUCUGGGUCAUGUGGCCAGCAUGACUAAGCUGCUUCUGGUGAAACCAGAGCAGCGCAAGGAAACGCCGUUUACCUUCCCACCAGAGCAGUACCUAUUUAUCUACUUGCACUUUGAUGUGCUUUCGAACUGCUAGGUUGGCAGGAGCAGGGACCGAGCAACGGGAGCGCACCCCGUCACGGGGAUUCAAACUGCCGACCUUCUGAUUGGCAAGUCCUAGGCUCUGUGGUUUAACCCACAGCGCCACCUGCGUCCCUGCAUUAUACUGUACUGCCUUUCAAAAAAAGCAUUCAUAGUCCCAAAGUCUGUAAGUCUGUCCCUUCCGUCCUUAUUUAUUUAUAACAAUUUCUAUACCACUUACUUUGCACCUGUCCUCACAUUUGUCUGUGAUUCUCUUUGCCCUUCUCCUCAGUGCCUUGCUGGGAAUGAGAGGGAAGAUGAAAGAAUAACUGAGAGGAAAGGGUGCUUUCUCUUUCUCCUCACACCACCAACGCCACUUUUCCUCUCACUUCUUGGUUGGCAAGUAGUAUGCUUGUUUGUGCUCUCCAGGGGGCUAGAGCCAGCCCAGUACCCGCUGGUUGACAGCUCCUAGUUAAGGUAAUAAUUUAGCUUUGUCAUUCCGCCAAAAAAGCCUGACUCAGGAAACAGAAGCAAGCCAUUUAAGUUCUUUGAAUGCUGAAGCAUGCUUAUGUGCUAUAUUUUACUUGGUCAGUGAACUUCCCCCCUUUUCAUUCUGCAAACACGGUGCUCAGAAUUUAUGAGUACUACAAGGGCAAGCUUCUUAAAAACAUAGAAUUCUCACUCAUAUACAAACUUAAUUUUCCAUGUGCUUUUUCCUAAACGGGCAGCAGAUGAGUCUAAACAUUUGUUCAAAGAUGCCCCAGCAACAAGUCUUUCUGUGAACUGUGCCAGCUCUUGUGACUUAUGGCACUUAAAACUUAUGGCACUUAUUCAGUGAGUAUGGCACUUAAAAAACAAAGCAAAACUAAGCCUCAUAGCCAAGUGGCGAUGAUAUGGGGGAGGGGGGCUAGCAGCUGAAGAGGGAAGGGAUAAACCUCUCCUCCCUGUGUAAUAAGACUUUGAUCAGAAUCCAGGCUCAGCACAGCUGUACUUUACAAAAGAACAAAUCCAGGUGUGUAGUUUGGGCCUUUGACAUCUAAAGAUGGCUUAAAAGGAGACUGGUGAAAUUAAUGGAGGAUAAGUCUGUCAGUGGCUACUAGCCUUAAUAACUAUAUGUUACUUCUGGGAUUGGGCUCAGUACCAGUUGCAGACAACCAACACAGUUGGCUUUGUGCCCUUGCUUGUUUGCUUCUUAGAAGCACCCAGUUUGCCGCUGUGAGAAACAGGAUGCUGGACUCGAUAGACCUUAAGUCUCAUCCGGCUGGGCAAUUUUUACAUUGCCAGAUCUCAACGGAACUAUUGCUACCUUACAUUGUUUUCUUGUUUCUUUCUCCUUUCCUUCAGGGCCCUGUAUAUUAGAGUUCAUGCAUCUAGUAAAUAGCAUAUAUAAAGUUUAUAAGAUUUUGGGUUGUUUGCAGCAGUACGGAUUUGCUUGAUAAAAAAAAAUACUGGGUGUUUGCAGAAAAUGGUGGCGCUAGAACUGGUUUUGUUACACGCACUCAAAGUUAUUUCUUGGAAGACCCUUUGUUCAAGCAACUCUUCUGCACUUGGCUAGUACAAGAAAGUUGCACAGAUAGCCUGUUGCUGGUUCUUCAGGUGUAUGAUACCGUUGGCAGCCAACAGUUCCUGGCAGCGGUCCCAUUCUGUCUUCAUUUGCUCAUCUCCAUUCCAGCCAAAGCCAUGAUGGUGGCAAGAUUGCUCCUCUGACAUUUGUCACAGGACAGGAGUAGCCACCUAAGACCUUGUCAAGGAAGCAGCAAGGAUGGCAUCAGCUGUUAAGCAGACAUUUUUACGUAGCUGGUCUUUGAAGUGCCCCACACCCAUUUAGUCAGAAUUGCUGACUAAUGCUCAAAAAAUGUCCCUUUGAAUUGUGGAAGGAGUUGACUUUUGUCCUUUCUGAGGUCUAAUUGGUUCUUGCAGAUCAGAGCAUUGAAACGAAAUAGUGUUACCUUUUGUUCUUUUUUCGCUUCUACGUGUAAAGGGUGCUUAUCCACAGUAUUCCAAAAAUCUCUUUCCCGAAGGCAAACUAUUCUUGUCUACUCUGGCAGUUUUAAUCUAUGCCUGAGAUUAAAAAAGAAACCUGAUUGAGAUUGUAUCGCACCUGAAUGUUCAUGUUCUUUAGCAAUAUGUUAUAACUCUUACACUUUUCUGAGGGUUUACAGAAGGUCAAUAUUUAAUUAGCAGAAGCUGUUCAGUGGUGAAGUUCAAAUGCUGAUAUAUUAAUGAGUGAUCAAUUAAAGAAAAAGGAGGGUGAAAAAGCUUUAACUUUUCCAGAAAAGACCCAUUUCAGUUUUUCACAAAAAAUGACAGCAAACCUAAUUGCAAUAAUUCACUCACUCAGUAGCUCCUGAGUGGAGUUCAGGUCAGCUGACUAGCUAACUACAUGUAAACAUGUUGAAAUUGCAGGUAAGAUUAACUUGAUCAAGAUAAGCAUCCUGAUAACGUAAUGCAAGACAUUCACGGUACAUAUUUGGAGCAUUCUGAUGUAUUCCUGUGCAGGUUCUCUUCCGCAGAACCCCAUUGUGAAACUGCCUGCAGCAGUAAAUUGCAGAUGAGUCAUGUCGAGUGAGUCUGGCGAAUACUUGGGUGGGGAACUGCUAAGUGAAACUUAAUUUCAUUGCAGAAAGUGGGUUUGCUUAUUCAAUUAGGGGAUUCCUUGUUGAAUCAGCGCAUAUGUAGAUGCUGCAAUAUACUUGUUGUGGCGAUGAAAGAUGUAAUGCUUUUGUCUUCCUGGCACAAUCUAAAACAGUGAUAUAUUUGGUAUUCCUAGGCACUGGUGUUGGGUUUCUAAAAACUUGGACUCUUAGGCAACUGGGUAUUUUCUAAGUCUGCUCAUAGACAUUGCUCUCAAUAGACCCAAAUCUGGUGGUAGUUGAUGCAGGGCAGGGACUGUUCCUGGGUUCCUUAAUAACAUGUACAGUGGUCUGUCAUAAACCUUUGGAACAAAAUAAAAUAUAUAUAUAUAUUUGACUACAGUAGAUCAACAUGGCUACCUACCUGCAACAAACCUUUGGGAUAUAGUGGGCUAGCCCAGUGUUUUCCAGGGUCUUCACCUGUUUUUGGACUACAAUUUCUACCAUCCCUUACCACAGGUCUUGCUAGCUAGGGAUGAUGCGAGUUGUAGUCCAAAAACAGCAGGAGACCCGAGUUUGGGAAACACUGGGCUGGACCACUGCUGUAAAUCUUGAACUUUGGGGAUGUAUAAUGUCCUUCAGGGGUCUCCAAAAAGACCAGCUGCAACUCUUACCACACUCUGCAUCAUUGAUUCAAAGUUUAGAGCUAAGAAACAUGCUCUGCUUGGCGCAAGGGGCUAAGUCACUGCUGGCAGUGACUGUAUGCCAUACUUUUUCAACCAUGUCAUGCUAUAUGCCAUAGUUUUUCAAAUUUAAUAUUCCAAUGGGGAGAAUGGAUAGUUUGCUGCCUCAUUCAUAAGGACUCAAUAUUUAUGGGCAUCGCCACCAAGAAAAUUGCUGGGUGGAAAAUUUGGCCCUUACAGCCCAUUAUAAUUUUACAAUCAUGAGCUAGACGUUUCAGACUCGUAUUGGGAAUAUUUCCAUAAUGUAGCAUCACCUUUCUUUCAAACGGACAGUUGUGAGAGGUAGAAGUUUAGUGUAAAAACAACAACGGGCUUGUGUAUGAUUAGCAUGAAGGAAGCAGCACUGUAUGAGAAUAGGCUGCAGGACAUUGGAUAAAUAAACAGCUUUCCCCACUGUUGUAGGGAUUAUUCAUUACUGUGCUGUUAAUGGAAACUCAGGUGCAGACGUGUGUGAUGUUAUCUCCAUGGGGAUCGCCUUCCAUGAAUACUAAUGUGUUGUGUCUGUGUGUAAGCCAGGCGUAAGCAACCUUUUUUCUGCCAUAGUUUUCUGCUAAGUGCUUGGCAGAACCAGAGACAAAAGUGUCUUGGUUUAGCUAAUCUGGAAUUAAAACUAUCCUUCAGUUUUCACCACGGUUACUUCCUUAAAGCCAUAAAGCCAGGAAAAAGGUGGUGGGGUUUUUAAAAAAACAAUUUUAUUACAUUAAAUACUGCCCCUUCCAAUUAUUCAUACAAAGAGGAAGAAAUAAGGACGGAAGAAACUCUGAUGGGAUGGAAGAAUGAGGCAGUUUCAAGAGGUCCAUGGGGCUGUGUAAAAUGAGGUUAGGGGCUACAUGGAGCUCACCUGUGGGGUCAGCACAUUUCAAGUAAAAGCAGUUAAUGCAAGCAAUGCUCUGUGCAUGCUUCGAGUCUUCUAGAUGGAACCUCUCUGCUAAGCAAAGACACUUGAAUAUUCAGCUUUGUGCUAGAACCCAAUGUUUCUAUUGUUUUAAAGUCUCAAACAUAGAAAGAGAAAUGUGUCUCUUCCAGCACAAAGCAAAAGCUUUUCCAGUAGUUAGUACAGUAUAUAUUUGUUUCUUAUUUGCAUAACUGCUUUGUUCUGUUUUUAUCCGCAGUGAGCUUGUUGCUCCAAAGCUUAUAUGGUCCAGUGGUGUGUGUGUUUGUGGAAUAUUUUUUUGCCCUUUCUCCUUUUGCAUAAUAAUUUAAGGUGUGUGAGUAUUGUCCAGGUUACAACCUGGAAGCCCUACCUGCACUUGAAGUACACAGCAGGUGUCUUGUAACAGUAGGCUGAUGAAAAUGCAAAUAUAACAGGCAGGAAAAGUUUAAGGCUACACUCUGUAGUUCUUUGUAUUGUGCUAAUAGUCUGAUGGUGGCUAGGGAAUAAAUCUUGUUAGAAUUUGCUGGUGUUUAUUGUAUCAAAUUUCUAUCCUGUACUUCCUCCCAAAUUAUAAGGGCGGCCCAAAUUAUAAGCAUUUGCCAACAUCAUGAACCUUACUUCCAAGUUAAAGGUUUCUUCCUCCUUAGUGUACUGUAUGAGUGUGUCCUGGCUGACAUAUAAUUUCCUAAUUGUUGUGUGUGUAAUGUCCGGACAUUACCAAAGAGACGUUCUGUUGUUUUGGGGUGGGGUUGAAAAAUAUUUGUCACUCUCAAAAAGUACUACCUCUUGAUAUAUAACCUCCAGUUACUAUUGUCUUCCUUCACCCCAGCAGAUGCACAUAAAAAGUUACUUGGUCUGACUUACAGUUUAAAAAUAAUAAUAAUACAGCACUUGAAGCACCUUCAUGCAUGGAAAUGGGUUAUGAUCCAAUGCUAUUCAUACACAGGCUGUUCUCAAUAGGAAUUAUAAUACAGUGGUACCUCGGGUUACAUACAGGUUACAAACGCUUCAGGUUACAGACUCCGCUAACCCAGAAAUGUUACCUCGUGUUAAGAACUUUGCUUCAGGAUGAGAACAGAAAUCGUGCAGCAGCGGCAGCAAGAGGCCCCAUUAGCUAAAGUGGUGCUUCAGGUUAAGAACAGUUUCAGGUUAAUAACAGACCUCCAGAACGAAUUUAAGUUCUUAAACCGAGGUACCACUGUACCUAGCUACUUUAAAUGAAUUCAAAUCUCCAGGGCCUGGUGAGCUCACCCAAGGGUACUAAAGGAGCUUGCAGAUGUAAUCUCAGAGCCUCUGUCUGUAAUCUUUUGAGAAUUCUUGGAGAACAGGUAAGGUCCCUGCAUACUCUGGAGGUAGGCAAAUGUUGUCCUCAUCUUCAAAAAAGGGAAAAAAUACCCAGGUAACUACUGACCAGUGAGCUUGACCGUAAUAUCAGGAAAAAGGUCCCAGAACAGAUAAUUAAACAGUUGGUCUGUAAGCACUAAGAAAAGGAUGCUGCGAUUACUAUGACCCAGCAUGUGUUUCUCAGGAACAAGUAAUGCUGGACAAAUCUCAUUUCUUUUUUAAGAGUUACAAGCUUGGUUCAGAACUCUUAACUGAAUUAUGAGCCCCUGAAAAGUGUUGAUGUAUUGCAGUAAUAUAUGUCUGUGUUUAGAAAUUAAUCUAAAUGUGAAAUACGUAUUAAGUUAUUGUGUGAAAAAAUGGACGGUUAUGACAUUCGUCCUUAUUCUUCAAUGAAUGAGUGAUACUGCUUUCAAGAUCAUUGUCCUUAAUUUAAAUUAGGAUGAUAAAAGACCACUGUUCGGUAAUUUCCCCAGUAGAGUUCAAAUGCUAAACACAGAGGUUCAAAUGCUAAACACAGACAAAUCUAGAGGUUUGUCAGCUCCAUAAUUGUGUGGAUGAGGCAAAAUAGAUGUCAGCAAGAUUGGAUCUAUUCCUUGAUAAAUAAUUCAUUUCUGAGUGAAGAAAGAGAACAUCUGAGAGGCAAACCAAGAGGUUUAGAACCAGGUAGAUAAGUUCAGUAGGUAAAUAGGAAGCAAAUGUUUUAACACAGACCCUUGCUAAGCAGGGCAGGUAUUUGUAAAUUGGGCGGGGCAUAUCAGGAGAUACUGGAGUUCAGUUGUCUUAUGAAAUUCAUCCCCUCAGAAGCCUACCAUGUUGGCAAAUUUCAUUUGCUUCUGCUAAUUAUACACACACAUUACACGCAUGCACACACACACGUGUGUGUACACACACACAUGCAUACAUACACAGGCACUAUCACAUGCACAUACUUAUAUAUAUUUGUUAGCUUUGAAAAAAUAAUUAGAGGUAUCCACUAUAAAGGGCCUGCUAUGGCUUCAAAUUCCAUUAACUUCUAUAUCUAUCUAUCUGUCGCUAUAUUUUGAUUUCCGACUUGUGAAGUGUGGUGUUGGAAAACAAGGCCUUGCUUAUUCCAAAGCAGACUUGGACCCAGGGCCAAAUGAAGGAGGACUGUUUUCCAAAGCACCAAAUUGGGGUUUGAACCAAGUCUUGUGAUCAGUGCUCAUCCCUAGUGUGCAUUCCCAAGGCCAGCUCCUGCAUUGUUUUCUGUGCCAGCCCUUUAAGACAAAGUGGCCUAGGGGUUAGUAGUGGAGAAAGUUGCCUGAGAGGCUCUUAAAUUUUCUUCUCUGGAGACUUUCAAGAACAGGUCGAACAUGCUCUGCCAACUAGGAUAUCUAGUCUCAUUACAUGAAGUCAUUUUUAGAGAACAUGAAUCAUAACUCAUAUCAGGGCCUGAUCCUUAAAUCUUUCUCCAGUCUGUGAUGUGGUGGUUGUGUUGUAAGACUUAAAUAAUAUGUUGAGGAAAAUACUAUCUGAAUGGGAAAUUAAAGCAAUUAAAUGGUUUAUUCAGAUAUUGCUGCUCGUUUUUAUUUUCUGUUUCUCUUGCCCGCCCCCGUGUUAUAUAAGCUAUGGGUUCAUUGCGAUCAUAUCUUCCACAGUUUGAUGGCUUUGUUAGUAUAAUCACUAUUAAGACAUUUUAAUUAAUGUUUGUGGUGGUGAUGGGAGGUUUCUAAAUUGUUUCACAUUUAAGUAUGGUAGUUUUUAGUCUAUGGUGGUUUUAUUUAAUUGUAUUUAUUUCUCUUUUUUUCCCCUAUUCUGGGUUAUAAAUGGCCUUUAGGCCAUGUGUUAUUAGUCAACAUGUAAAGUAGUAAAUAAUAAUAAUUGUAGAUUCUUCCAGAUUCAGAGAACACUCUUAUUGUUAUAAUAUUUUAAACCAACAAUUGCUUUUGUGUGCCCUAUCUUGUCUGCUUUAUGAUAAUUUGUCCAUCCUGUCUAACAUUUUAUGAGACAUAAAAUCCACACGUGACAUUUUCGCCUUAGAACCCUGGAAAAUCAUGGCAGUAAAAAUACUAUGCUAUAUCAAUUUUAUCUCAGGGCAGUGUCCAAGAAUACAUUUAAAAUCAUUUCAUUUAUUUCAAGUGGAUGAAACAAUAAAUAAAGCAUUCUUAAAGCAUAGGGCAACUGAUUCCCUUACUGUCACAGACAAAUCACAAAUGCUUCAGAAUAUAGUCAGUUCUUAUCUUGACACCAGUAUUAAGCUAAGGUCGCCCUCAGAUCGACCUCAACAGGGAGGAAGGUUCUCUACAGUUGGGGCACCAGUUUGGAAAAUGCCCUCUGAGAAAAGACGAAUACCAUCUCAACAAAAGAGGGAAAUGAUUUGUAUAAAGUUCAAAUGUGCUAUAUUUCAUAGAUAUGGAUGCAAAUUUAGGAACCACGGCUAUAAUUUAAUUAAAAAUGCAAGAAAAAAUCCUGUAGUCCGCUGUCCAUUUGCUGUCAGUUGGACAUCUUUAAGGCCCCUGCUGUCUCCUCUAUUUCUUUAAACUGGACUUGGGCCAGAAUAAUGGUUCUUCAAACAGAAGACUGUUUUCUGUAAUGCAUGACACAUGAAUACCCUGCUUGCAGAUAUCAACUUCCAGCUAAAUGUAGAAAACUUUCCUAAAACUACCUCCAAGCCCUUUCAUAAUUCAGAUUCAUAAUUCAGAUUCAUAAAUAGCAUGAUACGGGAAUCUUCUCUGGGAAAAGCCUGCAGUAGUAACAAAUAUUUAGGACAUGAACUGAUCUGUACCAUGCAGUUGUAGGAGAAAACUACACCUAGAAGAAGGAAGGAUGAUCUCAUUUAUUCUUAAGGAUAAUAAAUUGCAUGAUGCUUUCUGCUCAGUUUUGAAGAACAUGACAUACUUUUGAGGCAACCGAUGAAAGCACAGGUACCAAUUUGCUGAGAAGGCAGUAAGCCCAGGCAGAAUGGUGCUCUUUCCUGUUAGAUCUAUGACUAUGGUCUGCAUUCUGAGCAUGUGUGAAUAAAUGUGCUGUUCCACCUCUCCAAAACCAGACAGCCUUUGCUCCAAAAUUCCAAACAAAAUGCUGUGUUGGUGUCUUCCGAUAAAUUAUGGAAAGACGUGAUUUAUAAAUAGCUAAAAGGAGUGGAUAUAAUUAGCGAACACUCCUGUCACAUCAAAACCCGAAACUUUAUUUCCUGUGUUGCUUAAUCUGCACUUUGGGUGGGGUGCAAAUAGGUGUGCGUGCUUCAGUUCCUCAAACAUGCUGAGUAAUUAAAAGGAGCAUCUAUAAAAAUAAAACUGUGGCAGACCUUGUCAAGGAAGAAAUCUGUGACUAUCUUGUAGUUCUGUGUAUGGGCUUGUUGGCAGAUAGACCUAUAUGAUAGGUUGACUGAGAAAUUCAGAUUAGUAGGCUUCUCUUGUUUUUGGGGUAUUUCAGUGGUGUAGCAUGCUGAAGGUCCCAGCACUGAUAUCUCAACGUGCAGAGAUAUCUCGUGAUAUCUCGAAGGUACAAGCACUGAUAUCUUGACAUGCCAGUCUGUGUUGGCAGAACUAGAUGGACCAAAGCAAAUGCACAUGUUCUCAUACAGUGUCUUCCACUCACAGCAGACAUGCUUUUCUCUGUUUGGUGCUUGUUCUACAAAGUUGGGAGGUUCUUACUUUUUAUCUGGGGCAGAGAGGGGGGACUGGAAGGUGCUUCUCAGAAAGGAUACAGCCUUGGGAGCUUAUGUGGAAUCUCUGACACCCUAUAUCUUAAUCACAGUCCACAAUUACAACCGUAUAUACUAUGAGGCGAAAGGUAGUCUCUCGUAGUGGAUUUUAUAGGUUAGUUCCACAUAGGCCUGGUUCUCACAAAUGGCAGUUGUAGUUGUAUUCUGCUGUGUCUUUGCACUGUAUUGUAAGUUAGCUUCCCACCACAUUAUUGAGCAAUUAAAACCUCUUCCCACAGGCAUUAAGUACUAUUACACAUGCUCAGUCAUCCUGAUAAGGUGGCAACUAUUAUUUAUUUAUUUUUAAGGUAAAAGGAGAGGCUCUUGCUAUGAAAUACCAGCGUGAUGUCAUGCAUUAACCUUCAGACAGACAUGUUGCAAACAUCUGAAACUUGGAAGAUUCUUUCCUCUGUCUUAGGCUGCAGUCUUACACACUGAACUCAGUGUGGCGUAAUCCAAAGUAGAUAUGCUUAGUAUCGUACUUUUAAAAUUCCUGCCUUUGCUAUAUUUUUAUGAAAGUAAAUGUGUUAGUUGCUUUACUUCGCUUAACUGAACAACCAUAGAACCAAAGAAAAACAGGCCCACAGAGAUAUGUUAAAACUGGUGGCAGGGGCAGGGAGCACAUUAAAAACAUCCCACUCACAAGUUCAUUUAUAAAUGCAAGAUCUCAAUAUUUUGCACCAGUACAGUUCCAGUGACAAAGUGUACUAUUUUUAGCCCUGCCACAACUUACUAAUUAUUAUAUUUAUAUCCUGCCUUUCCUCUAAGGAUCACAAUUUGAAGUACGUGGUUCUCCUCUCAUCAUUUUGGCCUCACAACAACCCUUUGAAGAGACAGUGCUGCCCAAGGUCAGCAAAUGAGCUUCCUGGCUGAAUGGACAUUUGAAGCCUGGGUUCCCAAGUCCUACUCUAACCAUUACACCACACUGCCUCUCUCUAUAUAACUAGAUACAUGGCAAAGCUUGUGGUGGCCACUCAAACCUGCCAUUUAUGGCCCUUGUCUCUUCAUGAUCCAAAGUCAAAACAGUUGGCUUCAGUACAUAAUGGUGAAGGCAAUAGAGUUCCCAAAACAUUAACUAUACUAUCAAGUUUGGGUUUCUUGUUUUUUAACAAACACGAAAAUUGCUUAAAAAGGGCAGGCCAGUCUGGAUCCUAUCCAAGGUAAACUUAUUAAUCUAAAGAACCAAGUAAAUAGUUCUGUGAACCCCGAGGUCUUUCAGAUUUUGUUUUUUCCUGGUCUCCAGUUCUUUUCAGUAAACUGCUUUUGAAGUCAAGGAAGAUUUCAAAAGAGAAGAUAUAGUAGCGAACGAGCUAAUCAAAGAAAGAAAAAAGUUCUAAACAUUCCAUUCCCUACAUGCUAGCCAUUACUAAAUCUGGUUGUUACUGUUCUUAUGAAUAUCUGCCUAUAUUUGUAAAAAACCAGCAAGUUAAAACUCUUUCACGCAGAAUGGCAGUUGGAACAAAAAGGUCUUACAUUGCUUCUGAAACAAACUUGGGGCAUUGAUAACUUCAAGUGGAGGCUAUUAGUAAUGAAUAGAAAAGCCAAAGUGAGUCUCUUAACAGCAGCAAUAAUAAUAAAUAAUCCAGCCACAGAAGAAGGAAGUCUGACACUUUUAGCCAUGUAAGGCAUUAAAAAGAAGAAGAAGAAAAGAAAUUAGCCGAAAACCAUCAUGGUAAGCAAACUAUGCCAAGAUAAAAUUUCCGGCUAGAAGAGAUGUGGUCCACUUCUGGUUACUUGGGGAUAGUUCAAACGAGGCAGAAAUCCAGACCUUCACAUAAUAUCAUUGCACAUGUGUGUAAAACAGAGCUACUCAGAUAGCGAUGAAAUAUAUCUGUGCUGGAUGUUAUACAUGGAAAUUACACAAUAUGUUCUAUAAUGGUAUAUGAAACAGUUAUCUUUUGUUCUUGUUUAAGUAUAAAAUGGCUUAUUGGAGUUGUUUCACACUCUCUUUGCUUUAUGAAACAUCUAACGUCAUACAUCUGUUUUUAAAUUCUGAAGAAUUCAUUUUACAUUUUGGGAGGUUUUUUAAAAAAUGUUCUUUUUCUAAAAGGUUGUUGUCCUGUCUUUUUAGAACUCAGAGAAGGCUUGAUCCUAGAACCCUUCAUAAACUGAACCACAUAUCUGCAUUUUAAAAACUUCUUUUUAAAUCUGAGAAUCCCAAAUGUCUCGAGUAUUUAUUUGCACAGUUGAGUUUUCUGCAGCUAUAUCUCCUUUGAGAUCUUCGGACAAACAUGAAAGUCUGUAUGGUUUCUUUAUUGCAUACACUGCCCUUUGAAACUGAUAAAAAGUCUUAAAAUGGAAGCUUCUUCCUCUGAAGGGGGAGAUGGAAGUAUUAUCUGUAAGUUAAUGUAGACCUUAAAAUAAUUUUGGGUGUGCCAGGUAGAUAAGCUGAAAGGUUUAACCUCAGUCUAGAGUCCUUCCUCAGAUGACAUGAAGCACCUAAACAAGGUAGCAAAAAAUGAAAAUGGAUUUUCGUUGCCUUCCAAGAUUACGUAUUUCCUCAACUUUUUAUUAUGAAGUAAAAGCCAUGAUGAGGAAGAAGUAUACCAGUACACAAAAAAUUAAGAGCAGAAUCAUAGCUGUCAAGCAUCCCUUAUUUGGCGGGACAGUCCCUUAUCCCAGCGCCAUGUCCCGCUGCUGUCCCUUAUUGAUGGUGUCUCUUAAAUUUCCCGGGUUUCAAAGGAAGCAGCUCCUCUCCCUCCCUCCCUGCCGGCCAGGGAGGAGGGAGGCUCCAACUGUGUUGCUUGGCUGCGUUGCUCACCCAAUAAGAAGUCUAAGAACGACUGGGGGGUGGAGCUUGCAUGCCUUGUGCUGAUCAAAUUGGCUGUGUUGCCUGGGGACUCGCCUUUGCUCAGCGCUUCCCAGUGGAGAGGUGACGGUGGUUUUCCUUGAGGCUUUGUUUGGCUGCUGGCUGGGCUUUCUGCCUUUGGCUCGGAGGGGCUCAGAAGUUGAACAUACCUGUGUUUGGAAAAUCCCUUAUUUUGGCUGCUGAUCCCUUAUUUUCGAGGCUGCUGGUCCCUUAUUUUCAAAUCUGUAAGUUGACAGCUAUGAGCAGAAUAGAUAAGUAGAACAGAAUUGUACACACUGAACAGAUAUGUAUAAACUCUCUGUGCCACUCAUAACCCAAAUGACAUUAAGUUUGGUAGGAAUGUCUUAGAUCAUCCACUAAAUGCGUAAGUACCAUAAUUUACAGUUUACAUCUUGUUCUUACGGAUGAGGUGGUAAAGCUGAUCCUGGGCUGUAUCACUACAAACUCAAGGUCGGGCAGAUUACAUAACUGAAUAGUUCUCCUUACUAAAACAAAACAAAACCCUAUGCAUUUAGAAAACUGGCUUAGCCUUUCCCCCAACAUGCUAGAUUUUUAUGUGUAAAGAUGCUUUUUCAUGCAGAUUGUUCUGCCAUGUGAGCCCCAUACCUUCAUUUUGCCAGGAAGAAGCUGUUAUAUGUUAUAUGUGGCAUCUCCUAAGUUGUGGAAUUCCCUCCCCACUAUCUAACAGCAGUUAACACACCAUGCUGGUGGUUUUUCCAUAGAUUUUAUUGCUAAAUGGCUUUCAUUGACCCUUGAGAAGUUUUCUUUCGUUGUGUGUUUUAUUUUCACUGCAAAGCAGUUUACAUAUCGCUGUAGCUAAGCAGUAGGAAUUUUCCUUGGACUGUUUAUUGUAAAUAUAUGAGAUGAUGUCAACAUCUUAAAAAGUUGCAACAAAACACACAGUAGAUUUCUUCCAUUAUGUUGUGGAUAAUGUGGAAGAGUACCAUUUCUGUGCAUUAAUGUUAAGAAUAGCUAAAGCAUUAUUUUGUCCAUUAAUGUAUUUGACUAAUAAAAUAUUUUUUGUAAUUGUAAUGAUUUCUUCCUUGGCAUCACGCUUGUUGGACACCUGGUAGAGGUGUAAAGACUUGGUAAAAACAUUUCGAGAAAAAUGGUAAACUUGGGAGAGCUGGAUAGCAUGGAAGAUGUCAUAUGUAAGAGUUUAACAACCAGGAAAUCUUUUGGUAAGCUGAGCAUACAAGGGGAGCACGAGUGUGCAUGGCUGGUUCCAAACAAAAUAUAAUUUGGAGGACUGGAAAACACCAUACCAGAAUAUAGCCACAUUCUCAUUAGAGAAAACAGCUUGAAUAUUGUUUUCUGGAGAUUAGACAUACAUGUGUAUAUGUAUAUGAUUUGUGUAUAUACAUAUAUGCGUAUAUAUUUUUGCUACGAUGGAGUGAGAUAUAAACUUUACCAAAUAAAUAAGGAUGAAUAAUUAUGCCUAUCUCUUGCUUUGUAGGAUAACACCAAAUCCUUACCUCAGCAGAAUAGUUGAAUAUAAUUCAGUAUCCAGAUUUAUUGCCGCUACUUAAAUUAUAUAAAAUUAUGCAGGAGAUACAGCUAUAGACAAUAUAAUUUAGGCAUAAAGGUAAAUGUACCCCUGACCAUUAGGUCCAGUCAUGGACGACUCUGGGGUUGCGCGCUCAUCUCGCUUUACUGGCCAAGGGAGCUGGCGUUUGUCCGCAGACGGCUUUCAGGUCAUGUGGCCAGCAUGACUAAGCCGCUUCUGGCAAAACCAGAGCAGUGCACGGAAACGGUGUUUACCUUCCUGCUGGAGCAGUAACUAUCUACCUUCACUUUGAAGCAGUGCUUUCAAACUGCUAGGUUGGCAGGAGCUGGGACCGAACAACGGGAGAUCAUCCCAUUGCGGGGAUUCGAACUGCCAACCUUCUGAUCGGCAAGCCCUAGGCUCAGUGGUUUAGACCAUAGCGCCACCCACGUCCCUAUAAUUUUGGCAUAAUUUAGGCUGGAUAUAGCUCACCAACAUAGGAAAAACCAUCCUGCUAUCAAAAACAAUUGAUGGGGCAAUUUUUCAGGAAGUGUGUGGAGUGAGGGGGCCGAUGAAGAUAGUCCCUCUGUCCUCUUCUUCCAUCUUGAGCAGUAUGCCUCUGAGCACAACUCUGGAACCAGCUCAUUUUAAGCAGAGCUUAAUGUAAGCACAUCUUUAAGUAGAACUUCAAGUGAUUGUUAAUGGGGGAAACUGAGUUUUUGCAUUGAACUUACUAAAAAAAUCUCUUGCAGUGAAAUAAGUGUAAACUACACAAAGGAAGCCAUGUCUCCAGCAUAUGCUUAUGUUCAUUUAACAGGGCAAAUGAGAUUGCAGUAAGCUAAAUUACUUUAAGGAGAUUUACCUUAACCUGAACAAGAAAAGUGACUAUUGGAAUAAGGGCUCCUUUACACAGGAAUCCCUGCUGUUCCACAAGAAAUCUGUUUGCAAACUCAUCACAACAAACCCACAAAGGAGUUAAAAAUUUUUUUUACCACAAGCAUUACAGUGGACCUGCAUGACAACAUUUGUGAGGUAAACAAUCAUUAUUCUAGACUGUAUUAAGUAUAGCAAUGUAUUAUUAGAUGUACCGGUCUUGAAUUAUUGGGAACUAUAUUAAAGCCACAAAUUAAAUAAUGCAUUAUUAAAAAGGUAUUUUUAGCUCCUCCACACCCUCCACACUUUGGACAGCUUGCAGUAAUAGAAUUAAGCAUUGCAUAAAUCUUUAUUAGUGGAGAUGGCGGACAGUGAGCGACCAGCCAGGGUACUUCCACACUACCUGUUAAUAAUAAUGUGGAAAAGUUACAUGAGAGAAAAUUUGAGGGGUGUGCCUGCUGCAGUAGAGAAAGUUACGUUGUGGGAGAGCAAUGACUGUGUAGUGCUAAAAACUCUAGUCUGGAAGCACCUCAGUAACAGAGGAUAGCUUCAUUUUUAUUUAUUUUUUGGUGAUUAUAUCCUAGGCUGUGGGUUCCCAAACUAUGAUCCAUGAAGUCCACCAGUGGCCCAUAUAAGCUUCAUUCAUGUGGUCUGUGGAAUCGUCGUUGAAGAUGGGAAACUGUUCACCCAUUGCAUUAAAUAUUCCUAUUUGUUUUUGAUUGCGUUUUUAAUGCUUCUUUCCCACCCCUCUCUUAGAUAUUGUAUUUUAUUGUUAUUACAGUUAGAAUUCUAUGGAAGCCCAAAUUGUAGCAUAAUAAAAAUACAGUACAAAGGAAAUAAAGGAAGCAAUAAAAGAUUCAGUUGAGAAUCGUACAUCGUCUAGAAGUGCAUUUAGCUCAGCAGGUAUAGCUCAGUCAAUAAAGCAUGAGACUCUUAAUCUCAGGGUCGUGGUUUAAAAACCCCAUGUUUGGCAAAAGACUCCUGCCUUUCAGGGGGUUGGACUAGAUGACCCCUUAGGGUACCUGCCAACGCUAUGGUUCUAUGGUUUUAGUUGCUAAAACAGGCAGGUGAAAAAAUUGUGAAGUAGUACACCAACAUAACUAAGCAGUGGUCAAGUGGGCAAAAAGUUUGGGAAUCACUGUAACAAGUUUUUUUAAAAAUAAUGUUCUGAUAUCUUUUGAACUGCAGUUGUGCUUCUAAUAAAUAUGGAAAAGGGAAAGGUUUUAAAUUAGCAUCCAUAGCAAUAAUGCAUGUCGGUUCUUCAUUGAUUAUCCAGUAGCACUAACUACUCAAUAUAUGUGAGGGAAGAAUUUAGUAAGAAGCCAAGUUCUGAGGCUCCAGGAUGGUUUUUCACAGAGAGGAAAAAAAUAAUUGUCACAAACUGCCUUUUCCACCUUCACCUUCUAAAAUCUGUUUGUAUUUUUUAGAUAUUUGGGGUUGGCUUUGAAGACUGACCUGUACUGGAAAUGAUGUGCAUAUAUAUAUGUAUUCCUGAUCACCUCCAUAAUAGACAGAUACUAUAAAAAGAACAUUUUCUGUGAAUUUGAAUUACUAAUGCUCUGAGAGCACAGAAGAGGAAUGCAAACGGGCCCUGUUGCCAUGGUGGUGUUACAGGGGAAGAGUUUGUCUUUUCUCCCGGCUAUUCUGUGGCACGUGUGCUGUUUUUAAUACUGCAGCUCUCGGUCGGGAUUGGACAGUAUCCUUUCCACCGCGACCCCCAUUCAUGCACCAGAGUAGCAGAAGGUCAAGAAUCCGGUUGUUAAAGGAAACUGUUUUGUUUUGCAGGACUGCAUUAAGAUUAAUGGAGCUUAAGGUAACCGGGGUAAUGUUGCUGAGGUUGUUAAAUGUACAUGUGUGCAUACACACACACGUACACCUUACAGAAAAUGAACUCUGUUUUUUAGGCACAGGAAUCCACUGUUAGGCACAGGAAUCCACCCCCCCCCAAAUGAUGGUUACGAAAGAUGCCAGUCCCCAUGCAAAUCUUACACUCAUACAGCGCAAAAUGAGAACCUAAAUAUAGUUUAGAAUCGUAUCUUGUAAAACAUUAAAAACUCAGUUAUGAUCGUCAUUUGCUCUUACGGUUGAGAGCUUUAUUUUGGUGUGGUGGGGAGGUUUGUUCUAGAGUUUGCAUGGAAGCACAGAAGCUGGCAACUAACACGAUAUAAUUGAAAGCACUGGGCUUAAUGCUAGACAGUUCAGAAUGUAAUGGGGAGAAAUGUUCUCGGCUUGAACAGAGAAAAUAAGACAGUGUCUAAAGCCAAAACAUAUUCUUACUGCCCAGACGAUGACUCCCCAGAUGAUUGUGCCUUUGAUAUGUGAGUUACGUGUUUUAGAAACUCAGUAAAUCUGGUUGGUAGAUAAAUGUUGCUCCCUGUACUGAGUUGCAUGAUAGAUGGGCUGCUGCUGCAUUAUUUCUCAAAUGGCUAUAGCUCCACCAAGCCAUGGAACACUUUGGCCCAUGCUCAGCCAUGUUGAACAAUGGAUUUGAUGUCAUGCUGUAUUCAGAGUACUGAGUAUAGUUCCAUGUUUUCACACUUUAGAGUCCUGCUGACAGUUCUGCCUGUAUUUUAGUGUGACACAAUCUUGUUGCAGGUUGUAGAUUGAUCUUGUUGGCUUCAAUUUUCCUAACUCUCACCCCCAGAGCUCAAGUGUUUUUGAGGGUGGGGGUGGAAAGGUGACUCAGGAGAAGCUUGUAACACUUCUUCCUCCCACACAUAUACCACAACCCCAUGCCAUGCAAACAGUCUCAUGAGUUUCCAUUGUUAAUUCUGAAAUUUUCUGCUGUGGCCUACGCCAGCCCUCUUCACUAUUUUUCUUUAAUAUGAACCAGCCUGAAAAAGGUCCUACAAAGGCUGCUGGCUGCUUUGUAGCUUCAUGAUUUGUCCUAAUAAAGAUAUUGUGUCCCAUCAAUGUGUUGAUUUUUAAAAAUUAUCCUACAGACCAAUGUGGCUGGAAACUCCUCAUAAAUAGAUCAAUUCACUUUAAAGCUUUCUUUUUCUGGUUUAUUUAAUUUGCAAAUUAAUUGGGGGGCGGUUCUUCCCAGAAUUAAUUUCUUAUACAUGUUUAUCUUUGAUAGACAAAAUAGGUAGUAGAUUUAACUGUUCUGGGGGGGUGUAAGAGAGGGAGAGAAGUAGCACUUAAUCACAUAGGCUUUAAAAUGGACAGUGUUCUGUUCACCUUUUUGGGAAUAUGCUGUUGCAAGAAGCAAAUAUUUUGUUCUUGUUUUCAAGCCUUUUUCUCUUUACUCGACCCGUUUGGACAAACUUGAACAGUGAGCGACAGAAGUCGAUCAUGGAGAUCACACUUGCACAGAGUCUAUGUGUGGCCAAAAUGUAACGUAUAAGCAGAAACCACAUGGUUUCUAAGCCUAAAUUUCAUUUUUUUAAAUGUCAUGUUUCAAGCUUUCACCUUUCUCACAUAGGUGUGGAAAGCAUGGAGACGGAACAGCCUUGUCUGCAAAUAUGGUCUCUCGUAACACAGAGCCCUAUGCGUUUCUCCAAACCAGCCAACUGUCCAUUGGAAUUUGUUUUCUAAACCAUAGAACCUCUGUUCUUUAGAAAAUCACAUGGUUUAGGCUUUUAAAAGCUGGACGGAAGCCACUCCUGGCAAUGAUACCGAGAUAAUUUAACAAACUGUAAAUAAAUUACUCUUGUUUGUUUAGAGAGAUUUGGUCUUUCUCAUUCCAGAGUAAAAAAAGAAAGAAAGUCAGUAAAAUGGACUCUCCUCAAACAAGGUAUAUUUUCAGCAUUUGGUUUCUUCUCCCACAAUGCGGGAUGAAUUCUGUCUUUGUGCCCUGCCUUAAGGAAGCUGCUAUUUCCCCUUCUACAAAAGACAAUGAUAGACAAUGUGGUGGUGUUGGGAGCAAGGGAUUUGGAGGCAAAGACCAACAUUCAAGGUCUCCAUUUCCCCCCUUCCCUGAAGCUAUGGCUACUGCUCCAAAGUUAAAUCAGACCUUUGAGUUCAUACAGGAAUGUUCGCCUUGCAUUCCACACGCUGAGCCAUUUUUAUCGUGGGGGCUCAGGAAUGUGUUUCCUUUUACUUUUUUAGUGUCUUGGUGGUGGGAAAAGGGGUAUAAUUCUGGGGUUUUUAUAAGCAACAGUGCCAGGAAUUGUUGCAUGAUCUUGAAACAGAACAUCUUGUGACACAAUUCAGUCUAUCGGGCAAGCAUCCUCUGCCAUAUGGCUUUGUUUAAUUAAAAUGUACAUAGCUGUUGUUGUUUCUGUUUGUUUUAGUAAUCUAGCUUGAAGUUUCAUUGUUUUUUCAAAAAGUAGAAUUCCAUUAUUGGCUUCCUCAAUCUUUAUGUGACCUAUUAAUUCAAGACGUAGUUACCUAACAAGCAUCUUGUGGAAAGAAAUGUUCAAGUCAAGCUUAUUUAGUUUAUCUGAAAGAAUGACAAGGAAUGCUUUUUUGUUGUGUUGGACAAUCUAUCUCCAGCUAUCCUGGGGGGAUUUAUGUUCAGGUUGACUUGUGUAUGUAUCUCUUUGUAACAAGAAUGUUUCUCAAACUUUAAAAAUGUGGCGCUAGUGAGGAGGCUUAAAUUUACUCUAUUUUAAAAUCCUGCCCCUCAAACCAGCAGGUAAAUUUGUGGAGAUUCUUGUGUGCAGUGACAUGCAUCUUGCCAGAGAGACAUUAAAGAUUUAUUUUAUGAGACAUGUUAUACCCUUCCACUUUCCGACCUGGUAACAGGAUCCACCUGGCUGCAAUACAUGGAAGAAUAUAGCUCAGUAGUAACAGAGCAUUUCCUAAGCACAGUCAUCAAUAUGUCCAGUUAAAGCAGGCCUUGGAACCUCUCUCUGCUGCAAAUCAGAGCUGGAUGCAUUGAGGCAGUGGGUGACUGCACUGACUGAAUUAAGGUAGCACCACAUAUUCAUAUAAAACUUACUUACCAGCCCGUUAUGGGAUUUUGCAACAUUACCUUUCCUCCUGUCUCUAGCUAUAAAAGUUACAGUGUUUAUGCAAUGCUUGUGUUGGUAUAUUUUGAAAAAAUAAAUAAAUGUUAGUUUAAUUUAACACUUUGAUAUUGUCACUGCCCGUUUGCUUGUGGGCCAACAAGAACCUGUGUGAACUGAUAAGGGCCUCAUGCUAUUUGCUCAACAAAUCAAGUCAUUUCUAUCCUGCUUCUCUUUCACACAUCAUAUACACCUGGAGAUUCAGCUUUGUCAUCAAGUGUGCAUUGAAGAGUGUGGCCAGUUCCAACUCUCCAAAAACAUGUGUAUCAGAUAGGUGCACUCGUAAAAUGCCUGUUUGUUGCAUUCACACUUUUACACUGUGUUCAGCCAACCAGUAUUGUGGUAGGAAGAAUUCCUUCUGUCCAGCUAGAUGAUGUAAUUGGGAAGGGACAGCUUUGUGUUUUGUUAGUUGUACUAAGGCAUGAGAACAAGUUAGACCUGUUUCAGCUUUCUUAGUACUACUAAUAUAAUGUGGGAAGAGGUCCUUAGGAUAGUAAGUAAAUAAAUACUUCUAGAAAUAAAUAAAUAAAUGUAUAGGUCAUACUACGUUUCCUAUGAUCUUCUAGCCAGGCUUUUGGUGCCACUAAGUCUACUUCAGAAAGUAUGUACAGAUGGAUAUCAGUAAAACUUAACACAUUACCUUCUGUUUUGCAUAAAAUUCUGGUUUAAAUAUAGCUAUCCCUUAAAUAUAAAAGGAUGGGCAUUCUCAUUUGGGAGAAGCUCAUGGCCAGGAGGAAUAUGAACAUUGGUUGCACAUCGAGCAAUAAUUUGCCUUCCUACCUCAUACACACCUAAUGCAUAAACCACCAGCAACUUGAAUAUUUAUCUGCAGGACCCACUAACUUAUAAUUUACUACUUAAGAAUCACUAGUGUCUCAGGAGUAUGAGACACAGGACUGAAAAGAGGGAUUUCAUGGGAAAUCGUUUCAAAAAUCAUAAAUGCCCUUUUGCUCAAUGGUAUUGCAGCACUACAGAUCCUUCAAUGGGGGUUGUGUGAUGAUGGACUUACAUUUUUAUGUACAUAGGAAGAAAAUAUUCCUAGGCCAAGCAGAUGUUUGCCUUGUUGUGAUUGAGAUUUCAAUACUACCUUCUGCUAUACUUCAGAAGUUACUAAAAAUGCUAAUAGGCCUUAUUGGCUUAUGGGAGAAUUCCCACCUAUGCUGAGGUUCCAUUUCUGGCCACUGUGCACGUUAGCAGGAUGCAUGGAAGUCGAUUCUUGUCUGUUCUGCCUUGCCCCAUUCCGCCCCCCUUUAGAGCUGAAAAUGGUGCGCCUGUCACACACAUGCUUUGCUUACAAAGGCAUAGUUACAUAUUAUUCUUUAUUUGCAGUACUUUAUUUGCAGUUGGUCCUGAGAUAGGAGAUAUUCACUGAAUUCUAGUGCUAUUACAGUCAUACCUCGGGUUACAGCUGCUUCAGGUUGCGUUUUUUCGGGUUACGUACCCGCCAAAACUCAGAAGUACUGGAACGGGUUACUUCCGAGUUUCGGCAGUCGCGCAUCCGCAGAAGCACUAAAUCACGCUUUGCGCAUGUGCAGAAGCGCCAAAUCGCAACCUGCGUGUGUGCAGAUGCGCUGCUGCGGGUUGCAAACACUGUGGGUUGCGAACAUGCAUCCCACACGGAUCACGUUCGCAACCCAAGCGUCCACUGUAUUUAUUUGCAUAGUUGUGAGGGAUGAUACACUCUUGGUUCUCACAGAACUGCUUUCAAAGUUAGGAUAAGAGGCUCACUUUGCUAAUUUAUUCACAUAAGUGGCUGAUUCCUUGAAAUGAACAAUGGUGCUGAGCAAAUAAAUUUACCACUUAGAAUUUAGCUUGAACAUUGGCUCAGACAUGCGUUUCUGAUAAAUGUUCUGUCCAGGAGAGAAAUCUGAGAGUAUUGGCAACACUGCAUGUUUUUCUAAGUGGGAAGGACAUCCCUAAGGUACAGAUGCAGCUGGCUUGAGAAAAAAGGAAAAGAACCAGAGGAAGUUGGUUGCGCCUUUUAAAAUGGAUAUUGAUGUUUCAGCAAAUACAUUCCUGUUUCAUGCAGUACGUUGGGUACUGCAUGGUUUUGCGUGGGAAGAAGCAUAAUUCUAAGAGAGAGAGAGAAGGAGCUUAUUUAGUAUCUACUCCGAGUAAAUAAGAGUCCUAGUAAAGGAAUAUCUAAUUCAGCACCCUGUAUCAAUCACAUGGCAAGUACACAAAUGUGAAGAUAAUAGCCCUUGCCCACUGUUGUUUCCCAGUGACUAGUAUUUAGGGGCAUACUUGUUAGUAGCAUAUCAUUUGUGAAUUUGUCUGAUUUCCUUUUAAAGCCCUCUGGGUUGGUAUUGUCGCCACCUCUUGUUGCAGUGAGUUCCAUAGUUGAAGCAUGUGCUUCCUUUUGUCUGUCUUGCGUCUCACACAAUUAAGCAUCAUUGCAUGACCCUGGGUUCUUCGGUUAUGAGAGAAGGAGAAACACUGCCCACACCUUGUAGAAACCUUUGUCCUGUCCCGUCUUGCCGUUUUUGGGUAAGCUAAAAAGCAAGCCUUCCCUCAUAGAGGAAUUGCACCCUCAUCCUUUUGAUUGCACUUUCCUGAGCAUUUUCCAGCUCUGUGGCAUUCUUUUUUUUUUUGUAAAUGUCUUUCACUUUAAUCCAUCUGUUGUUUCAUUAUACAAAACGGGCAACAGCAGAAAACAACAUCUCAUCUUAAAUUAAGACAGACGAGGGACAUGAGACUCUGCUGGAGUUAAUUGCGAACUUUUAUAACUGAGGCAAUAUUGUUAAAAUGCAAAGUUUAACUUUACUGCUUUGUGUUUGUGUGCAUACGCACAUACACACAUGGAGGAAUGUAUUCUGAAGGUAGGUGACUGUGACUUUGCCUUCCCUAACUCCUUUAGUCAGUCAGUAAUAUCUGUAAUCUAAUUCUCUGCACUCCUUUGGUGCUUUUGAUCUGAAACGAAGGCCAUGAAUUAUGUUUAAAAUACCCCUCAUGGAGCAUGAAAUCCAGUAACUUAUUGCUCAGGGUUGGCAUGUGUUCAAAUAACUCUGCUUGGGGCCAGUAAUACACAAUAACCUUGAGUUUAAGGUGAACUCCUAAAUAAAUUACGGCACAGCCAGUCAAGGAAAUAAAAAACAGUCCCCAUUUCUCCACAACCUAGCAUAUUUUGUAACUAUAAACACCUGUAAAUGCUUAUGUAUUUUUCAGAGAUCUGUAAAAUACUCCCAUUUUGUGACCUGUGUGUGUGUUUAAAGCAUAGCUUGAAAAUAGUAGGUUUUGUUGUUUUCUUUAAAUAGUCUCCCUGGUUUGUGUUUGGCACUGAAGACUGUGGGAGGCAAGACUCAUGACAGUUCAAGCAGAUUUCAUCCAGGCUGCUUCUUGCAUUCUGCAUGUUUAUCAUGGUAGGUUCAUUUUUAGACGAGGUUUAAUAAUGCACCUUUCAUGUGCCUCUGUGAGAAGUUGCUCAUUUAAGUGUGGCAGCGUCUAUGCUUUGAAAGGCCUCGCCUAAUAGCAUCAGGCAGGAACCCUCUGUGUUUAGAUGCCUGUAACCUUGCUUACAGGAUUGUUGUGAAGCUAAAAAUCUCUGUUAGCUCCUUAGAGCAGAGCUUUCCAAACUGUGUGUCACAACACGUUAUUGUAUUGGCUGCAAUGUGUAGGUGUGUCGCGUGAACUCUCCCCACGCUCCUCCCAGAGCUGGAAAGGUAUUGGUGUAACCUCCAGUUUGCUAGUACAGUGGUACCUCGGAUUACAUACGCUUCAGGUUACAUACGCUUCAGGUUACAUACUCUGCUAACCCAGAAAUAGUACCUCAGGUUAAGAACUUUGCUUCAGGAUGAGAACAGAAAUCGUGCUACUGCGGCGCGGCGGCAGCAGGAGGCCCAAUUAGCUAAAGUGGUGCUUCAGGUUAAGAGUAGUUUCAGGUUAAGAACAGAUCUUCGGAACGAAUUAAGUACUUAACCCGAGGUAUCACUGUAAAACUGAAUUGCUUUGUUGCGAAAUGAUGCAUGUCUAAAAAGUGUGUUACCAACAUGAAAAGUUUGGAAAGCUCCGCCUUAGAGGAAUGGUGGGUUUAAAAUAAUGUGUGGAGGAUAUGUCUUUAUCUUCUUUUUAAGGCAUGAUAGAAAUGCAGAGUCAUAUUCUUUAGUCAUUCUGAGCCAGUGACUUAGUUGGAUGCCAUGCUACAUUUUCUUUGCAUCUUUUGGUUAGAAGACUUUUAGAAAGCACUGGAGUGCAUUGCGUAUGGUGCCUUGGCCUGGUUUGCACAACACAGUAAGCCGAACAAUGGCUUAUCAGGACCAUGCAAAUGUUGUGGGCUCACAGAGAAGCGCUUGCAGCCACUUUGGUCCUCUCUGGUGAGCUAAGUCAGGGUUUGGCUUAACAUGUAACCCAAACUCAGGACUCGAGGUCAAGCUUAGUCCUCACUAACCACAAAUUGUAGCCCAAAACAGGCCAGGAGUCCUGCUUUGAAUAACACACUAAGCCCAACUUUGGUUUAGCCCAGUGUGGAGCUAGGACAAAAAGAACCACAAAAUCCUGUCCAGAACCCUGCAUGUUUAUGUGGCCACAGUAAGCCAUAGUUAGGUUUACCGUGUCGUGUGCACCAGGCCAACUUUUGCGAACUUGAGUUCAUCCAUUUGUUAACCAGCAUUGUUAAACAUAACAAGAAAACUUCAUGGGACUGACAGUCCGCAUCACAGUUUGAGAUCCCACCAAUGUAAUGAUGAUUGUUAGGGACUUUCCCAGUUGUACUCCUCUGUCUUGCUAGUCCAGACUUUACUCAGCCACCUUCAAUUGAGCUGUUGUUCUAUGUGAAAGGUCAUUUCUGUCGAGUGAGCUAGUUUAACGUGGCCGCUCCUAGAUUCUGACAAGUUGUUUUUAUAAGGAGAUGCCUUAAGUGUAAUUAACAUUCAGCUGUUCUUAAUGAAAAAAAUCUACUCUUGUUUUUACUUUUUGAGAAAAUUGCUUGUUUUCAAGCCAAUGCAGAAGAAUGACUGCUUUAGGCAUAUAUAGAGAGUGAGAGUGUGUGUGUGUGUGUAUUUAUAUAUUUAUCCCUGGUGGUAUACCCCAUUGAAGCAAAUGGGGCUUACUUCUGAGUAGUCCACAUAAGACUGCACUGUUAGUGCAUUUAACACUGUGUUUUUUAAAGUGGUCUGUGCCAAACCAAAUAUUUGCAUUACAUUAGCCUUUAGGAUAAAAUCCUCCACUGUAGCACUUUUGUGUUAGCUUGUUAGUCCCUUUCUUUUGUAGAAAUCUGAGUAAUAAUAUUUUCCUGCUCCAAGCACUUCUUUAGAUUAAUGCGAUGCAUAUUUCCCUCCAUGUUUAGACUACUACAGGAAUAAUGUUCUAAAGUAUCACCAAACAGACAAGGUUCGUAUUUGUAAAGCAUGUAAAUUGUUUAUGUGUUGGCUGCUAGGGCUUUUCCUAUGAGCAUUGCAAGUUGUACUGCAUUUGGUGAGAAAAAAAUCCUUCUAAAUUCAAUACUUCAUCUGCCAUGUAGCUAGAAAAAAGAUCCCUGUAUAUGUGCAGAGCUCUGUGCCAGUGGAUGCUGUGGGAAAAACAGCCUUCAUAACACAAGGCUUAUGGAAACAGAAGGCUGGUCUUUAACAUACGAACAUCCAGUUUAGACAGAACCGCAAACCAUGGUUUGCUAUUAAAGGUACUGUAUAAGCUUAUGCAGGCCUUGGGCUUGUAUGUUCCCCCUAACCCAUCUCCUCUUUAUGAAUGAGAAGAGCACAUCAAAAGCUUCCUAUUUUGCUUUUGAACCAACCACAGUUUCCCAUUGUUCACGGAACUGUGGCUUGCUCUAAACGUGCAUAUUUAAUAAAUCUGUAUAUCAAAUUGUGGGUGAGUGGUCCAGAAGGUGGCAGGACAAGAAUAGGCCUUUUCUGCAGUGGCUCCCUGCGUGUGGAAUGCCCUCCCUAAGGAAGUUCUGCUGGCGCCUUCAUUAUACACCUUUGGGGACCAGGCAAUACCACUCCUCUUCAACCAGGCCUUUGGCUGAUUGACAGCCAAUGCCCUUUAAAAAUGUGUUGUGGAAGUGGGGAUUAUUGGAUUGUAUUGGCUUUUGUUUUUAUUAUGUAUUCUGUGCUUUUUCCUAUUAUGAUUUUAUGUUGUGAACCGCCCUGAGAUCUACCGAUAUAGGGCGGUACAGUAUACAAAUUUAAUAAGCAAACAAAUAAAAUAAAAAUACUCCCAUUACAAAAGGCAGCUUUUUCUGGUGUCAGUAACAAGUGUUUAAGAGGUACACCUGGGGAGUCCCAUCUACGGAAUGUUAAAUGCAUAGUCAGUGCCAGUAAUUUUGAACCUUUCCAGACCUAGGCCCUACCUUAAACCCAAACAUGCACUUCUGGCCUCAUUUCAUUUUCUUUUUCUACCUAUAGUGGUAGUACUGCUGCUGUGACACACUUUGAAUUAGGCCACUGUUCAGUAGUGCAUGUCCACACAUGUGUUGAAGACCAGUGUUCAUCCUCAUCAACUUUCUGAAUAUAAUAUAGUGUCAGGUAUGAAAAGUUACUUUGUCAAUCAAAUAUGUUGCAGAGCCAGAACUAGAGAGCCAAGGGCCCCCAUCCGUAUUUGAAAUAUACUAGCAGGAGCACAUUCUUUUUAGGAAACGGGAUUGUGUCAUACUGAAAGUCUGUGUGCAUAUUUUAACUGGACGUGCUGAUGAAAUGUUAGUUUUUUCAGAAAACAUGGUGGAGUGGUUGUCUUCUGUUCUUCCAAGUGAAGAUGCCUUGGGUUGGUUAGAUUACCCAGUGCCUUAUAAAUUCGCAAGGAAACCAAAUUAAUGUGCUCUUAACCUUGUAUAUAAUUGAGGAGCUUCAUCCAUUAGUUUCUAAUCUAGUUAAUUGUCCUGAAGAAGAAAAAGAAAGUGUCCUGUUUCUGGAUGGAGUAGAAUAAAGGGCUUCAGUGUAACACUACACCACUAUAGAGGAUUCAUGUUACCAAUUAAUAACUCAGCAAUAGAAAGAAGCUUUGCAACUGAAUGUCUGGGUCAUAUGUUUCUGAGAAAUUUGCAAAAAAUGGCUCUCUAAUUCCUGUUCCCCCAGACGAGUUUUUAAAUCUGAACUUUUGUUUACCACCAUGUUUAUAUUUAAAGGUACCUUUCUUCCCCCAUGGCUAUUCAGCAUCCUUUCCUCCUGCAAAUAAUUUAUUAUACCGUUGGUUCGUGCUUUGCAUGAUAUCAAAAAGGCUGUGCAUGAAGAACUCCUGAUCACCCUUUCAAAAGCAGUCCUCUGCAUUGCCAAGAAACAAACUUAAGAGAAUGGUUGCCUGUUCCUGAAAUAAAACAUCAGUAGCACUGUAUAUGUUCAGUUGGCCAAUAUCAUUUCAUCUAUGUAAAUUCUAAGAGUGUUCAGUUCGUUCUACUGCAUUGCUGUAGCAACUAUACUUCUGCAACCUUUUUCUUUGGGCAGAGGUCAAGUGUUGGGCAGCCAUUGUUAGCUUGUGGUUGUAUGUACACACAUACAACAAAUGAGUAAGGAUGAAAUGGUUUCUCGCUUUGGAAACAAACAAACAAACAAACAAACAGGAGUUGGAAGGGACCCUGAUGAUCAUCUGUUCCAACCCCCUGCAAUGCAGGAAUGUGCUGCUGUCCCUUACGGGGAUCGAACCUGCAACCUUGGCGUUACCAACACCAUUCUCUAAUGGAUAAAGCAAGGGCAGGCAACCUAAGGCCUGGGGGCCGGAUGCGGCCCAAUUGCCUUCUAAAUCCGGCCCGUGGACAGCAUGUUUUUACAUAAGUAGAAUGUGUGCUUUUAUUUAAAAUGCAUCUCUGGGUUAUUUGUGUGGCAUUGGAAUUUGUUCAUUUUUUAAAAAAAUUCAAAAUAUAGUCCGGCCUACCACAUGGUCUGAGGGAUGGUGGACCAGCCCACAGCUGAAAAAGGUAGCUGACCCCUAGGUUAAAAUCUAGCCAACUGAGCUAUACCUAUCUCUGGCUUUUCAUACUGCUUUAAAACUUGUUUUUAGCUGCUUUUAUGGCAUGUGUGUCAUUUUUGAGAUGAAUGUAAAAAGGUUAUUCAUAAAUUAUAAUAAUCUGAAAUGUCUAAAAGUCAGUGUCGGGAGGCAUGGUAGAGUCUCUAGAAUGUUUUCAUACUACGAACAACAUAUUAUAACUUAGGGCGUGAAUUGCAAACAGCUGCUUCUGUCUGCCAGACAAGCUCCAGCAAGCCCCAAGUACUGUGAAACACCAUGUAGUGCAAAGGGCUGUCAGUGUUCACUUCCGGACUGGAACAGAAGCAGAGAGCUACAGCUCUUAAGAUGUGAGGAAUUGUGACUUCCCCCAUCAGUUAAGGAUUGUUGCUUGACUUGGGGCCUCUGCAGUUCUGUGGAACUGGGCAAAGAAAUUUUGGUUUGUGGCUCUGGCUUCUCAUUAAAAAAAUAUGAAUGGGACACUACUGAGGUGGGGUUUUGUGGGGGGGGAGUAGAUUCACACACACAAACUCACCAUUUAAUUCCAGCACUUUUAAAAAAUGAUCUGCUGAACAAAAUCUUCCUCAGUUGUCAAAAAUUGCCACCAUGGGUAGAAUCCAAAGGUUUUCCUUUUUCUGACAAAAGGCCAGGCACCUUUUUGAAUCCAAAGUCUGAAGUCUUAUAACACGUGAAAAAUUCAGAAGCAAACUUACUAAUAUAAGGUUCUCAAUUCAGCAUUUAAAUCUUUGGUGGGAAGGGGGUAAAUAUUUGAUCAAGCAUGCUUUCCACGUUCCUUUAUAUGAAAAGUUACUGUAAUUGUUUUCACAGAGUCAGUGGCAGGUUAUCUUUCUAAAACGUAGUGACUAGCUUAAAAAAAAAAGAUGGUUAGCCAUCAUAUAUUUCUUCUUUCAUAUCUGAACUUCAGGAAUAAAUGACUAAGCAUUGCAUAGUCCUGAAAUCUUGAUGCCUAUGAGGUCUGUGUAGUUUCAUAUAGCCUCUGGUACCAAUUCGUACUCUGCUGCUAAUUAAAAAAGCAUUAUUUCCCUAACGUUUGAUCCCUGAAGCACAUGCCAUUCUUACACUUAACCUUUUAUUUUAGAAUGUGAAAAAGUAAAAACCACCUUUCCUCUCCGAAAAAGCCCUUACCCUUAUCGGUAGUGGCGCCCACCCUGUGGAAGACCCUCCCAUCAGAUGUUAAUGAAAUAAACAACUAUCUGACUUUUAGAAAACAUCUGAAGGCAGCCCUGUUUAGGGAAGUUAUUAAUGUUUGAUGUUUUAUUGUGUUUUAAAUAUUUUGUAAAAAGCCGCCCAGAGUGACUGGGGAGACCCAGCCAGAUGAGUGGGGUAUAAAUAAUAAUUUCUUAUUUUUAUUCUUAUUUCUUUCUUUCUGCUUUUCUCUGUUUUGAGUCUGCCCCCCCCGGUAGCACGGGGUGGUUGCGUUCUCGAUUCAUGCAAAGAUGCAACAGGCAGCCUUCUCUUAUUGUUUGACACUUUGGUCUCUCAGAACCCAAUUAAUUAUUUAACUUUAAUUUUAUUUCUCAUUACACAUAGUGUGGGAAAACAGAACUGCAGGAUUAAUAUUUGAUCAUAGCUUGAUAAUGUAGUAAAAGCAUUCUGCCUUCCUGGAUAAGCCUAGAUUACAGAGGCAACAGGUUUUAUCUACCUUAAAAACCUUGCCUUGAAUUAUUCACACUAACUCUUUGUUAGAGGUGUUCCCAUAACAAAUCUUAUGGGCGGGUUGCUCCAAGUGAUCCUAAGAAGAUUAUGUAAAAAAAAUAAUAAAAGAAGAUUAUUCUUGAAGACCAUCUGCCCCCCCCAAUUUUAUCUACUGCUGCAUUUAUUUCUUUUAAAAAUUGUCUGCUUUUCAUCUGAAGAAGGCAGCUCAUGACAAAGCAGCAAAAAUAAAAAAGAUCCCUGCAGUUGCCUCUAUCAGAUGUGAAAAAAUGUAGUGAUUUCAUGGCAAUUAUACUUUCCAAGUGUUGUAGAUGCAACAGUAUGCGCUAUUUGUGAUGGCUUGAUGAGACAGGGGGGAUAAAGUAUGAAGUAGGAGUAUAGCUCUUCCAAACAGUGUCUAAUAAGAUAAUAGUGUUUAAAUCCCGUUAAAAACUGGUCGGGGAAUCAUUGCAAAAUAUUAGCACCUCCCUAAUCCUUUCAAGUGAAAUGAUAUACUUCCUUGCGUAAUGUACAAAAUACCGAUCCACUGCCAUCUCCUGUUCACUGCAAUGCAAGAGGCCACCAUUCUUUGUCUUUUUUUUUUACUUGAAUUUUUGUAAACUGCUAUGAAAUCAUUUGAGAAAACUCAUCCUAUAAAGGCUCCAAGUAAAUACAUGAAUAGCUUGUUGUUUGUCAGUAGUGGUUCCAUAUGUCAUGGCCCGGGACUACAAUCCCUCUCACCCUUCGAUGGAAAGUUCUGAAGACUCCUAGGGUGAAGAAGGUGGCGUUCCUGAAUCCCCAUCUAAGGCAGAUAGAAAAAUGACUGCCCCACUGAAGAUUUUCAUGUGGGAGCCCAAGGCCCCCAUCCCCUUCUUGUAAGGAGAUAACUCUGCCCUCAUCUGAAGACUUUUUAAAUCCUUGCCAGGACUACCUGCAGCCCAGGAGGACCCUCCACCAUCACACCACAUGCAAGGGUUGCAGAAGGCCUCCUAUCCCUGCAGAAAUUAGCACAGACCAUAUGGGCCAGACUUCACACACACACACACACACACACACACACACACACACACACACCUCUACCUUCAGAAUUUAACAAAUGCUGGAAGAAACUAAUUUUCCUGCUUUCAGUGAGUCUGGCCCAGUCUUGAAUGCACCCCACAUGAUCUGUCAUUGGCUCUGAACAUUUGCUGCCUCACCUGCACCUUGUCAUACCUGGCCAAAACACUCCUGCUGGCUUCAGCCUGGAAGGAAGAGAACGUAAACUUUUGCAAUGCUUUUGCUCCAUGCUUCCUAAACUUAACUGACCCUUGACCAUGCUUAUGUGGCAAUCUUCCAUCUCUUUUCUUCAGAUCUACUUAGGUCCGGCUUCAAAGAAUAAGUGAGUGUUUCCAGAUUUUUGCCUGCUUGCCUCUUUCUUUCUUUCUUUCUUUCUUUCUUUCUUUCUUUCUUUCUUAUAUUCCCGCUUCCUUCUUUUAUUCUCUUUGAAUGUUUCAGUACUUCCUAUACCACACAGAGCAAGCCUCCAGAGUUUUAGUCUCAAAAAUUUCAUGACCAACAUGAAAUGUCAAUGGUCCUUGAGCGAGUCCUUGCCAAAUUCACUCAUCCGUGGUAAAUCAGAAGUGUUUGGUUCAUUGAUUCUUUGGCGGUCACCAUCCAAACUGGGGUAUUUGUUAUCCCUACUCUUUUUCAUUCCCACUCCCCAGUUAAACCACACUAAUUUCAAUAGAACUUACUUUGAAGAAAGUGAAUCAAGGAUUUUUAGUAGCAACAUCUUUUACGUUUACUAACUCUUCAUUUUUUUCAUUCGUCACAUCUUCCCUCAAGAUGGUGCUUUAAUUGUGAGGAAAUCACAUUUUCUGAGUACUCACAAAAUAUUAUUUGGACCCAUUUCAGUCUGGCUUUUGAUUCUGUUUUAGUACUGAGAGAGCUCUGGUUAGUGAGCUAUCUUGAGAGAGGAAUAGGAGGCAUUUGAUGACCCUGUUGAUCCAUUCAGAGGCUUUGGUGCCAUCAGCCAUGGUAACCUCCUGGAGCAGGUAGAGAGUUGUAGGCACCAUGAUGUGGUGUUUUCAGUCAAACCUGUAGGGCUGUUAUUAGACAACAUCAUUGGGGGACUCCUCCCUGGUCCCAUAAGAGUUGUGCUGUGGAUUCAUAUAGAUUUUAUUCUGUCCGCUAUGUUGUUUAGCAUCUAUAUGAAGCUGUUGUGAGCAGUCAUCAGGAUUUGAGGUUUUGUGCCACCAUCAUGGGGAUUGCAUUCAUCUAUACCAGUGAUGGCCAAACAUUGCCCUCCAGCUGUUUUGGGACUACAGUUCCCAUCAUCCCUGACCACUGGUCCUGUUAGCUAGAGAUGAUGGGAAUUGCAGUCCCAAAACAGUCGGAGGGCCAAGUUUGGCCAUCACUGAUCUAUGCCAUCUGAACUAGAUGAAACUGUGAUUGUUCCUGAGCCUGGAGGUGGUAAUGGGGUCAGAUGAGGGCUAGUAAAAUGAUGCUGAAUCACGGCUAGACAGAGACACAGUCACUCACCCCUUGAAAGACCAGGUUUGUAGCCUGGGGGGGGGGGAGUGCUCCUGGAUCUGGCAUUGUCACUUGAGCCCUUGGUGGUGUCAGUUGCAAGGGGUUCCUAUUUCCAGGCUGUAGCUGAUUGAGAGCAACAGCCGUUCCUGUACUAAGAUAGCCUUGCCAUCGUACUACAUGCUCUAGGAAACUUCACACCUGGAUUAGUGUGAUGUGUUCUUUAUGGGGCCACUCUUGAAGAUGGUCCAGAAACUUCAAGGUAGCACAUAAGGCAGCUGCUAGAAUGCUGAUAGCAACAUCUGUAUGGAGUCCUGUCUUCCACAUGACAGGUUGCCUAUGUGUUACAUGGUCCAAUAUAAGGUGUUAAUUAGCACUGACAUAUUUUGUAAACCGCUUUGAGGGUUUUGGGGUUUUUUUACAGUCAAGAGGUGCACAGAUUUUAUGAAAUCAGUAAUAAUAAAGAAAGAAAUAUGGGCUUGAGACCAAGUAUAUAAUGAAGCUCCUCUCCCCAUAUCAGCCAACCCAGGCCUUGAGAUUGGAAUAGAAGGAAGGCCCUUUUCAUUAUACUGACAGUGGGGAUUGCUUGCUGUGUGGUGACACAGGAUAGCCUUUCUUUGUAGUUUCCCCCCACUAUAUAAUAGAAUUUGCUCCCCAUGAGGUGUGGCUGGCCACAACAGACUUGGACUUCUGAUGCCAGGUUAAGACACAACUGUUUCUCCAGACCUUUAACAGAAUUUUAUCUGAUUGUCCAUGGCAGGGGUCAGCAGACUUUUUCAGCAGGGGGUCGGUCCACUGUCCCUCAGACCUUGUGGUGGGCCGGACUGUAUUUUGAAAAAAUAAUAAUGAACAAAUUCUGAUGCCCCACAAAUAACUCAGAGAUGGAUUUUAAAUAAAAGCACACAUUCUACUCAUGUAAAAACACUAGGCAGACCCCACAAAUAACCGAGAGAUGCAUUGUAAAUAAAAGGACAAAUUCUACUCAUGUAAAAACACGCUGAUUCCCGGACCAUCCGCGGGCCGGAUUUAGAAGGCAAUUGGGCCGGAUCCGGCCCCUGGGCCUUAGUUUGCCUACCCAUGACCCAUGGUUUGGGGGCUUUUAUGAACAGCUGCUACAUUAUUGUUCUACAGUUUGUGAGGGGUUUUAGAUACGUUGAUUGGCUUGUAUUUAUAAUUUUAGCUGUCUUUUGUUGCUAGUUUCUUUAAUGUUUGUAAACUCCCCUGGGAUCUAUGUUGAUGAAGGGAAAUUUUAUAAUUGUAUAAAUAUGGUGUACCUUGUAGAAAUGUGAUACCUUCCCCAGACAUUAACACUUACUGCUAUUGCUGUUGUGGUUUCUGUGUGGAAAUGUGGUUGCACAAGCAUUCAGGACACUUAAAAGAACCUGUAAUGCAUAAUAAAUAGUGGCAUGGCCAGUACCAAUUGGGAUUAAGUUCGUGCCGAGAAGUAUUGCGCAUUUGAUGAAGUCCAGUGAUGUAUGCUACAGUGCUUCAGUUAAUUGGGAGGUUGCUGCAACAUGUUUGGUGUUGAAGUUACACAACAGAAAAUAUUUCUAUAAAUCCUUCAUUUCUAUAUAGUCAAAUACAGUCAUACCUCGGGUUACAGACGCUUCAGGUUGCGUUUUUUCAGGUUAUGGACCUGCCGAAACCCGGAAGUACCGGAACGGGUUACUUCCAGGUUUCAGCGGAUGCGCAGAAGCACUAAAUUGCGCUUUGCGCAGAAGCGCCGAAUUGCAACCCGCGCAUGCGCAGACGUGGCACUGCAGGUUGCGAACGUGCCUCCUGCACAGAUCACGUUCGCAACCCAAGCGUCCACUGUAUACAGUUCCUCCUUUUGUUUCUCUAAUCCCUUUAUCUAGCUGCCUUAAGUAUAAGCCUGUUGUGAUUCGUUGUUGUUGUUGUUUGUGGCACUGCAGCAGUCCUUUCUGAACCUAUGGAAUGAGGAGACCUCAAUGGGUUACCAAGGGCCAGUCAAUCACUCUCAUUAAUUUACCUUACAGGAUUGAUGGGAGGUUUAAAGUGUGUGGAGUGCCCUUUGUGCUUUCUUGAUAUCCUUAAAGGAAAGGGAGGGAUAAAAAUGUAAUAAUAGUAUUACGUACAAUAAAUGAAAACCAAAUGGAGCAGAAUCUUUAUAUCCUUCCAGUGUAGAUGCCGAGAGUUGCAGUGCAAUAAACAAUACAGCUUGGACAUUGGUUUUGUUUUAUUGUACAUAAUCCACCUUUGUUGGCGAGGAAGAUCAGUCACUGAGAUCGGAGGGCCCUGUAGCUUCUUAUGUAGAAGACUGGCAACCCUUCCUUUACCAUACUGUUCUCUUCCUUUUUUGCUUUUUCUUCAAGUGACCAUAGAAAUACAGCUAAGCUAAGCAAACCAAAAUCCUUUCACCUAUUUGCAAUACAUUUUUCAAAAUCACUGGUACAGUAAACGGAUAUUUAUCGUUUACUGUAAAGGAAAUGGUUUCCCCGAAGGAGAUCGGAAGGAACACAAAUCUCUGUGGGUGAAACGCUGUGGAUAAAAUCAUGCUUGAACACACCACAGAUGUUAACCACAAUAAUAAACCAUUUUUGCCCCACUCUCUUCCAGAUUAGAGGCUGGGAGAAAGAGAUGGGAACUAAAUUAAAUAUGAGCUUUAUAAAUGUUUUUCAAAAGGUGCAGAUUUUCUCAACCUGGGUGGCAAACUUGAUAUUUAAACAAAUAUUUUACUGUUUGUUGGAAGGGCGGUUCAUGAGCAUUCUUAUAACAUGGGAGUGUCAGAAAAAUGAGACGGUUUGGAUUCACAAGAGGCAGGCGUGACUUCUCAAAAGGGGGGACUUCUAAAGAGGGUUCAAUCAAGCCGUAAGCUGUGUUCAGAAAAUCUCUUACAGUAAAGGUCGCAAAGGGUAAUACUCCAGAUGUGGAAAUACAGCUUUUAAAGUAACUUCAUGUGUAUUCAGCUUGUUUUCCAACUUGGGGCUGCAGUAGCCAGAUUCAGAUAUGAAGCAUAAUUCAUGAAAUAAACUAACAAAUGAAAAGGAUUAUACCCUCGAUAUUAGAGCAUUCCAAGAAAUAGCAAUGGUUAAUAUUAUUUUUGAUCAGUAUAAGUACGUCAUGGAAAUUUGGAAGUUACAUUUCAGAACUGGAGCCUCUUCAUAACUUUUCUUGCUACUUUUGCUUGCCUUACAACCACAAAGUUUGAUACGUAUUCUCUCAAAUGUUUUGAUGAUAGAUUCUGAAAUUCUCUUGGUUUUGGUUUUAACCAGGGAAGUCAGUUUUUAUCAAAAUCAUAAAUUGUGUUAGUAUCUAGUAAGUUGUAAUAGAAAGGAUGGCAAGACUCAGGUGCAAAACCACAUGCCCAGGAAUGCUGUAGUCAGGGCCUCAGGUGGUGGAAUCCUGCAGGGGCAGGCACUCAUGCCACUACCAAGGUUGCACCGUGGCAGUGGCUUCUUCUAGCAAGAUUUUGCAGGAAGAAGCCACUGCUGUGCAAUUCCUGGUUAAGUGAGGCUUCUGGGGAGUGUUAGAAACUCAGAUCAAUAAGCUAGGUGCCAAAUGGCUCCCUAAACCAGGGUUAUAGUUGCCGAAACGGAAUGCUUAGUUGCCAUUUUUGUGCCAGACCACUUGAAAACCAUAUUUUUCAGCACAACUUUUUGAUUCCUGAAAUUAAUUCUGAUUGUGCAGAUAAAAUACAAUGGAAUUCUACAGGAUGUGUUGCUAGUGUGUGAAAACAGUCAAGAUCCAAGGAUCCCAAGGCAUGCCACCUCCAGAUGGUGGGGACAUCAGGCGCCAUCUCAGCGCCUGGGCAUCUUCACUUGGUUGCAAGUGGCUGAUAGCCAGGUGCAAAAUGCACCUAGCACCUGGUGAAUUUCAAGCUGCUUCUGGGGGGAAGGGGGCAGCGUGGAUUUGUACCUUCCCAUCUUGCCUCAGGCAGUGAACAGACUCAGCCAUGCCUGGCUGUAAAUGUUCCACCUUCUUUUUUAAAAAGAGCUCUGUUCUCAAGGUUGUUUUGUAAUGUAUUACCGUAAUUAGAAACUUUGAGGAAUUGUUGAAUUAUAUAUGUAAAACAGAAAAAAUUAGGACACACACACACACACACACACACACACACACACCUGCCAUAUCUGAGCUGUAGCUCCAGAACCAUAUGUGAUCCUCACAUAUUCAGGUGUGAAUAUGAGUGGUUAAUAAGAAGAGAAUUGAAAUAUUAAAUUCCUUCGUUGACCUUGUGCGCUAGAGAUGUGCUAGAGAUGUUGUUCUUCCAACUGGCCAUUAAGACCCAGAUCUUUGUCUUAUUUGCAUGCUGUGUGUAAAUAGAGUGAAUGUUAUUUGUGUGGCAUGUCAGCUUGUUGCUCAAAGGGGGGCCGGGAUCCAAACUUUGCACAGGAUAUGCCUUGGAGUUCUUUGGGAAAAGGAGAUAGGGAUCUCAAUGGAAUUUUAAGAGUAGGGGACAAGGAGACAUACUAGUUAUGUCUGAAUAAAAAUUAGUUUUCUCUUAACAGAAAAGCUAAAUUCAUAGGCAGACAGGUACGUCAACAUUGUGGAAAAAUAAAAAAUAGGAUCAUUACCGUUCAUGCUAGUGGUACCAUCAUCAUGAGAAGGGCAGCCAUCAUGAUGGAUCCCUGGGCUGCCUUGGGAUGAAGGGUGGGAGAUUAAUUAAUUUCCUGUAUUUAAUUGUUUUCUGAAUUGACCAGUAAUAUGUAAAUCCUCUUCAAUACAAGCAAGGUUUCAAAAUGACAAGGCUGCCCUAAUUCCACAUUGUGCCAUUUGGUUUAAGAAGUGCAUUAAAUGUAAGUUAAACAUGCAUUAAAGGGAAGUAAGCCAUCCAUGCAGGCAACACCUAAGCACACAAUCCCAGAUUCUAACAACCUUUCUUUCUUUUUUUAACAUGAAAAACAAAAGUUCAGGCCAGAUGUCCCCAAUCUAUUUUUGGCUGGUGGGAGAUUUUUUUCAUUUUUUUUUCAUGAGGUCAUGGCUGAUAACAAAGAACGGCUGAUAACUGAAACUAUUUUUUCCUGUGUUGGGAGAUUAUUAAGAAGAAACAAAAAAAAAGAGGCAAAAUCUCCAAGGACAAGAACCUGAUACAAAGUCAUCAUUCCACGUGAAACCAGAUAGCAUGCGAUGCUGUGCUUCCGCACUCAGCCUCUUGCUUGUUUAUACAGGUGUCUGUGGAGGAAUGUGGGCACUUCAGCUGAACCAAUGAAAGCUGAUAAGCUAAUGGCCCUCUCUCUCCCUUUCUUGAGACUGAAGCAUCUCUAUCAACCUUCAUCUGUUUAAAUCUGCAGCUAUCGUCCUCAUCCCUCCCCCCCAGCCCCAUGUGUGUUAACCCUGGAAAAUAAGGUUUGUAACUAUUCUUGGCAUUACCACUUCUGGAUUAAAACUGUUCUCCCUUUUAUGGGGAGCUGUUUUUUUCUCCUUGACACUACUUCGCACCCCCCACCCACCCCCCAAAAAGCGGAGAGGAAUCAGCAAUAUACAUCACACAACUGUUUAUAUUUAACUGACCUUAUUUCAUUAAAUACACUUUCCGGGUACAUUAUCAUUUGUUUUUAAUGAAUAACUAAAUUGUUUUCGCAAUUGAGCCCUUAUUUAAACCAAAGGCUUUCAAAAUAUGUCUUUUUUUUUUAAACUAAGUAGUUGGAGGCUGUACGUAGUGUCGCAUAGAGCAAGAUAAAGAGUAUGAGUUGGAAGACACGAUAGAAGUUGUCAUGUGGUUGCCCUGUAGACCAUUUUGUACCAUUAAGCUGGCAUUAAUUUAUCCUCCUUAACAGAUGGUCACUGUUCAUAUUUUUCAAAGAGUUGUAUUCCGCUUGUCCUAAUGCGUCUCAGUAAAUCCGUGACUGAGCAGGCAUGUAACCCUGGGCCCUUCCACACCUAAGAGCAACUUUUUUUUGUCUUUUAUCAAACAAGAGAAUCUGCUGGGAAGAAACAAUAAUAUAUGAACUUCCAUUUUGUUUGGCUGCUCUGUGUGUGGUCCACCCAGAAGUACUGAGAAGGCAUAAUCAGUCUGCAUAUUGGCACUGCUGAUCUUGAAACUUAACCCUGUUGUACUUUCAACUGAGCACUGAGGACAACCUAUUAAAAGUUAAUAUUUAGUUCUAAUGCAGUUUCUUUCAGAACAAAUACUUGUAGGGGGGGCUGUAGCAUUAUAGAAAGGUGCUGAUUAAAUUUUACUUUAAAGGCUUACUCUUGUAUGGAUUUUCUUCUUAAGUAGGGGUAGACAUAUAUGUGGAAUUUGAAGCCAAAAAAAGGACAUUGAUAGCUAUGUGUGUUGACUGCUUUCUUCCUCCAACAUCCUUCCUGAACAGUUCAGUUUGGGACAUGAUAAUUCAACACAGGAUGUUGUUGGGAAGGCUUUGGGCAGCAAUCCUAUGGAGAUAUACAGAAGGCAUUACAUAUGCUUAGCUUGUAGAAGACUACAGGAAAUACGUUGACAAUUUUUGGCGGAGGAAAAAAACCACAUUUCUUAACCUUUCUCUUGUGGACAGGAUUAUUUUUUUUAUUUUUUAUUUAAAUACAGAAUGGUUUAAACAUUAGCUAGACAAGCUCAGUCACUAGAGCAUGAAACUCUUGAUGUGAAGGUCAUGGGUUCGAGUGAAAUAUUUCCUGCAUUGCAGGGGGUUUGACUAAAUGACCCCCAUGGCCCCUUCCAACUCUACACAAGUCAAAACAAUUAUGUAAGGGAGGUGAAAAUUCUGAAUAUACAGCUAAAUCAAAGGAGCAGGAACCAAUUUCUGUAUGAUAGGCUUUUGUCUGACACUAAUGCUUCACGUUUUCAAGCAAACCUGCUGAAACUCCACAUUCUGUUGUAAAUCAAAAUGGGUUCCAGUUCUUUCUUUCCUGUUUUCCCUCUUUGCCAUCACGUGUUCUCUCUGUGUGUAUUUGGUAAAUAUGAAGAAAUAGAAAAAUAUUUUCCCUUUCCUGAGACAUUUAUAUUUUCCUUUAAAGCUCCCCCCCAGGAGUUGUGCAAUAGUUUUCAUGAAGGUGUUUGGCAACAGAGAAAUCUUCUCUUUCCUUUUGGGCGAAGUGUACAUUAUAAACAGUAAUCUGAUAUGGCAAAGGAUAUACAUGCCUGGAGUAGAAAAUAAUCAGAAGCAAUAGAAAAAAUGUAAUGAGUUAAAACAGGGCAAGAAAUAGUAGGUAAUGGGUGAAUAUGCCCAUUGCAUUCCUUCCUUGCAAUGAAGAUUUCCUCAGAGAUUUGAUAACUUAAAUGAUUUCAUUGUUAAUUCAAGGAGACUGCAUUUCUUCCCACAAAGUAUGCUUGUAUUUGGACUUUCCAACAUCCAGCCUAAUCUUUUGUAAAUCUUUUAAAAUCAACAUUUCUUUAAAAGCCAUCAGACUUUUUUUAUUUAAAAUGCAUUUUAGCCCUUAAAAAAUAAUGGUUGCCCCACUUCUCUUUAUUUAGUAGCAUUGGGGGGAAAUGCUUCUGAGCCCAGGGAAUGCUUAUUUGUACCCUUGCGUUGUGCUUUGUACUUGAGCAGAUGCCUGUAGGGUAUGUGAUAUGUGGAAUGUGUUGUGUCCCCACCCCCUGCUGAAAGAAAAAUGCUUGGAGGGGGGUAACUGAACCCUCUGCAAUCAGUGUGCUGCCAACCUUAAAGAAAAAAACAAAACAAAUAGCCUCUCCUGGGGAAACAAUGAAGAUUCCUUGCAGGCCUGAUUCUUGUUAGAGAAACUCUUGUCUUAAAGGCUGGGCGGUUUGAUUCUUGACAUAGAGAAAGCCUGUCUCUGCUGGUAAUUGUUUUGCCCUUCCAGCUGCAUUUGCGCUUUGCCAUGGGUUGAGGCGAACAACUGUGUGUUAUUUUGUGUGUGUUAUGUUUGUGGGUUGAAUUCCGAGCUCCUGAUCCUCUUUAAGACUUUGGAAGGACAAAACAAUAUGAAACUUCUGCUUCUCCUUUUUUCUCUUUCCACCUCGAGGAUGUUUGCAGUUCCCAUUUCCUCCAGUAUUUUUCAGAUGUGUUUUUCAUUAUUUGCAUAGUAUACCUGGUCACACCCUUGUACUUAAGGAAUUCUUUAUAAAGAAGUAAUAUAGAACAGAAAAUUUCAGUUUAGCAGUUUUGCACAAAUUUCAUUAGUUCCAAGGGGACUGAAUUCCAAGUUCUCCUUUGGCCUUUAAAACCUGAAAGGUUUGUAAACAAGUUACCUUGAGGACUCCCUUUCUCCCAUAAUUGCUGUCCAAGAAGCAGUGCCUACAUGAGAACAGGGUCUUCACAGUGGUGGCACUUGAACUGCAAGUUCCUUCCAAAGGAGACUUGUUUGAUUUCCUCACUAUUAGAAGUUAGGCAGCAUUUUAAAAAGUUGCUGCUUUGGGGUCAAAUUGAAUUUGUUGUUUUGUUCAGUGCUUUGGCUGCCCCUUGUCACUUCCUUGGCUUUUAUAUACAAAUUUUACUGUUUUAUUCUUUUUUAAUUUCUUGGUUUGUGACGCUGUUAGCCCUGUUAUCAGUCCCUGUGGGGUAGAGAGGUGAAAUAUAAACCAUUUUAGAGUAAGCAGCUUCUCUCUUUUAACUUCAAACUUAUUUUUAUUUUUCAGAUCGAAGAAGGCAGCAAAGCUGCAGCUGCUGACAAGCUGCUGGCUGGGGAUGAAAUUGUCAGCAUUAAUGACGUGGACCUCUCUGGGUUCAGGCAAGAAGCCAUCUGCCUGGUGAAAGGUUCGCACAAGUCGCUAAAGCUCGUAGUGAAAAGGUAAGGUUUGUGAUUCACCACGACAGAGACUAAAGUUCGUUCUUGAUAUCGUCAACUUGCUGACUGAGAACUAGACACAAGUCUCUCCUUUUCACUUUUCAAAAUCUCAUCUGAGUUACCGUAUUUUUCGCCCUAUAGGACGCACUUUUUCCCCUCCAAAAAUGAAGGGGAAAUCUGUGUGCGUCCUAUGGGGCGAAUACAGGCUUUCGCUGAAGCUUGGAGAGCGAGAGGGGUCGGUGCCCUGAAGCAGAGCGCCCCGUGCGCCGGGCAGACAUCGGCCAGCCCCAGAAGCUCGGGGGACAGCGGGGAGGCGCAGCGCCGCCAUCCCGCUGUUCCCCGACCUGGUUUUGGGGGGGGAAAUAAAGGAAAAAAAAUUUCGUUUAUUUCCCCCCCAAAAAAUUAGGUGCGUCCUAUGGGACGGAGCGUCCUAUGGGACGAAAAAUACGGUAAUUGGGUUUGGUUUUCCCCAAAAAAUAACUUCACAUGGUAUAUUAUUGUUUGUUGUUGAAUGGUUAAUUCCCAUUCAGUUUUAACUAGGACCGAUGGUCUGGAGAAACGGAAUGUUUUUCAGGUUUCUGUUAGCACUUCUUAGCCCAAGUAAUCUAUGAAGUAAAAUGCUGCCUUGUGCAUAUUUUAAGUCACCUCAGCUCAUGUUGAGGCACCCCCUUGGAAGCACGCACAAUUCAUAGGCUUUGGGCAUACCUCUGUAAACAUCCUCUGGUUUAAAAGAAGUGAUAUACAAGUAACCAAGCUGCACAAAUCCUUUUCAGACUUCUCAGAACUGCCUUGUUGUAGGGUGACAUGGCAAGCAAUCAGCGAAGGCUAGCUUAUUCUCAGUGUUCCCACAGGCUCACAUAGUCACAUGAAGAGAUUCUGAGUAGCAUGGAAAAAAUACUUGCCAAUCACUAAAGAAGGCUAUGGAGUCUACAGAGCCCAUCACAGCAACAGACCUCAACCUUACAGCCUCUGGCUCACGUUCUGUAUUAGGUCCUAUUUCACCAUGUGCCUGCUCUUAAACCGUCAGUCGAUCCGUACCUUUGUCCCACGUGGGUUCACACUUUGUUCACUGUUGGCCAUGCUGACUGGGGCUGAUAGAAUUCAACAAUAUCUUGAGCACGCUGUGUAAGCUGCCUCUGCUUAAGAUACAAUCUGUGGGGCUAAAUUAAGAGGCUAUUGAAUAACUGCAAGGUGCUCUCCACUGCUGGUGCCGGAUCUCAAUGAAAAUACGAUACAGUCGUACCUUGGAUCCCGAACGCCUUGCGAGUCAAACGUUUUGGCUCCCAAACACCAAAAACACAGAAGUGAGUGUUCCGGUUUGCGAACGUUCUUUGGAACCCGAACGUCCGACGCAGCUUCCGCUUGACUGCAGAAGCCUUGGUUUCCGAAUGGUUUGGAAGUCGAACGGACUUCCAGAACGGAUUCCAUUUGACUUCCAAGGUACCACUGUAUAUGCAUUUUCUUCAGAGAACUGUAAUCAUCAUGCAACAACUGUUUUUUUGUGUGUGUGUGUUUGUUUUUUGUUUUUGCAAAACAUUGUUGGAUAAGAGAAGCUGGGAAAGGUCUCUGACAAGGUGGAUUUGAUUUAAAUCAAAUUGAUUUACAUCACGAUUUAAAUCACAAGUCAGUAAGACUUGAUUUAAAUCACAAGUGAGUAAGACUUGAUUUAAAUCAUUUUUUUACAGAAGGACUCAUUCUUGCUGGUAUAAUCUUAAUAUUUACAACCAGAUGAACGUUUCAUUUUUGGAAUAAUAAAUUUUCAGAGUAGCUUUUACAGUUAUAUCAAAAAUUACUGAUUUGGUUAUAGUAUUAGAAAUACAUAGAGAGAUAAUUGUGAAAUUAUUGUGAGGUUUAGUAAGUUAACUGUUUAUAUUUGGACAACUUUUCUGCUAUACGUACUUUAUUGGUAGGAGAAAAAUAAUCAUUUCCUUAAUAAAAUUUUAAACUGUUUAACUAAAGCAAUAACAUUAUAGCAUAUGUAUCCAUGUUUGUUAACUGAUGUGGUUAAACUUUUUUAAAAAAACAACAACCAACAACUUAGACUGAGUUUUAGCAUGCAUGAAAAACUUAAAACAAAUCCUUGUUUCCUGAUAAAUAGCCUUUGGACUAUAAUGUAACCUAAAUAGAUAACUAUCUUUAGCAAUAUUUUUCCUCCAAAAGCAUUUUAUUUUAAAAUUCCAAUUUAAAUUUUUUUUUAAAUGAUAUAUUUUUUUAAUCAUUGGUUUUUAUCUACCCUGCUCCCUGAUACUAUAACCUGAUGAUAACUAUUUACAGUGGUGCCCCGCAAGACGAAUGCUUCGCAAGACGAAAAGCUCGCUAGACGAAAGGGUUUUUCGUUUUUUGAGGUGCUUCGCAAGACGAAUUUCCCUAUGGGCUUGCUUCGCAAGACGAAACGUCUUGCGAGUUCUUGUGAGUUUGUUUCCUUUUUCUUAAAGCCGCUAAGCCGUUAAUAGCCGCUAAGCUGCUAAUAGCCGUGCUUCGCAAGACGAAAAACCGCAAGACGAAGAGACUCGCGGAACGGAUUAAUUUCGUCUUGCGAGGCACCAGUGUAAUGCCAACAAUUGUACAGUAUAACCAUUCAGUGGCUGCAUUUUCACUUAACACUAAACCAGGGAUGAACAACCUUUUUCUGAUUUGUAAUGUGAUUGAAUGUCAUUCAUUUCUGACAUAACUGUGCUACACACACACACACAUGGCAGAAGCCUGCCCAUUUGUUCUCAGGAAGUUGGGGAAAUAACUUCUUUUCACCAAGCAUCAAAACAAGGGGGGGAAAAGUUAGAAGUGAAAUAGAAAGUGGGAGAAAACACCUUUAAACCAUGAAGAAUAAGGAAGAAAUGAAGGGGAAGAACUCUGGUAGGGUGGGGAAAUGGAGAAUCCUCAUGAAUUUGCCCACCUAUGCUCUAAAAUAUAAUUUAGCAUUAUAUGGAUGAGCAUCCACAAACUGAUGCAAAGCAUUGGUCUUGUUCACAUCCCUUUCCUUCUCCAAGACUUCUGCCAAGUUUAAUUUUGCUUUCAAAUAAUCUUAGUGUUAAGAUCAUGAUUGAAUACAAGCAAUCAUGCUGAAGAAGCCAACUUCAAACCAUGGGCUAUGAAAUUGGCUUGUUUUAGCUAACUGUGGUUUACUUCAUCUGGGUUCAUAGAAGCUCAUCUACGUACUACCAAACCUCUGUUUAGUGUUACAUGUGAUCCAGGCAAAAGGGUCUUACAAGCUUUUGAUAUGUAUAAGAUAUAUGUCCAAUAUCGUUAUUUUUGUAUUACCUGAUAUGUGUCGGCAUUUGGCCCCGUUAGAGAAUAUAUCAACUACAGUGGUACCUUGGUUCUUGGACGUAAAAUGUAAUCCGUUCUAGAAGUCUGUUCGACUUCUGAAACAUUCAAAGACCAAAGCACAGCUUCCGAUAGGCGCAGGCGCCCUGGAAACAACAGCCAACAACCACAUCGGACGUUCAGGUUCUGAAAAACGUUUGAAAACCAGAACACUUACUUCCAAGUUUUCGGUGUUCGGGAGCCAAAAUGUUCGAGUACCAAGGUUCCACUGUAUUUAGACGAAUCUCCCCCUGAGCAUCUUGAAAAGACUCACAUCUUCAUAACAGAACUUUAGUUUUCAAGCAUCUUUAAUUUUCUCACUUCAGAAAAUUGCACAACACGGAGGUGCAAACCAGGAACCUUUACAUCACAGAACUGACUACUUUUAUGCUGCUUAGCUAUCCAGUUUCACUAGCUUAAUGUUAAGAUGGAUAUUGUUCUGGAUGCAUAUCAGUAAUGCUUAAUUGAUGUACUAUGCUCAUUUAUCCUCAGUCACCAUCUGUAACAAAAAAUAAUGGCAGAAAUGAAAGAGAUCACUGAGAUUCCUAGAGACAACAACCUGCUUAUUUCUCAUGUUUGCUCUGGGAGAAAAUAUUACAAGUCGUUAAUAAUUCUUUAAAAAUAGUUUUGGUGUGGAUUGGCACACAAAAUAAAGAAAGCAGAUGGCACUAUAACCCAGAUAAUGUGAAUAGUUUCAGGGAGUUCUACCAAAAGUUAUAUAGCCCAGGAACCAAUAAAUUAUAUCAAAACCCCAUCUGGAAUAUAUUAUAAUUCAUAUCUACUUGAUCUUACAUUGGCUUCUACUUUGGGCAGGGAGGAAAGAACAUUUAAUACACAAUCUAUGUUCUAAGCAAUGGAGCAAUCUUCAUGAUCUGUUUAUUUGGAGCCCUUUAAAUUUUCAGACAUUCCACAACAUAACUCAUUGCUUAGCAAACUAUCAGCUUUAAGGUAGCUUCCCUUUAGGUUUCCAGACAUUACUCUCCUUUAGAUAUGCAGACGUUCAUAACUUAGGAAAGUUAGUCAUGUUUAGAUAUUCUACAUAAAUCUGCUUCUGGGCACUGAGUUAAUGCUUCUCGCUGGCAAAAUAUUCUAGCCCUAUUCUCCAUUACUGUGGCCGUGAAGAUGUCAAAAUCCAUGUGGGGAAUAUUAGAAAAGGGGUUUAAAAUAAAACUGCCAGUAUAAUAAUGUAGAAUACUCUUGUGCUCAGGUCCUGCUUGUGUGUUUCCCACAGGCAACUGAUUGGCCUGAUCCUGCAGUCUCUUCUUCUGUACAUAUGAACCAUGAUAGUUGCUUCGCCAAACACAUAAUUACUUGCUGCUGCUAUCAUGGACAGCCAUGUGCGAACACAUUCUUAGUGCUGUACAUUACAAGGGAUGUUUAGGCACAGUGAAGUGAUAAGUUCCCAUACUCCUUGGUCUAAAAUCUUUGCAGCCUAAAUGUACUUUUCUCUGCUCAGUUUGUUGUUGAAACAACAAAUGUUAGUCACAUGCAGUAUAUAAUAAUUUAUCUCAUAAGGUCGCAGUGUUCUAUCUCUGUCCAGCUGUAUCUCACUGAAAAUGGUCUGCCCCAUUAACUUGUGAUGGAAUGCUAGUCUUUUCCUAGUAGUUGGCUGUUCUUUGACCAUGUUCUCUGGGUGUCAAGCCACAGCUGGAUGCUUUCUACCUCUUUGCAACACAUUUAGUUAACUGUCAUCCACAACUUGGAGUAACUGGAGAAAUUAACUCGAACCUUCUGGAAAAGGAGCUAGAAUUCAGUUUGAGUUACAUGUGUGUUUAGCGACUUGCAAGAGCUGAAGCAGCUGAAGUUUUGUUCAUCAUAUUUUCCCUAUGCCCAUCUCUCCUCCCUCCUCCCUGUUCUUUUCUUCUCUUUCUGUCAGUAGCCUGGUUCACACUUCAUAAGCCAUAGUCUGAAACAAACCUAUGCCGUACAAGCUGUGUGCUAUUGCAUGUUGCUCAAAUCAUGCCUGCCCCACUCCAUCCUUUCCUAAGCUGGAAAGGAAGAAGCCCUGGAACCAGCAUUCGUGGUUUGUUACUCUAACAAACUGACAUGCUCCUUCUUCAUGAUAAGACAUUUCAGACUGUGGUUUACUGUGACAUGUGAACAAGACAAAUAUGUAGACAAUUAAGAAUCAGGUUAAAAAAAUAACACCCAAGCAGAAAAAGCACUUGAGGAACUGCAUUUUUCAAUUCUUCCCCUUAUGAAAAAAUACUUGUGGGCAAAGCUAGACUAAAGUUCCCGGUGCCUUAAUUUCCGGUUUUCCCUGUCUCUGUCACUGGGUCACUGACUCAUACGCUCUCUUACCUACAUUUGGAAGAUGAGGAAGGGUGGGGAAGGGAUUGCACCAUAGGUUGUUAAAAAAAUAAAUAAAUGAGUGUUGUCUGUAAGGCACUGUUUCAGCAAACCCUGUUCAGUAUUUCCUUCCUGUUCAGUAUUUUCUUCAGGGAUAAGCAUCUUGCUUCUGCACUGAUCGUCAAAUAAUAUUUUCGUCACUUUCCUUUGAAUCAAGCUCAGCAAAGGUUAUUUGGGGAGACGCUAGAACUCUCCUGUGUUGAUUUUAUUUCUAGAAUGGAUGUGCUUCCUUCUAUAAUGGGCAAAGGCAUAUGGAGAAAUAAGUAGAUGGCCCUGUUGUGCUAGUGCUAUUUAGCAGGAAACUUUUUAGGAGGGAGGAACUACUCCUGUUCUUUCUUUAACCAAAGAAAGCUUGCCAUCAAAGCCUAAAACCCUACAUACUUUUUUAAAAAAACCAAAGAAUUGUACUACCAUAUAUUUAGCUGUUUUGACCCAUUGAAGCAUGAAUUUGGUGUUGUGCAUGCCACCUGUGGCAAUUCAGUUAUUUGGUCAUGAUGGCAACUGACAGAUCUGCAGUUGUAGAUCAUGCACUCUCACUUCCAAUCCUAGAUGUGUGGUCAUCUCCUUGCCAUCAACCAUGGUUUGUUCCAGCAGAAAUGUCGCACUGCACCAUGGUUAAAGCAAACUAUGGAAAUCCACGAUUAUGUGACAUGCUCUCAGUUCCCUUAACCAUGGUUAGGAUAUCAGAAAUGUUCAAAGGCAGGCCUGAAUCCCAUUCUGAAUUGAGGGGUAGAAAGAUUUUCAAAUGGCAGUAUAGGCCAAAUAAGUCUGAAGGGUGAAACACAUUCCUUAAAUAUUUGGGCCACUUUCCCCCCUUAAUGCUGCUGGUUCUGGCUUUGUGAACACCCAGUAUAAGGCCAAAUCACCCAAGUAUGCUGAGGAUUACAGGUCAUAGCUGUCAACUUAUAGAUUUGAAAAUAAGGGACCAGCAGCCUUGAAAAUAAGGGACCAGCAACCAAAAUAAGGGACCUGCAGCCUCACCUGUUCUAGGCACUCCAGUCUUCCUGUCCUCCUGCAGUCUGGUCAAACUCAUGCUGGUAGCUUCGAGAACACUGUCCAACCAACUUUGUAACCAGAGGUUCAACUGAAUAGAAUCUGAAUCACAUGCACCACAAGGCCUAUGCAGCCUCAACUUAAGAUGGCUCCCCGGCCUGGCUUUGCACUGCAAAGUUUGCAGCAGCACGUGUAACAAAAUGGCGUCCAGCAUUCAAAAAACCCCUCAGCUUGCAUUAACUAGCCACACACACACAGCCUCCCCCCCCCCACGAGAUCUCCUUUCCUUUUCCCCCACCAUGUGCCCCUGCUCCAGACAGACCUUUUCGCUGGCAAGGGUGAGUGGGCCGUCUAUGACGGCCGAUUCUGAUCCGAGCACUCAGCACAGGUAUGUUCAACUUCUGAGCCCCUCUGAGCCAAAGGCAGAAAGCCCAGCCAGCAGGCUAACGAAGCCUCAAGGAAAACCACCGUCACCUCUCUGCUGGGAAGCGCUGAGCAAAGGCGAGUCCCCAGGGAACGCAGCUGAUUUGAUCAGCACAAGGCAUGCAAGCUCCACCCCCAGUCGCUCUUAGACUUCUUAUUGGGUGAGCAGCACAGCCAAGCAGGGAGGGAGGGAGAGGAGCUGCUUCCUUUGAAAUUUAAGGGACAUUUAAGGGACAUCCAUCAAUAAGGGACAGCAGCGGGACAUGGCGCUGGAAUAAGGGACUGUCCCUUCAAAUAAGGGACACUUGACAGCUAUGCUACAGGUGGGGAGAGUGCUAUUGCAACCAUAGUCCUGCUUAGGGACUCCCCAAAGGUUGGCCAAUGUGAGAGUGAGAUGCUAGUUGGACCUUUGGCCUGAUCUAGCAGGACUCUUGUUUUGCUAUUACAAGUGCUUGAGGUAGAAAGGGAAGCAAAACCAGCUAUCUACAGUGCCAUCUACUGGCACGAUUUUUGCCAGGUAUACUUUGGCUAGACUUAGAACCACUGGAGGUAAAUUUUAAAAAACCCAGCACACAUUAAAUCAUACUUAGCUAGUAUGAUUUAGGAGUUAGUAUGCUUUUUAUCCAACAGAAUAAAUUGACCAGGAUUUUUUUUUUUAAAAAAAAUAAAGCAUCACAAAUAGAAAGAUGGGAGAAAAAUUAAAAAGAAACUUCAAAGUUUCAACCCUAUCCUCACUUAAUUUGUAAGCCCCGUUGAAUUCAGUGGGGCAUAUCUUUCAGGCAGCAUGUAGGGGAUUGCAAUGUAAGGUUUCCGCCUGCAUAACAAAUUUUAAUAAUGCCAGAAUCCACAGCUGAGGAUUGCCUUUAUUAGGACCAAGCGGAAUCUCACAAGAUAUUGGCAAGCUUUUGAAUUCUUCAAAACUCUUUAUCAGGAAAGAUGUUAAACAAAGGAAGGUUGCCACUAUUUUUGUGACAUUUCGGUUGGUACUAAUGAAACUGCUGCCCAACUGUGGACACCAGGCGAAAAUGUUUCUCUUCAACCAGUUGUUUGGCUGAUUAACAUUCUUUUUUUUUUUUUUUUUUAUUAAAUAUUUUAUUAAGGAUUUUCUUGUUUUACAGAAGUAAGUGUACUGCCUCAUUCUGUGGCCUUUAAAAUGUGGGGAGAGGUGGGUUAUUGGUUUGUUUGCUUUUGUUUCUGCUUUAUUAUGUAUUUUGCACUUUCAUUAUAUAUAUAUUUUAUGUUGUGAACUGCCCUGUGAUCUUCAGAUGGAGGACGAUAUACAAAUUAAUUAAAUAAACAAACAAACAAAUUAAGCCAUAAUCUGGUUUAACAUGUUGAGUUAAACGGGUUUAUCUGUUACAGGAGUUGAUGCUAAUGAUUGCAUGGCAAUUUGUGGUAAUUAGUUGCAUUGAUGAUUUCACUUUUGUUGGGUAGCAACAUUAUAGGAAAUGUUUUCCUGUGUUCCACCAUAUUGCUGAUAACUAUUGUGGUGCUUUGUUGUGUAUGAACUGCUUAAUAUUUGUUCUGAAUCUCUAAUGUCACAAGUCAUUGAAAUACGUGCACACAGACAUUAACAGAGUGGGAUAUCUGAUGUCUAGAACACAAAGUCUCCUGUUUGCAGGCUGCAAUUCCCAGAUGUUGUGUUCUUUAAAGCCUAUUGAUGUGUUUUCAUUCAGGCACUUUGGGGAGACAUGCUGACUUUGAGUUAAAUAUGAUUCCAUGAUUCUAUGUGCCUACGUGUUUUAAAUGAAAGUGUCAUGUGGUGCUGAACUUCCUUUCUGUUUUUCAUUUGGAUGCUAAUGGAAUGGUAGUGCAUUUGAAAAAAACCAAAUAGUGUAAACAGUGGAGGCCAGUGCUUCAUUUAUUGGUUGAGCCCAUCUGUGUAUUUGAAUAAUACAUGGAGACAACAGUAUUGAUUUCUGCUUUUAUGUUCGCUGGAACCAUGCAUGUUAAUUUGAUGUCUUGAUAAAAUUGUAGGAAAUACUGUUAAUCUAAAAAGCAUGGAAGCCUUGUCUUUUCUUUUGGAGUCUUUCAGAGUGUGUACUCUAUGUUUUGUGCUUGUUGUAGUAGUAAAAGAAGAUCAAAGAUAAGCCAGCAUCGUCUGGGUAAUUGUAAGCUGCAUUAAUCAACCAAGUGGCUAAUUUGAUGCGUAUGUUUGGGUGUAGGGGAUCCUCAUUCAGCGCUGGUUAAAUUACAUGAAUGGCCUUCAGAGUUAUUGCAGCUCUGAGCUAUUGUUUCUGUAGGUCACACUAUUUUGUAUUGCAUACAAAUGCAUAUCAGUUCUUUUAUGUUACAUAAAUCCACCAGAUUCAACUCUCUUGUAAAGCCCUAAUACUUGCACUUGCCACUGUUCAGUGAUAUACAUUUACAAAGAACUAUUUUGGUACCACAUUGUGGCUAUUUCAGGGAUUGAUACUUAUAUAGAAAUACUUACUGUCAAAAUAAAAACAAGACUGCUGAUACGUUUUUAUCUUCAGUAACCUGGAAAGUAAAUAGCAAAAUUUUGCUAAUGUUAGCAAAAAAGGUUUUGCCAGUUCAAAAGAUAGCAAUGAUCAUUUACAGACCCUCCAAGUGUCCCUACUUUCCAGUGACAGCCUCAGAUUUGAAGAUGUCCCGGUUUCUGAUUUCAUCCCAGAAUGCCCCACUUUGCCUUAGGAUGUCCCUAUUUUCAUUGGAGAAAUGUUGGGGGGUAUGGAGUUAUGUUUGUUAAAAAUAGUACCAGCUUCACUACAAGCUUCACAACCAUAAGUAAAACUAUUACUAAUUUCAUUGUCUGGUAAGCAACUUGUUUAAAUUUUAUUGUGAAAGUUUGCUUCUAAGUGUUCAUGAUAGGGGGUGAAGAUGCGGUGAAACCGACACAUCAGAAGGCUUACAACCUUAAAUGAUACAAUUAUCGCAUGUCAAACUAUGCAAGACACCAUACACUACAUUGAACAGCUUUUAAAAAGGAAGUGGGCAUGGGUCCCCCAAUGUGGAUGAGGACCAUGGCAUGAGGACAGAGGGGUUUUAAAACUUUAACCAUAUUAUGCAGCCCGUAUUAAAGCCCCUGCAACUGCUAUUUGCCUUGAGAGAAAAGUUCUCAUUUUACACCGGUAUGAUUAUUUCACCUAUACUAUUUGUACGGUGCAAGAAAUAGUGGUAAGAAGUGGUGAUGCUUUCUCUUGGCAAACACGUACACACAAAUUGAAAGCCCAAUUUGAGCUGCUCAUUUUAUUAUAACUAGGAAGUGCAUCAUAGUGGAAAGCACAUUUCUUUGAUUACCCUUAUAUUAACUGUGGCUUAGUCAUGUUUCUCAAGAGGAAGUUAGAGGGAAGGUCAAGGUUAGCAAAUGUGAGAUCAUACUAAUUCCAGCCUUUCCAUGAUUGUUUUUAUUUUAUACAGGUUUUCAGGGUGUGCAGAAGUACCAGAUAUAUGUUAAGUCAGAAGAAUGUAGCUGAACUGGCCAGGGUUGAUGCUCUGCAGCCUCUUUGUUAUGGGAGAUGGUGCCUCAUGGGAGGGGAAACCCUGAUAGGCAACCAACAAAUACAGAUAAAUAAUAAAUCUUCUCUGGCAGCCCAUUGCUUCUUGUGUAAGGAGCAAGUCAUAACUCGGUCAGGGUGACACAGGAUUUCAGGAGCUAUAAGAAAGGACAUGGUUGUUGUAUUUUCUUCCUCCUACACACAAUAUUCAAAUAGAACGCAGUGUGUAAUUUAUAUAAUUAUUCAUUGGUUAUUUUCUUUAGGAAUGUACACUUUGGAGGAUCAUUGUCAAGACAUCUCGAGUAUAUUCAGCUCAUAUGAUACCAACAUACAAGUCAAGCUCACCGUGUUUAUAGAGCUCUUUAAGGAAAGGGAUGGGGAGACAGUGGGCCUGAUAUUUUGGUGAAAGUUCCUGCCUAGAAAUUGAAAGUGCUCUCUGCUGUUGUGAUCAACCUGCUGUUGAUUGCAGGUUGUUGGUGACAUGGUUAUAGGAUUUGGUGACAGCCAGUGUGUUGCAGUGUCUAGACUCGCAUCAAGGUCAAAAUCCCGCUUAGGCAUGAAGUUCACUAGUGGAUUUUGGACCUUAGUUUAACCUAUCACACAGGUUAUAAGGAGGGUAAAACUGGAGUGGAGCAGAGAACCAUGUAUAACUUUCCUUUGUCAGGAGGAAAAGCACAGUGGUACCUCGGGUUAAGUACUUAAUUCGUUCCAGAGGUCCGUUCUUAACCUGAAACUGUUCUUAACCUGAAGCACCACUUUAGCUAAUGGGGCCUCCUGCUGCCGCCACGCCGCCAGGGCACGAUUUUUGUUCUCAUCCUGAAGCAAAGUUCUUAACCUGAAGCACUAUUUCUGGGUUAGCGGAGUCUGUAACCUGAAGCGUAUGUAACCUGAAGCGUAUGUAACCUGAGGUACAACUGUAAUAUUCACAGGUUUGCCACUGAGAAGAUUCCCUUUCUUCGAGAAGGGAUGCCCAAGUAGCAGUGAUGAGUGACAUAACUUCUAAGCAUAUUUCCAUAAAACUGUAUGGGUUUCCAUUUCCCCCCUCCCUUUCUGUUCCUGUGCAGUGAGUAAAUAUUGACCAUUUGGUAAGAUAUCAAGGCGGCUAUCAGUGUACAACUGUCACAUAACUCUAACCCUCACAUAUGGGGAGCGGGUGGCGCCGUGGUCUAAACCACUGAGCCUCUUAGCCUCGCCGAUCGGAAGAUUGGCGGUUUGAAUCCCUGCAACAGGGUGAGCUCCCGUUACUCUGUCCCAGCUUCUGCCAACCUAGCAGUUCGAAAGCACACCAGUGCAAGUAGAUAAAUAGGUACGACUGUGGCAGGAAGGUAAAAGGUGUUUCCGAGCGCUCUGGCUUCUGCCACGGUGUCCAGUUGCACCAGAAGCAACUUAGUUAUGCUGGCCAUAUUACCCAGAAAGCGGUCUGUGGACAAACGCCGGCUCCCUCGGCCUGAAAGCAAGAUGAGGGCCGAACCCCAUAGUCACCUUUGACUGGAUUUAACCGUCCAGGGGUCCUUUACCUUUAUAUCUCACGUUCAUGUGGCCUAAACCUCUGCUUGGGGAUCACGUGAGGUGAUCUGAAUUAAACUCAGACAGUACAGUACUGAGGUGAUGAGGCAUGGGAGGCCUUGAGAGAAGAUAGGACAACCACUAUGUUCCCUGGCUUAAAAACUUUUUUUUUUUAAAGGAAUUUGGUAGAGAGUUGCUUUUGUUUUUGUAAGGCAUUCAAAGCCAACAGUCACAAACAAAACAGGUGGUUUGGAAGGCUGUUGAACUGAAGGGGGGGUGGUUAAGUAGAAACAAUGGAUUUUCCAAUCCUGGGACUUUGUGCUGGUGAAGUAUGUGGAGAAUUUCAGCCAGUUCUUGUAAAGGAGGUUUUUCCUGGAAGUCAGUGGCACUACUUGUGCAAAGUGUUUCAAAGAAGGUGUGGCAAGAGCUGAAAUAGAUAAAAUAUGUAGUAAUAAAGAUCUGGACUCCCCCCCUGCUCCCCUUGAUCAUAAUUUAUAGUGAGGAAAUUUUGUGAUUGGAAGGGAACGAGAAUAUUAUACUCCUAUUUUGAGACUAAUGUUUUUACAUUUUUAAGAUUCAUAUUUAUCUUGAUUUGUUUUGUUUUUUUAAAUAGUGUGCCAAAAAUCUAGAGAGUUUGGUUGUCUGCACAUGUCUUUCUUUCACAUUUUCACAUGUUUUAUAGUUCAGGGUUAAAAUUGUUCCUCCCUGCUUGGUGUACCUCACUUUAAAAUGGCCAAAUGAUGUGUUCCAGACUUAAAGUAAAAAGCCUUCUUAACGUCACUUCUUAAAAUGCUUUUCAAUUUAUUACAUAUGUUAUUUUCUGAAGUCUUGCAAAACCCUACCUCAGAAAACUCAGUCCUUUGCUUCACAUGCCCUCUAGUGGAAAUUGUGUUCCCUGACUCAACUGAUUUUAAGUACAGCUGACAAAUAAAUUGCAUGCUGUACUAGAUAAAAGAAAUAAAAUCGGGUUCAACCGUGUAUUCACUGUGGCCUAAAAGCUGUAUAGGGUUUCAUGGUGGCCUUUAAAAAAAAAAAAAGAGAGAGAGAGAGGGAGGGAGAGGGGGAAAAAAACUAAGGACGAUGGUUGGCUGAACGGUGAUCCAGACAUUUAUUCAGUUCUGUUGUUGCUGUGCCUAUAUAGCUCCUAAGUAAUGUAUCAGGAAAAAUACAUAAACUAACUGUGAAUAGUAAGUGGAGAGGGGGUAAUUCUCCCCAUGUGCAUCAGUAGAUGGGAGCUAAUUCCUGUGCUCCUUGCAUAUUAUCCAUACAAAUUACAUACAGGCCCAGAGUUCUCAGCAGAACUGCUCAUUUGUACAAAUAAUUAUAAUUUUAUUAUUUAUACUCCGCCCAUCUGGCGCGGUCGCCCCAACCACUCUGGGCAGCUUCCAACACAUAUGAAAACAUUAUAAAGGAUCAAACAUAAAAAAAUUCCCUGAUACAGGGCCACCUUCAGAUUUCUUCUAAAAGUUGUGUACAAUCGUACCUCGGGUUAAGUACUUAAUUUGUUCCGGAGGUCCAUUCAUAACCUGAAGCACCACUUUAGCUAAUGGGGCCUCCUGCCGCCGCACCGCCGGAGCACGAUUUCUGUUCUCAUCCUGAAGCAAAGUUCUUAACCUGAAGCACUAUUUCUGGGUUAGCGGAGUCUGUAACCUGAAGCGUAUGUAAACUGAACCAUAUGUAACCUGAGGUACCACUGUAGUUCUUUAUCUUCUUGACUUCUGAUGGGAGGGAAUUGCACAGGGAGGGCGCCACUGCCGAGAAAGCCCUCUACCUGGUUCCCUGUAACUUCACUUCUCGCAGAGAGAGAACCAGCCCUCAGAGCUGGACUUCAGUAUCUGGGCUGAACAAUGGGUCAAGGCGAAAAGGGGCUUGAUCAAAAGACUACUGAAAAAGUAUUUCUUUAGAACUAUGUACACAACCCAUCUCCAUGCAAACAGGGAAAUCCCACUUCUACAUAAGAUAGGGCAAAUGGCUUAGAAACCUUACCUCCAUUUGAUGAGUUUUCCACAUAGGACAUGAUUCUCCCUCCCCAAGGACUGGAGUCAAUCUAACUCUUGACUCAGUCCAUUGUUACCAUCCCAGUUUAGCCGAGUGUAGGCACUGAACUGAGCACAGUCCCUGUUAAAGGAGUAUGCUCUAUAAAAAUGAAUGUAAGAUUCUGCUGGUAGGCCUAGUAGAGGAAGAAAUAUACAUUCACGUGCAAAAGGGUAUAAGAGUCUGCGAACAAAGAGGCUUGGGUUUUGUUUUUUUAGCUGUCUAACCUUUAACGCGCCUUCUAGAGCACAUCAGAAUUGUUUGUGAUCACCCAGAGAUGUCACGUUGCAAUUAUGAACCAAACAACUAAGCUAGCAGCUGUUGCUCAACAAUCAGUCCAAGGAAUCCAGAUUUCCCAUCUGGCAUUGUAAAUUAUUUUGUCUAGGUCAGUGGUCCCAGAGUAAAGGAACAAGGCAGGAAAGACGUAUGUAGUAUUUCUAAUAUUAGUUUCUCUGGUUUUUCAGAACACAUGUGCUCAGUUGAGCCUGAUGCUUCACAGGUAUCCGUUCCCAGCUUUUGUGAUGAAGAACGGUUUUACGGGAAAACCCGGUUUUCCCAGGCCUGAAUCUAGUAGCCAGGGAUUGCUCAGCAGAAUUGUGUGCAUGACUAAUCAGAAUCAUUGCUGCCCCUUAUUUUAAUACUGUAAUAAGGCUUCUUUGUGAUUCUAAUUAUAUCCGCUAAGCUCAAUUGCAGGCGGCACACAGAUUAAGCAAGAAGGGGACAGGCUCAGUUUAGAAGCCUCUGGGGAUUUGGUUCUCUUAAAUAACAGGUCAGCCUCUUUCUGCUGACAUGCAAAAUGAGAAUUUUGUAUUCCGGUAACCAUUAUUGUUGAAGAUGUAAGUUUGUAAAAAAAAUUAAUUUAUUUUUUUUAGCCCUUCUUAUUUCUGAGUGUAUUUUUGCAUAAUCGAGCAUCAGAUCUAUAAACACCUCUCCCCCACCCCCUCCAGAGUUAGGUCUUUUGGACUGUUCCAUUGACAAGGUAGUCCGAAAGUCAGCAAUGCCCGAUUAGCACAGAUGUUCAUGGGAGCUCUGAGUAAAUCUUUAGUCAAAGGAUUCAAUAUUUGAAAAUGCACUGAGGAAAGUACUUUAUAACAUGGCAUAUAUUUUUAUCUAGGAAAUCUUAGAUGGGCUGUCUCAGGUUCUAAUAGAGGGUAUGUACCUAUGCUUGUGAUACAGUCACAUGGGAAAGACUGAGAGUUAAGGAAGUAAGUAUAAAUACUUUCCAUGGAACUGUUGUAAAUUAUUAGCCACGCAGGUGGGUUGUUUGAUGUUGUUGUUGUUGUUGUUGUUGUUGUAUAUUUAGAUGCUCAAAAAGAGAAUAAAUAUUUUUAUUUUUUAGCUAUCUCUUCAUUUUUUUGGUAUUUGUUUAAUGGAAAUGUCUGGAUUGAUACUAGAUUCCAGGUUAAGGGGAGUAAACAUCAGUCUCAUCUCUUGAUAUAAAAUCACUCUAGAAGGAGGUUUUUUGUUUUUGUUUUUUAUAGCAAACAAUUCAUUGGUGUGUUUUUUCUUACCGCUUGAAAAAAUGAUUUUUAUCUUCCUGACAAAUGAGCUGAUGCAACUCUUUGUAGCAAGGGGAAUGAGUGUGUUUGACUUGUUUGAAGCCUAUUGAGUUCAGAAGAAACUCCCCGUGGUUAGUUUUCUAGGUUCCCUGCUAUUCUCUUAACCCAGCGUGCUAGUUGUAAUGUUUCAGGUGCUUCCUGUAUAAAAUAGAACAAUGAUUACGUUAUGAAAUCAGAAUACCAAUGUCCCUUAAGCAGGUCAGUCUCCCUGCUAUCUUGAUACAAGAUCACUCAGGGAAAGAGGCUGUUUUUAUGGUGAACCAGUCAUUGCUGUUCUGAGACUCAUCCACAGAGACUCAGGGGAUUAAAGCAAAACAAUAAGCUGGGGAACUGGCAGGAGGCUAUUGCUAAUUGCUAUACUGCCAGUGAUUUAAAGCAGGAAUUAAAGAUUUGUUCUUUAAACAGUUUUCCUUUUAAAUGUGCAUACCUAAAACAGAGGGAAACUGCUUUAAAACGUUGGUGUGGAACGGCAAACCCUUGUUUAAGGAACCAUUUGAUGCCUAGCAUAUAUAUCAGGGGUCAGCAAACUUUUUCAGCAGGGGGCUGAUCUACUGUCUGUCAGACCUUGUGAGGGCCGGACUAUAUUUUGAAAAAAAAAUUAUGAACGAAUUCCUAUGCCCCACAAAUAACCCAGAGAUGCAUUUUAAACAAAAGCACACAUUCUACUCAUGUAAAAACACCAGGCAGGCCCCACAAACAACCCAGAGAUACAUUUUAAAUAAAAGGACACAUUCUACUCAUGUAAAAACACGCUGAUUCCUGGACUGUCCACGGGCCGGAUUUAGAAGGCGAUUGGGCCGGAUCUGGCCCCCAGGCCUUAGUUUGCCUACCCAUGAUAUAUAUAAUGAGUUUCUAAGACUGAUGGGGAGGCACCACUGAUGGGGAGGGAAUGGAUAGUUCCCUCCAUUUUAUCCUCACAACAACCCUGUGAGGUAGGUUAGACUGAGAGACUGUGACUGGCCCAGGGUCACCCAGUGAGCUUCAUGGUCUAGAAGGUACGAGAAAACUGGUCUCCCAGGUCCUAGUCUGCUACUUUGUUCAGGUGUUCAGUUCAGGUGUGUGGUGUUCACCAUAUGGUUUUAUGUUGAUAGUGCACCCUUUUUAUUUAACCACGUGACUUACUAAAUGAAUUAUUAUAGGGAGAUGCUAUAGCUCCAUGCUAUAGUUCUGUGCAAGUGCUGCCAAUGCAGUGCCCUCCAGAUCUUGAUGGACUACAACUCCCAUGAGCCCCAGCCUAUCCGGCCAAUCAUCAGGAAUGAUGGAAAUUGUGAUCCAUCAACACCUGGAGGGCACCACAUUAGCUAGUCCUGUUUAGCUUCAAAGGGGGUGGGGGUUACAUAGAAAAAAUGAUUCUAUCCUUAAAGAGAUACAAGCCUCCUCAGAGAGGAGGACAACCAGUUUCCUCAGAGUACUAACCCGGUCAUGUUGCUUCAGCUUCCCUUUUUAGGUAGAAGCUGAAGUUUAGUGAAAAGUAUAGUUUAUAGCUUCAUCUUCCAAGAAAAUCUUCAAGAAACAGAAUUCAAGAAACACAUUCAAAUAAUUAAACUAACAAAGUGUUUGGCUUAAAUCAGAGGAAGAUAAACCUUGCUGUAAGAGCAAUGAAACAUUACAUCUUUCUUGGGGGCUCUCGGUAGAAGGGUAAACUUGAUCCCGUAAACACAGCUAUGAAUCUCCUUUUUGUAUCAUAAUAAGACAAACAUGAGGCAUCAGUAGGCUGCCCAUCUGUCAAGGUGUUUUAUUGCCAUCUGUACCAGUAAGGCUACAGGUCCGUUGCUGCUAAAAUGCACACACAUUUAAGAGACCAAUAGCCGCUUGGCUGUGUUUUGCCCUUGCACUCAAUUAAGCAGAGAUGGAAAGAAGCAUCUGUGAUGCUGUUCCACAGUUAAUUCUCCCAGUACUUUUGCCACCAUAAGUUCAUGUGACAUGGUAUUUUUUCUAGCACUGGAGAAGGGGAUGAUGGGGAGCAAAUAUAUUGGUUAGAGUACACAUAUCCUGAGUCUCCAGGACUAGAUAUCAAUUAAGGACCUCAAUUUGACUGGCGGUACAUGGAGUUCAUAUUUGUUUUCAAAUUAGCAGAGAACUUGACUCCCAUGGUGAAAAUAUAAUUGAUCUAACAGUGUGUGGUUGCAUUAAAAGGAGCAGCUAAUUUGGAGUCAUUAAAUUGGUGGCUGAAGUCUUAUUGAUUGAGGAGAGUAGAUAUAGCUGAAUCAGAAAGGAAUUUCCUUUCAGAAUUUGUUUGGUGGUUAAGAGCAAGAACUUUGGGACAGAAGUCUCAAGCAUGGUCCAUCUCAGCAGUUUCCUGGGUGACUUUGGGCAAGCUGCCAUUUCCCAAAACGGGCCUUACCAUCUAUAUCAGGCAGCAGUGGUACUGACUUUUUUCCAUGGGGUUUUGUUCAAAGGAUUAUGGAGAGAAUGCUCAUGAAGUACCUGGAACAGUUAAGGAAAGUACAGUGGUGGUGUUGUGUGAUGAAGCAAAUAGUUCUUCACUGUAUAUCAUCUGAAAGGAACAGGCAGCAUGAAAUGUUUCUUGAAGGGAUGAUAAUGUCAUCUCUUACCGGCCUAGACUGUGUUACAAGAACUUGAUAAAAUUGCAUAAGUGUUGGUGAUUGGGAAAAUUCCCACAUCAAGAAUCCCAAGAAUGACCAAGACGCCUUUUAGUCAUGCAUGGCUCAGUAAUGGGUGCUGAUGUGUCAAUUCUUAUCCCGUGGGAAAUUGUUCCACCUUUUACCUGAGACUUCCGAAGUCAAAAAAAUGCAGACCUGUGCUGCGUAAAACUGGAAUCAUUUGAUAACACAUUUCAUUCAUGUGUAAUAUAUGGCUGUAAUACCACUACAUUUUCAGUUGAGUAUUUUGAAUGCUGAAUUGCAUGUUUUCUUGGCAGCAGGUAAGCUCAUAAGACGUACCAUAGAAUAAUACUUUUGUUGGUACAGUGGUACCUCGGGUUAAGUACUUAAUUCAUUCCGGAGGUCCGUACUUAACCUGAAACUGUUCUUAACCUGAAGCACCACUUUAGCUAAUGGGGCCUCCUGCUGCUGCCGCACCAUCGGAGCACGAUUUCUGUUCUCACCCUGAAGCAAAGUUCUUAACCUGAAGCACUAUAUCUGGGUUAGCGGAGUCUGUAACCUGAAGCGUAUGUAACCCGAGGUACCACUGUAUAUGCUUGACGGUGAUGCGUCCAAACUUGGGACAGUUAUUGUGAGGAGCAUGCAGGGUAGUAGCUUGAAGAUAAAAAGCAACAGAUUUUGUCAGCGUGGAAUUACUAUACAGGAAGAAUAGCAUCAUAAUGUAAUUCUGUCUGAAUCAGUGAGGAGUUAGAUCAGCAGAGAGACAUUUCAGUCUAGAAAGACUUAGAGACUGAUUUGUUCUUAUCUCCUCAUUUUCUAGCUGGCAUUUCUUUCUUUUCAAAGUGGUACUGAUUUUGCAGAGGAGGUGGCCAGUAGAGGGAGGAAUUUUGUAAAUGUGAACAGCAAGCAAUUGCUGUCAUCUUAUAAAAAGAGGGUGGGAAUGCUUUUCUUGAAUAAAAGAACGAUGAGUUGAAAAUUCUCGUUCCUUGUCAGCAUGUAUUUUCUUUUCUAAAUUUAUCAUCCCAUCAGUAAGUUCAUAUCGAGUUUGUGUCACAGCACGAAACUGCUGUGUGAGAUGAAAAUAAAUCUGAGCAGCAAUGUUACCAAAUCUCUUGGAAUUGGUAAAUAUCCUAGCAAAAAUGUUAAGUGGCAGCUGUCAUAUGCCAGGCUUAGUCACAACUCUAAGUCCCAUUGAAAGCAGUGGCACAUAUUUUAGAUUUUAGCUAGGUCUCUUUGCAAAGUGUGAGCUUAAAAAAACAAAGCAACCACCACCUUUUGAAUACAGUACAAACAUACACAGAUAUACAGUGGGUGAUGUCCAACUAAUUCAUACCAGAGUAAACCAAAUGAAAUAAAUAGAUUUAAGUAAUACUUUGAAUAUGACUUAGGUCAGUCUCAUCCAAUACUAUAUGAGCACAAACAUAACAUACAAGCAUACAGCUAUGUAUUUCAGGGGAAAGGAGCAUAAACUUACUGUUCAAAACAUUGGCCACUUUCUCAAAAACAAAAUAUCUGUAGAAUGACAUUGUCACAUAAGUAUAUAGUGAUAGAUAGAUGAUAGAUAGAUAGAUAGAUAGAUAGAUAGAGAUAUUCCAUUGUGUGCGUGUACCACCUGCCAUGUAAAAAAAUAUCCAGGUAGAUACAUAUACAGGGUGAGUCUUUUAAAAGAGGCCCCGUGGAACAUGUGUACUCUGUAUCCACGGGGCCUCUUUUAAUGGACUCACCCUGUAUAUAUAUAUAUAAUGCUGACCCUCACCAACAUGUGUGUGUGUGUGUGUGUGUGUGUGUGUGUGUAUAUUGCUGACCCUCACCAACUUAUGUUUUAAGACAUACCUUCAUAAAUUCUCUUUGUGAUCUUGUCUAUUUUAUUUACUGUUUAUUUUUCAAGACUGUUUAUUGUUUAUUUUUCAAAACUGAAACAUGUUUUAGGAGGCCAGUGGGUGGGUUCGAAAGUCAUCCCGCAAAGCAACUGGUUACAUUUGUUGUCCAGUUCUAUUUUGGUAGUAGUAUGUCAUUAAAUUUGCAAGUAUUGCUGGUGGGUUGGUGGGAUUGUGUAUGUGUGUUUGUUGAGGGGACAAGAAUAUAGAAUACCUGUAUGUAAUUCCUGUUUAUUUUGUUUCACUCCGUUUAUGUGCAUAACACACUUUGGGACACUAUGCAAAUAAUGCUUAUAACUAUACAAAUUCAUGUGUAGAUGCCAUAGUGAAGGCACUCUCUUUAAGUGUAGUCGGGAACUGAGCUUCUAGCUUUCUGUGUCAGAGAACUCUGCUAUGUUUCAGCUCUUAUAAUACUGGGGUGGGGUGGGGGGAGAAAUAGAUUUCACUGAAAGUGUUAAUAAAGAUAACCUCAUGCAGUAAAAAUUUGAAGACUUGCUAUGAAGUGUGAGCUCCUCGGUGUAAAAAAUACGCCGAAAUAUUUUCUUUCAUUGUCUUGUCCCCUCAAAUCUUAACUUUAGUUUUCCUUCUCUCGGACGACUUCAUAGGUCUGUUUAGGAUAGGCAGGCAGUUAUUACUAUUGCCAUUAGUAACAGAGUUGCUUUCUGGGUUCAGGUGUUCUCAUUCUGUCACUUACAGUUAAUACAGCAGAAUUGUAGGAAAUACUAACCACUCUAGUCACCUGCAAAGUAUUUCACUCUAGCGGUAUAAUUUUUGUUAAUAUCUUGCUCUUUCUCUUUUCAGACUUCUUUCUGUUUGCACCAAGGGAUUUGGGAUUAAUUUCUGUGUUGGAUAGCCUAUAUAUAGUGGUCUAAAAUGCAAGGAGGAAUCAAUGAUUGAAGGAGUCUUUUCAAUUUAAAAAGCAACAGCACUGCAGUUCGGCUCUUCUCAGUAACUAGCAUGUUGGCAUGAUACAAUAAUGUAAACCAAUCCUCUCCUAUAUAGCAGCCUAUAGCAGUGUACUAACAAAACUGAAAGCAUUCACAUAGUAUUUCAGAAACAUGCAGUGUGGGGUUUUUUAUUAUUUAAAAAAAUCCAAAAAUCAUCCACAGAAAGAAGCAAAACCCCAAAUCUCUCUCCUCUGUUUUGCUUUGCUUCUAUCCCCAUGGUUUUCAAAUGGGUUUAGGCAAAUUUCUCUUUUUAGUGGGCUUUAUGCUACUCUAGUGUUCCUCUGCAGACUGGCAUGACCAUGUUCUCUGUAUUUCCUUGCUCACAAUCACGGAAUGAGAGCAUGGAGUGUCAGUCAGCUUGCUUUUUUCUUUUCUUUCUAAUGUGGGGUGAGACUCACUAUGGAAAAGUCUGAGAAUUUCUGGUCUACUGUGUUCCUCCUCUGCUUCCCUGACGGCUCAGGAAGAUGAAUUUGGUGGUGGAUAUUGUAACACAGAAAAUGCCGUCUGAAAGUGAUGUUCAUGUGGCCAGGAGCUAUCUUACGAAGAUCUUGAGAAGCUCCAUGAGGUAUGGUGUUGGUUUCACAAAGAUAGCAUUCCCUAUCCCUUCUCCUAAUAGAAAAACCCUUCUCAGUAAUCCAGGAAUCCAUUCUGAAAUCCUCCAUUCCCACUUCCAUUUCUCCAUGAUAAGCAUCUGGCCAUGUAGUCGUUCUGUAAUCUCAUGUUUCAUUCACAUUUUGUACAAACCAUUCUGGCUCCAUGCAUAUAUAUCAAGCAAACAACAAACAAAAAGUUUGUGGUUAAACUGCUAUCCUACCAAUUAUCACUUAUCAGAAAGUAAGUUCCAUUGAAUUUCAAAGGGGCUUCUAAAUAGACAUGAAUGGGAUUCCACUGUGAGGCUACUGUUUUUAAACUAGACAAUUGCAUGAUUCAUCAGCUGUGGAGACAGCCACAACAAUUAUAACUGAAUUUGUGGGAUUAGAUUUGCAUGUGCAGAACUCCAUGAUAGCAUUAAGUUGGCAGCAUUGUGUGGGAAGUUGGAGCACUUGGACAUGUGUUGUUGUUUUUUAGAAAUGGCAUUGCUCUUACAGAAUAGCAUGUCCACACAGGCUAUUCAACCUCAUGCAACUGCUACAGUGUUGGUUCCCACACAUGCCAAGCUGUGUGAAACCCUGAAGCAAUUAGCCUUCAAGCCAUUUAGCUAAAAUGGACAACUAUUGCUUCAGCAUAUUGGAUUCUGAUGCUGGCUGCUUUAUGGACAUGGGUUGAGAGACAACCACCAUGUGAAAACAGGCCCCAUGGUCCUUUGUGACAGAUUUCACAACAGAACAGUCAAGUGACCAGAGCAGGUAGCUGGUCUUGAACCUCCCUCCCUGCCUCUCCUCCUUCUACAUGCCCAACAAAGCUUUGCAACCAGGUGCCUAAAACUGGUGGAACACUGUUGGCUCCCAAGUUUUUAGGAGGCCAUUGGGCAAGAUGCCACUGAAGAACUCCCUGCCGCUGUCACCACUAGCCAUUUGCUUGGCUUCUCCCUGUGAGCCCACUCUCUACUUCGGCUCACAAGGAGAGGACAGGGGCUCUUUCUCUAAACUAUUGUCACCUUUUGCAUGCUUGAAAAGGGGUGUAGUAAGCAGGCAACAGCAGUAAGCAGGAGCAAGGUGGGAUGGUUGGCUUCAGGCCCCUGCUGGUGUAUCGACCUCCUAAGGUGCUUGUGAGUGAUGCGGACCUCUGAAUUGGAUGCUGUGCUGUUUCAAGCAGGCAGACUGAGGACAGUUUGAUAACUUUCUCCAUUUACUGGAUGAGAAGAUGGCAAUAGUGAAUGGCAAGGUUGACAGGGAGGCCUAAGGCUUGCUUCUCGAACAAACGCUUGAUAGCCCAGGAAGCUUUUGUGCCAGUCGACUGGCAAAACUGGGCUUGCAGCACUACUGAGAAAUGUGGGGAGCACCCUCUGUUUUUUUUUACAUUACGUUUUCUCUCUUAAUGAGCAGGUAUUUGAAUCUGGAUCAGAGUUCCUGGCCAUUGUCACUGAACCACACCUACUCUGGUUUCAAAAAUGAGAGUUGCUCAAACACAAAGUUCCUCAUUUCUGUACUUCCAUGCAAUUAUACAAGACUUAAUUGUUAUAGACGGUAUGCGUCUAUAUUAUAAGGGAUUUCACAGAUAAUCAGUAGGUGUUUUUAUCUGCCUAGCAGAGAUGAAACAUUCCAGGCUUUGACUCACUGUCUGUAUUUCAAGUGCUUUAAAAAAUAAAAAAAAGCACCUGGAUUCUUUUCAAAGGUGAUUUCCUAGAGCAGCAGACACUGCUCUGUAACCUGAGCCUACUUACUGUGUUUGUUAAUUAGGUCUGAGGUUGAUUGCUUAAAAAAUAUAUGCAAUAAAUGCCUAUGUUUUUCCUUUCUCAUUCCAGAAAGAAUGAUCUAGCCUGCAGGCCCCACUCCUGGCAUGCGACCAAAUUCACGGAGAGUCACCCUGAGACAGCCACGUCACGGCUCUCCUCAACCAAUCCCUGUGCUUCCUGGCACUCUCGGUACCAUGCAAGGUGAGUUCCUGUUUAAAAUUAACAUGCAUCCAGCUCCAACGGUAAGAAAAUAAUUGCUUGCCUCGGUUUGUUCCUUAUCUUAAAAUGGCCAGCAACUGCACGAUUUUAUUUUAAGUUGGUCUUUGUGCACGAAGCGAGUUGUGUAAUGAGGGAACUUAGAUAUAACAAGGGCCUGAUGGCCCUUAGUCUGCAGGGUAUUUUCCAUUAUGCAGCUAAGUAAAUAGAGAGAACUACAGGUUAUUCCGGCAGGUUUUCUUUUCUUUUCUCUCAGCCUUUCUUCAGGCGUCAGUUUUCAGGUGUGUAAAAGCCCCUUAAAAGUACUAAAAUGCAAUGGAAGGAGUAAGAAACCAAAUCUCCUAUAACAAAGCAAUUAUUUAAGAGGAAAACACACUCUGUGUAUGCCUAAAGAAUUGUCAUGCAAUUGCUUUCUCUAAUUACAUCUCUGCUUGCUAUGUAGCAAUUAAUAAGAAUUGGGUAGGGCACAUUGUCGCCUGUUCAGUCGCUGAAAGUUUCUCAGUAAUGAGUUGUGUGAGAGCUACUUUAGGGACAAAAAUAAAAAAAUUACAUCUUAGUUCAGGUGGUAAAAUGUCUCUCUGUAAUCCAGGUAUACUAUGAUCUGGUUACAAGCUCUCACAAAGCGUUCCUUUAGCCACAGACCUUGCAUUCCAUUUGCUUCUUUGUUUUGGUGGCAUGUAAAACAUGUCUCAGAAUAUGCAGACUUUUAAUUUACAAAAAAAACAAAAACACCUGGGAAAAGUAUACUUGCCAUUCAUGGCCCUAAAGUGUUACUUGAUUCAGUUUUAUUGGAGUACUAAGUAAUGUAAUCUUAAAUGUUUCAUGCUAUGUUUACUUUUAAAUAGAAGAGCAUUAAGUGGCCUUUAGACAUUUGCUACCAUUUACUGCUUAUGUUAAUAAUACAAAUUCAAACUUUUAAAAUAAAGCUGCUUUCUUACUUGUUUUGAACACUUAACCUGCCCCUAUGGUUCUAUAAAUCUUGUUGUCCAGUAUGCUGGAUGGCUUCAGAAACAGUUUCCUCUGUGCCUAAUCACAGAUUUGAUUUUAUUUUUAAAAAUGCUUUUGUUAUAUACUCUUCAAAUGCUCUUGUUGACACGUAUUACAAAGUAGAAUGAAAACCUGUCAUGGACUUUAUAUUCACAGAUGGGUCCUGGCUGCAUGGGAACUUCUACUUGUUUUGACUUUCCUCAGGGACAACCUGGGAGUAGGGAGAUAAAUGUGGAGAGAUCACUAAGCCCAUGCCAAGGAUUCCCUGUUAGGGCCUGGGGCAUUCUGUUGGACUCAUCCUCCACAGGGCAUUCUGUUGGACUUAUACGCUAUGCAGAUUAUACUAGUAUAUAUACAGUAUACAUACAUACACAUACACACACACACACACACACACACACCCCUUCAUCAAAAGGUCACAGGACAGUUUACAGCUCAGUGGCAAAAACACCAAAAUGCAAACACAUAACAUAAUAUUUCCCAACUCUUACAUUCUGUGAUUCUAUACAACAAGCACAUAAGCAAUACAUAAUAAGCAGCAGUGUCAAAAUACUCACGAUGUAAUAAAUUCCACAAUUCAAUCCUUGUGAGAAAUAAGAGUCUAAUAACUUAUUUUCUGCUUGUCUCAUAUACAGCUAUAAGGCAGAAUACAUAUUUAACAGCAGAUGUAUUAUUAAAAAUAGGGGUGGGGAAAGGGCAGCAGCAUAUGUAAAGUAAAUAAACAGUGUACUUUGAUUUUAUAAUAUUUGCAUUUUGAUUUUAUAAUAUUUGCAUUUUUGUAAUAUUAUCUAGUAUGGCUGUUUCUACCAGCAGAGAGUAUGGGUUUUGUUGGUGCAAUAUUGACGAGAGCCCUUUUCAUAUUUUGCUACAGCUCCUCUUCCCAUGAUCUGUCAAGCUCAUGGGACCAGUCAAAUCUCCAUCGCACCUCAGACCAGUUCAGUUCUGCUGGAAGCAUGGACAGCUGGGAUCACACACCCCAGGUGUAUCAAUAUGGACAGAUGUCUUCUGCAAAGUCCAACAGUAGUAUUGACCACUUGGGGAAUCCCAGCAAAAGGGAUUCUGCCUACGGCUCUUUCUCUACUAGCUCUAGCACACCUGACCACACAUUGACCAGUGCAGAUGCUGCCUCAGUUGAGAAUGCUGGGUACAAGGUGGGUCACUGGGAAACCCCAAAAUCAGGAAAUAGCAAGGCUGCCUCAUUUCUAAGUGAUAAUGGAGGAUUAGAUGAGAAAACUACCUGCUUUGCACCUCAAGUGCCACAAUAUGAAAACAACAGGAGCCCCCGGCUGGAAGAUCAUUCUGAUCCAAAGUAUUCUGGGUCCGGAAGAUCAAAUUUUGGGCCUGUGUGGUAUGUCCCAGAGAAGAAAAAGUCUCCCUCCCCUCCACCACCACCACCACCUCUUCGUAGUGAUAGCUUUGCUGCCACCAAAAGUCACGAGAGAGCCCAUGCUGCUCCUUAUUCAGAGGGUAUUCAGAGCACCCAGCACUUUGACGUCCAGCACAGGCUGCAAGCCAAGAGUGACUGGAGUGCCGAAACUGUAGAGCAACAGAAGAGAGAUACCAGAGCAGUCGACAGGGCCUCCGAAGGUAGGCAGAGCAGCAAACCAGUCUACAGAUCUGAUCUCAGUCUGGAUUGUGGUUUGUCUUCUGCCGGGGACAGGGUCAACAACAACAUCAUAGGAAAUUUCAGCAGGCUGCAAUCAUCUCUGUCCAGCACGGACGUUCGAUUUGCACAGUCCACUUAUGGCCACCAUCACCAGCGCCAGUACAGUGAUGAAAGCACUUUCUUUCGCAAUGCAAAAGUCUCUGCAUCACCUAAAGAGCAGCGGCACCUCUCCACUUAUGCUGGAAUUCAAGAAAGGCCCACUGACAAACGUAGCUGUCAUCCAAACCACGCUAGGAUACUUGAUAGUACUGCUGCUGCUGCCACUUCUUCUGACGUGAGUGCUGAGGAGAAAAUGGACAACACAGGGCUAAGCCGCUAUUACUGUGUGACAGUGAAACAGCCUGUUCAGGGAAACUUGAGACCACUACUCAAAGAUGAAUGUCGGAAUACUGGCAUAGGGAACCACACUUCCUCUGGACCACAGGAGAGUCCUGCUAUGACUACAAUGAUCCAAAGUCCCAAAUACUGUCUACCUCAGCAGCCUGUUGAGCCUUCUCUAGAUGUAUGUGAAAAGAGCAGUCAUUAUAUAGUUAAUAAAGGAGAGGAUGUUAGAACAAUUGUAAUGGAAGAAUCUAGAAAGGUAAGUUUCCCUGAAAAGCCAGUGCAAGCCAAGAACUUUGAGGAGAACCACGAUAGUUACUGUGAGCGGGAAUAUGGGCGGGAAUGUGCCUUAGUGCCCACCAGUAAAGCUCCUCCAAAAGAUUUCAAGUGGAGUCAAGAAGAGAGCUACAAAAUUUCUCCUCAGAAGACCCCAAUGUUGCACUCUUUAGCUCAGGAAGGGAAAAGCCAGGCUGAUCCUGCUGCCGAAGCGGAGAUGACUAAGCAGCCUGCAUUUGAUGCUAACCUGGGCAAAAACACACGAAGGAGUGAUCGUUUUGCUACCACACUGAGAAACGAGAUCCAGAUGAAAAGAGCAAAGUUACAGAAAAGCAAAAGCACAGCUGUCUUAGCGGGGUCAAGUGAGACCGAAGAGUAUGCUGAGAACUGGAAACCCGAUUCAGCAGAAAAGAUAAACUCCUCAUCAGAAAGUUCUUUUACUAAUGUAUACAAAGACAAUCUGAAAGAGGCCCAGGCCAGGGUCUUGAAGGCCACCUCUUUCCAGCGGAGGGACCUGGAGCCCAGUUCUGCGGAUUAUCUUCCAGACCGGAAAACAAAUAAUUAUAACUCUUCUCCACUGGCUCUUGUCUCUGAAGACGAGGCAGGCUUUCUUGGGGCUAGGCAGUCUUCUAAACAGACUUCACCUGGUAGUAACAUUCACCACGUUUCUCGCAUUGGAGCUAGGAAGAGGUUCACAACGGAACAAAAAUUGAAAUCUUAUUCUGAGCCCGAGAAGAUAAAUGAAGUGGGGGUGUCAGAUGAUGACUACCGGCCACGCCGUCGUCCAACUACUUCUGAGGAAGCUUUGGGUUCUUUUGCAGAUAGGUGGAAGUUCUUUGAAGAAACGAGCAAGCCUGCCUACCAAAAAUCUUCACAAAGACAUGCACCUUAUGGUCGGCCAGAAGUACAGACUCCUAAUGAUCCUCAUACCAAUUCUUACGAAGGUGAGAUUGAAGGGUCAUGGUAUGAAAGGAGGAUGAGGUCAGCUUCUUUUGGAGUUGAGAAUAUGGUUGGUGCAUGCAGUAGACCCAAAGAAAGUGUCCAUUACAGUGGCCGCAAAGCAAAAUCUGGACAAUCUCCUAGGUUGGAAACUUUUGCAGAAUACCAGGCAUCAUGGAAGGAGCAGAGGAAACCUAUAGAAACUCGGAACUCUGGAAGAUACCAUUCAGCUGACAACAUCCUUGAUGCUGGCCAUGAGCAGCUUGAGAAAUCUCCAUAUACACAUGAACGGUCCAGGUCAUCCCCUUCCACAGAUUUCUACAAACAGGUAAAGGGCACUUUUACUCCUAUCCUUAAAUGUUUUGCCUUGGAGAGAACAAAAUGUUUAAGACCAAGAGAUUAACAGGACCAACUGACAGUAAUCUAGGAGAUUCAUGAUUGCUUUUCAUUUUCAUUUAAUUUUACAGCCUGCUGUACGCUUACAAACAUACCGAAGGGUCUAAAAAUAUCAGCUUGGCUUACCAGCCAAACAGGAAUUGUAUUGAUAGGCGUUAUCUACUUUUUCACAGAAUUCCUCACGAAAGGUUUCUGAUUAAUAUCAGUCUUGGAAUAAGAGGACAGAUCAUCUUGCUAGUCUAUAAUUGGUCACAUAACAAGAACCAAAGGAUAGGGAUAAAUGGACAGUACUUCCAAUAGCGGAAAGUGAGCAGCAGGAUCCUUCAAGGACCUGUAUUUUGAUUGGUACUAUUUAAUUCAUUAAUAAAUGAUCUGGAGUCAAGGGUGAGCAUUGUGGUAGCCAGGAUGACUCCAAAUUAUUCAGGACGGUAAAGUGCCAGGCAAAUUAAAUAGGCCCAAAAUAAUUUCUCUAAGCUUUGCUUUUGGGCAACAAAAUGGCACAUGAAGCUCAAUGUUAAGUAUGUAAUCUUAGGUAAAUUGGAACAGACAUGACCUUACUUCACAGACAAUGAACUGGCAGCCCUAAUUUAACUGUUAAUGGUGUAUAACUUAAUGAAAACAAUUGCAGUAGCAGUGAAAAUUCCAUAGUAGAGACAAUUUAGGUCCAUUACCAUGAUGAGUUGAUGAGAAUCUAUGUAUGGCCAUUUUUGGAAUAUGGUGUAUAGUUCUGGGCAUUGUGUCUUAGAAAGGGUAUUGCAGAACUGAAAAAGCUGCGGAUAAGGGCAACCGUAACAAUCAAGGAGUCAGUGCACCUUUCCUGCAAGGAAAAACUGAAGAGUUUGUGACUUUUUAGUCCAGGAAAACUAUGACUGAUUGGGAGUAAUGACAGAGGUAUAUAAGAUUAUGCAUAAUGCGAAAACUUUUUCUCCUCCAGUAAUACAAAAAAUUGGGGUUGCACAAUUAAAUUAUUAAACAGCGGAUUCUGAACAAGCAAGGCAGCGUCAGCAAUACUGGGAUGUUUGGGCCAGUGGUCUAACUAUGUACCAGCUUUUAUGUUCCUUUGGUGGCAGAUGACAGCAUAUGCAACCCUAGAACACGGACAGGUGAACAAGCAGCUGAUGUUGCAUAGCUGAUAUUUUUAGGACCAGCAAUAGUGUUGCCAGGAUGGAUAUUGUAAGGGAGUGUUCCUUUAAGGGCACCUCCCACGUCUACUUUAAUUGGUUAGGCCCAAACAGGAAGCAGGGCUAGAAGCAAAGUGAGAAAGUAGCUAAAGGACAGAAAGCCUGUUGUACAUAGUCCUUUAAUAAAGUUGUUUCCUGUUUGGCUCCUCAGACCUGCUCAUCAGUUCAACAGAGAACUUUCCAGAUAUAGAGACAGCUUGAUAUCUGGGUUGGUUUGAGGGUCUACUCCUUGUUUGUGAGUGUUCAUAUAUGGUCUGCUGUUGCUGAUUAGUAGCUGGUUUAGAUUGGCUGAGAAUGCUAUCUGUGGACAAGGACAUACCAUUCCAGGCCUUUGAGAGGGAAGUAUCUGGAAUGGACUGUAGCUCAUCAAUGAGGAUAAUGGGAAUGUGUUUAGCUGGGAACUAGGUGACAGGUGGUGGUGUCAUUUUUUAUUCUGGAUCUGUCUUGGAGCAGAUGUAGUUGUAGCAUAGGAUGUAGCUGCGGACAGUAGACAUUUGGUAUGUUCUGUGUGGAAGCUGUAAGCGCACAGAUACGUGUAGCUGGCAAUAGCUUUCUUGUACAAGGUGUCUUGUACACCCAUCUUUUGCAAGUUUGAUUAUUUAGCAUUUUUAAGAUAAUUAAGUUCUAAAAGCUCCAUGUCUUAACUACUUUUAAAAGAAAUGUCAUUCAUAUAUAUAUAUAUAUAUAUAUAUAUAUAUAUAUAUCCUCUUUCCUGUGUGCAUGUGCCAAAACACACCCAUUUGUGCACGCACACAGUUCUUGAGAGUCCUAAAAUGCUUGCAAGUAGCAAGUUUUUGCCAAAGUGAAAAAAAGUUGUUCCUUUCUAGAGCAGUCAGAUGAAUUAGUAACUUGAGUACAAGGAUUGUAAAGCCAACUGAGAGGUUGCAUGGAAUAUACUAUUGUGCUUUAAGCCAAAUCAGCAUAAGAGUGGAUACAUUAUGGACUCUAAACAAACCCACUAAUGAAGGGGUGUGUAAUAAUAUAUUUUUCUGCAGACUGAAACUUGAUGAUUUGGUGCUUUACUAUGUUAUGAAACCUUUUUUCAGGAAGCAUCAGCUGAAGCAAGGAGACAUGCAGAAAAUAAAAGGGAAGAUGAACAUCUUACGUGCUCUCCAGCAAGAUCUGGUGAAAGGAUCUGCAAUUUAAGGUAAGCAAUUUUAUGUGUUUCUGUGUACAGGGCUUAUUGGCAUAUACUGCAGAAUAUGGUUAGCUUAAUUUUAUCCAGCAGGAGUUGAAACUAUUAAAAGAACUUGCUUUUAAUAGUCUUUUUGUUUUUGCUUUUAAUAUUCUUCAUCUAUGUGAUAUGCCUUUAUUUCUCAAGGAAAAAGAAAAUCACUAUUAAAUAUGCAAUUCCUGUUAAGAGUAUAGUAAUACUACAGAGGUAAUUCUCAGAUAUUUCUUGCAUAUAUGUUAGAGUUGUUUACAUCCACAUAAGACUCCAGGCUGCAUUCCUAAUCCCAUUUACCUGGCAAUAAAUCCUAUUGAAUUCAACAGGACUAAUUUCUGGAUAGAAGUGGUUAGGAUUGCUUGUAGGUGCCUUUGAGCCUCUCACAUACUAUUCCUGGGGGAGUGUUAACUCUUUUAUCACAUGUUUUGUUUGUUUAUAUCUCACCUUUUUCAAUCAUGGAAUCCUUGGUAGUGUGUUGGUGUUCCUCAGGAGGUUUCCAGGCAUUGACCAGACUCAGACCUACUUAGAUUCAGCAAGAUGAUAGCCUCGUGCCUCCAGAUCAUGCCUUGGGGGAGAGAGAGAAACCUGUAGAAUGUACUUUAUAGCCAAUGUAGGUUUGGCACUGAAUUGUAUUUCUGGGGAAUGCAUUAAGUGCUUUCAGCGAAAGUGCUUUUAAGAAUGGAACAAUGGAUAGUUCAUUCAUAAGAGGAGGUGCCUGAUUCUUUUUGUUUUCUUUACUGGGUCAGGUUAUUCCUUUUGGCUUAAAACAUUGGCAUGGGCAGCCUUGUGUCACUUGAUCCCUUCGCAUACAAGGAGCUUUGACUAUGUCCUGUUGAUGGACAGGACAAAAAUUGCUUAGUAGGCUUGGAGAUUUGUGUGUGUGUGUGUGCACGUUUUAGCUAACUGUGACUAUCUGAGAAGACUAAAAGUAGGUUAUUCCAGGGAGACGAGUUUGAGAACUAUUGUCACAGCCCUUGGAAAGUGGCCCCAUUUUUGUCAUUUUUAGCACACGUAGGUGCACAAAAGUGUUUUGCUGCUCUUCACUAUGGCAUCAUGGCCACCACAGCAUGUUGGAGCAAAAUAGGAAGCAUAGGCAGAUUUUGUAUUGGAAGUGUGCCUCAGAGCAUGGCUGCAUACUGGAAGAAUGAAAAACUGAAAGAAACCAAAAUUGACCUACUCACCCAUCCCUAGCUCAGGGUCUGUUUGACCUUGUUGUAUCCGCUGCAUGAAAGAAACAGCAGCAAACUGAGGAAACUGUGACCAGACGCAAAAAAACAUGGGAUAUAAUGGAAGUCAUGUUAUUUUUCAGGGACCUUUUAUAUAUGCAUACAUGUGCACUUAAAGCAUAUUUUUAAAAUCCUGAAAUGGGUUGCACGUUUAACAUUUUGAUGCAGUACUUUAUUAUAAGUUUUAUUUUUUAAUAAACCCAUUCCUUUGGCUGUACAGUACUGUUUUAAAUUCUGAACUUUAAAUUGUUAUAACCCAUCCCGGCUGCUGCUGCUGAAAGAUGGGUAAUAAAUUUAAUAAUAAUAAUAGCCAUUGAUAAAAUACAUAUGGGACAUUGCUGUUCUUAGUUGUUUAGUGUAGGACUCCUUUUACUGCUUCCCCACCCAUUUCAGUGAGCCUAAAAGAGAGACACCAAAUCUUCUAAAAUCAAGUUUUCUUUCAACAUUUGGCAUGUAACUGUUUAGUGACCACCUAGUUGAAAAAGUAUGUAGUUUGUUCACAGUAUUUUUUUAGAAGUGGGGCUUACAUAUACAAGACUGAAGUCUACCUACUUUAAUAUAAUGAAAUUUCUACACAUACUAAAGUCACUUUACCAUGUACAUUUUUAAAAAAAGAAACAAAGCUAAUUUUUUCUGUAUUUGGCCCACGUUUGAAGGACAUUUUUAGUUCAUCUGUAGAAAAGUGGUAUUGACAUGCUAGAUUGGAACUUGUCCAUUGUAAUCUGAAAGUGUGCAUGGGAAACAAAAAGCUCUCAGUCUAUGAAAUAUUAACAGACUUCAAAGGAACAUGGACAUUUUAUGUUUACAUUUACCUUUUUAUCAGUAAGCUGCAAAUCGUUAAUUUAUAUGACAUAAGAGUCCUGGAACCAGCGGUGUUAUUUGUUUUGUUAUAUUUACACUGUGAUUAAUGCAAAACAUGGAAAUCUCUCUGGCUUCUGAGAAAAAAAUCUAGUUUUUUGUGCAGCCCUGCAAUGCUGCCAUAGGCAGGUUGCAGCAGCGAGGUGGCAAGUUUGUGCAUAUAUGUAUUGGCGAAGUUCUUGGAGAGAAGGAUUAUCAGUUGGGCUCAGGCUAGUCAAAGAAGUCACUAAAAGGGUGUACAUUUAUAACAUGUUUCUGGUUUAUGCUAUCAUAACCCUCCCCAUACAAAGUAGCAGAGGUGAAGUGAGUUGUGGUCAUGCCUGUGGCCAAGGUCAUAUGACCCAGUUUGCAAGAGCAAGAACUAUGAUCUGCUUUAUUUACAAGUUUUUAAGUUGAAUAAAAAUAAAACUUAAUGCAACUUCAUUAAUAAUAAGAUUUCAUUUAUCUUAUAUGGAUUAAAAGUUGUUUGCAAGUCUGUAUUCUUAAACUUCAAAAUUGCACUGCCAAACUGAGAGAUGGAAUAUUUCAGUCCUGAAUUUUAAUAAUAAUAAUAAUAAUAAUCACAACAACAGCAACAAUAAUCUUUUCCCACCCACCACCUUUUUUCAUGUUGCCAAGUAAAUAAUACAGGGUAACUUAUCUUACCCAAUGUGUGAAUAGUUAGAAGAAAUUUAUCAAGCUGUGCAAUAGAAAUUAUAUGAAGGGCACACAAGGUGGCCACUUCUUAUCUGCUUUUUUGCUUUUACCAUUUCUGACUAUCCUCAUGACUUAAGAAUGCUGGUUAGGCAGAUUUGCCAAGAUGCUUUAUAAGUAAACAUAUAAGUAAAUAAUUUUCUUUCAUAAAACAUAAAAUUACAUUGUGUGGUGUAUGUGCAUACAAUUUGUGACUAAGGUUGCAACCUACAAACCCAGGCUUCAAUGAAGUGACUUCCUAAACCACGCUGGGAUGCUUUCCAGAGGAGAGUGUUUGUUGCCCUCAUGUUCUCUGCUCAGCAUCCCAUUGGCAACUGGUUGGCUACUGUAGGAAAGAGCAUGCUGGACCGCACAGGCCUUUGGUGUGAUCCACCAGGGCUCUUCUUACGAGGAACAAGCUUGUGCAUCGUUUCUGACCCUGUUCACACACCAUGCUUUCAUCAGACAUAUAUCUGGUGGCACUGAACUGCUUGCACACCCCUUUCUUUCUGGUGAAUGGCUAAGAAUGGUUUGUAGCCUCAAAGGUUAUUGCAAACUAUAUUUUUUGCUUUGUUUUUAAAGAUACACAGAAUGUUUAUUUGUGCCACAAAUAUGAGCAAACCCUUUAGUUCCUGUAAACCUACUGAAGGUCUUAAAUUUUGACAGCAAGGGCACUUUACUAAGGCUGUGCACAGAUAUCCCCCUCACCCUGAGAUGUGAAGGUAACAUGAUAGAGCCAUUGUUUCUGGCAUUACAUGUGUUCAAUUUUUUGUGUGGCUCUCUCAUCUUUGGUCAAACUGGUUGUGUCUGUGUGCAAGAUAGCUUCCAUUGUUUUGUUUUUUUGACCAAACCCAAAAAGUGUGAAGGUGUAAUUUGCAGGGCAGUGUGUGAGAUUUUGAAGGCAAUUAUAAAAGAUACCUUCCUUGUACCUGUCACAAUUAGGCAAUAAUUAAGCAAGCACAAGAAUAUGUUUUCUUCAGGUUCCACGCCUAUUGUUUAUGACACUAGAAUGCUUAAUAAUAAUAAAAACAACGAAACUCACAACAGUGCAUUUGCAAAAUUCUUUUUUGAGGGGUUAAAAAAGAACACAAAGCUUUGAAGUCUACAACCUUUUCUGCUGAAGGUCAAUAAUUUCUGGUGAUGUAACGUAUAAAACAAGCUGAGCCUUCUGUCACUGAGGUUAAAGUUGACAGUGCUUGUAUGAACUUGUCAGUCACAUGAGAAGGCAAAAACAAGCCAGCUGUUGUGAGGCAUGGCUUUGAAAACCAUCUGUAUGUCAGCGAAUGAAACAGAGGCUGGGGCAGAUUCCAUUCACUGUUCCUCGCUGGGAUGUAUUUGCAAGGAUGCAGCCUUCCUGAAUCCAUCUGAAUAGCAGCAAAAUGUUUAUAGAUUCUGGUAAGUUGACAAAUCUUAGUUCUCCGGUAGCACUUAGGUCUAUAAAGUACUGCAUUGACUCUUAAUUAGUAAGUUCAAAGCUUAUUUUUCUUGCUGUCGCUGCAGCGCUCAGUAUUCCUUUUGUUCUUCUAGAAUGCAAUCCUGACCACAGAGUUAUGUGUGGGUAAAUCCCACUAAAAUCAAUGGAACUUCUCUCCAUAUAAUCGGAGGCAGGAUUGCAGCCCUUGCCUUUACGUGCAAGAUGUGUUUGCCCAUCCCUGCCUGCAGAAAGUACUAUAAAAGAUUACAGUGGGUGAGGCACUGCCCGAUAUAGUACUUUUGUUUUUAAUGUAUCUUCUAGUUCCCGAUUAUUAUUAUCAUUAUUUAAAGGAACACUGUGACGGAGGAACUCUUUCACUGCAGCAAGAGGCAUUGGGCUGUGUGUGCAGUUUGUGGCUGCUUUUGUUUUCACAGUUAGCAUAAUGCAGUCUGGAAUUAGAAAGCAGCGCUUUUCAAAAAACGUUUGUUUUCUGGUGUGAGCCUCGUAGCCUGUCCAUCCCUCAUUUAUGUGGCUUCAAGCCUGUCUUGCUGCUGCUGCUGCUGCUGCUGCUGCUGCUGCUGCGUGAUGUGAGAUCUCCAUACUUACAGCUUUUUGAGCAGAAUUGUCACUGCGUGGUGCAGGUUCAGAUGGAGAUUGCUAUUUAUUUUUGCUGAAGCAUCUGGAAAGAUGAGGCUUAGUAUACGGAAGCAUUGGCUGGGGUUUCUGAAAGCAAUUGGUGAGUAAAAACAAAAAAACCAAAACCCUAGUUGGAAUGAAAAACUGAUAUUGAAAGGUGUGCCUGCUUUGUUAACUGAUGAAAAUAGGUCAGGGGGGUGGGGGAGAACUGAAUGGAUUUAUUUUUGCUUCCUGUUCUUUAGCCCUGUGCAGAAUCAGCUAUUAGUAAAACACGUAAUUUUAUUUUUUCUCUUAUACUGUCUUAUUUACUAGUGUUUAGCUGUUGGUGUAGUGUUGGUCUUUUUUAAACGUUUAAUACCAGUAUGCCUUGCUUUGAGACUUCAAAAGAGGGGGUUAAUCUCUCCCUCGCACGCACACACAAAACAAUCUUUUUUUUAAGGACUAAGUGCAAGGAAUGCAAAUGAUUUUUGUAUCAACCCUUUUGCAGCAAUGCGAAGUAUUCUUUUCUUUUGUUCCAAUAGUGAUUGCCAUUUAUAGAAUGGGAUUUGACUCCUUUUAAGUGGGUUGCCUUUUUGCAGCUGGUUUAGAAUCUGCUGCAAGAGCCUGGCAAUGUAUCGUCGUGGCUUAGUUCGCUGAAAUAAAAUCCUUUUGGAAACCAUUUCCAGAAGGGUAGCUGUGUUGGUUUGCUGCCGCAGAAAGAACAAAGAGUCUUGUUUCACCUUAAAGAUAAACACAUUUAUUACAACAUAAGCUUUCAUGGACGGCUUUCUACUUCCUUAGAUAUAUGAAGUGCUAUCCUGUUACAGGUAUAUAUGUGGUUAUGAACAGUGAGGUCAGAGGAAAAUGAAUAAUUAGGAAUUCAAGAGUGGUAGGUCUGCAAAAUAGUUGUUGAUAACACAGGUAUCCUGGCAUUGGUAAGCCAAGUAACACGCAUAAUAUGAUUUUAAAAAAAAAAUCAGCCCACAAGCCGUAGCAUAGCAUCGACCCUUUUGAUGUAUUGUAAUUCGGUAGUUUCAUGUUGCCUUCUCACUUUGAAGUUCCUUUGCUCCAGGAUGGACACUCUAAGGCUACUUUCACAGUGUCCUGGGAGAGGGCAAUGUUUUUGAAUACUGGUUUUGAACUUUGCCAUUUAAAAUAAGAGGUUUCAGCCCAUUUAUUAUUUUGCAUAGCAACUGGCCUAUUUGCCCUAAAUAGAAUGUAGAAGGGUAUCGCCGGUAGAUGGUGGUAUAUGUCGCAUUGGAACAUGAGCAGCUGAAGAAGCCGAGAAAUUUCAGUUUCCCCCCCAUACCAUUUUACCAGCUUAUGAUGCAGUAGGGCAAGUACAAUCUUUAAAUCGGGAAUGGGGAAGCUGGAUGACCCUCCAGAUGCUGUUAACCUCUAGUUCCCACCUGCCCUACCUAUUGGCCCUGCUAGCUAAACUGGUGGGAGUCGGAGCCUUGCUCUCAAAUAAGUGACUUGUUCAAAUCUGAAUGAGAUUGAAUUUGAGUGUCAUUUAUAGUGUAACUAUUAGGUAGCAGUUAUACUAUUUCUCAUGACCUAAAUUAUAUAUGCAUCUUAGACAUAGUGAUACUGCAUCUAAUAGGCAUUUUUCAGGGCCGUGGAAAUACAUUUUAAAAUAUCAGAAUAUAUUUUACAGGGGUUAUAGCGUGUAAUCUCUGUAAUAUGUUUGAACUUGCAUUUUUCCUCUCUCUCUCCCCUCUCCCUUAUAUCUCUCAGGAAGUCCUUGGAUAUGUCUUCAUGUGUUCCAGUACUAUUAAUUUGCUUGUUCUGUGAUCAGAUCCUUCUUUAUAUUUAGCUGUACACACACGCACAGAUAUAGAAUUGGUUAUAUAGAUAUAGCAUUGUUUGCAACACACAACUUAGAUCAUAGAAUUGUAGGGUUGGAAGGGAUCCAUAGGGUUCAGCCCCCUGCAAUGCACUUCUGGGCGCUGUUCCUGGGCUAGGAAAGGGGAGGGAGACUCUGUUACCCCUGCAGAAGUAAACGUGCCAUUUUGUAAGGCUUGCCUGCUCAAAUAACAAACCAAAAUAAAGAGAAAAUAUCUCUGUAAACCACAAGGCAAAACACAAAAGUCAAGGUGAUCAAACAGUAAAUAAUAAUGCUGUAUUUAUUGUUCAUAAUAAAUAUUUCAAAUGCAGCCAUUGGCAUUAUAACCAUCAGCUUUUGUCAACACAUAGGCUGGAAAAUGUAGUGUUAUUAUUUAUAGUUUGUUCACCUUGGAUUUUUGUGUUUUACAUUACUGCUCAAAUGGUAAUAACGAAGAGUGGCGUUCAACUGCAUUUAUCUCAGAGCAGACCUAUUGAAAUAAAUGUAAAAUGACUAUUUUAGAUCCAUUAAUUUACCCUGAGUGAAAUUUACUUGAAUGCCACCCAAAGUUGUCAUCAGAGAGUUUCAGAAAUGCAUUUCUCUGCCUUUUUGUUGUAUAUGCAUCAGUUUCAGACUGUUAUAGAUUUAUAAUAGGCCCAUGUUUGAUUUGCGCUGCCUUCAGCACACAUCUGAUCAUAACCUGCUUUGUAGAUUAUAAUGCUACACAAGUCGGACCCAUAACAAAUACUGCAGCAGAGACUGUUCCUGUUCAGUGUUUGUUAAUCAGCCAUGCCCUUCUCCAACACAAGCCAUUUCUUUCUGCCUCCCACCCAGUUUUCAAUUCUCCCUCCCAGGAAUCAGCAUUCCAAUGGCCCCUAAGGAUGCACAGUCUUCAUUGGCUGUUAGUACAAAGAAACCCUUUAAAAAAGCCCAUAUUCUCACAAACCUCCAGGUUACCCCAAGCCUGCUGAUAUAUCCCUCUUGAGCACGGGUGGUGCCAUUUUGGCUACGUUUGUGCAAAGACUUAAAUGGGGAAAAGAGGGAAUGAUGACAACUUGCUUAUGAAUAUAGGUAAGCAUUAACCAAGUUCAUGAGGAUAGGCUUUGUUCUAGCUUGUUACAAGCAUUCUUUUUCCACCACAGUAUAUUUAUACUGUGUGGGUGUGGUAUAGCCUGGGGCUAAAAAGAACCCUGUGCCCUGAUGUUGUAGCCAAAACUUCUCCCUGGUUUUUCAAGGAUCAGAGAUGUUUUGUUAGGUGAGAAGAAAAGCCCUGGCACGUCCAUGCUGGUGAACUUAUUAGGACUCAGAAUUGCAAGAGGAGAUGGCUAUGCAAUGUGUAAUUAAUUAGGGAGCUUAUUGCAGUGUGUGUGUUUGCGUGUACGUCUGUGCACCAGUACCUAAAUAUUGUUUCCCUGGGCCAGGUACAGACCUGUAACAUAGCUCUUCCCUUUCCUUGUUUUGAAAAAAAAGGAACACAAUGGAACCUGCAACAGAAUGUUGUAGUGUGGAGUCCUCCUCUUCAGGGUUUCAGCCAGCCAUAUCUUUUUCUGGGAUACUCCAUUACACACAUUCUCCCCCCCCCCCCAUGUUCCACCUCCACGGUCUGAGACAGUAUGCCUCUGAAUACCAGUUAGUGGGAAUCACAGGUGGGCAGAGUGUGGUUGCGCUCAGCUCCUGCUUCCCACAGCCAUCUGGUUGUCCACUUUAACAAUACUUCCCAUCAGUUUUCCCAGGGCAGUGUUCUGAGAUCAUAAGGAGACAUAAAUAAAUGAUCUUCCAAUGGGAUAAGAAAUGCAAAGCUUUUUUAAAAAACAAACAAACAGCUGGAUCCAACCAUUGCAUUAUCAGAGCUGUCUACUCUGCUAGCUGUUUCAAAGAGGGCCAGGAUUGGUUGGGGAAACUUGUUGCCCCAUAUUCCUGGACAUCAACUCACAUCAGCCCCAGCCAGCAUGGCCCAAUGGUCAGGGAUGGUGGGAGCUGGAGUCCAGCAAUAUCAGGGGUGGGGGUGGGGCAUAGGUUCCCCAUUAUUGCCUUAGGCCUUGCUGCCUGAAAUUCUCUAAUUGGAAGUGCUGUCAGUUGUCAGAGCAUGAGACUGUUAAUGUCAGGGCUGUGACUUUGAGCCCCACAUUGGGCAAAAGAUUCCUGCAUUUUAGGGGGGUUGGACUAGAUGACCCUCGUGGUCCCUUUCAACUCCACAGUUCUGUGAUUCUGCAAACCAAUAAUCUGUGCAUCUCCACAACCCACAGCACACUGUUCAGAGGCUUCUCCAAGUUCCAUUUUACCUGUAAGAAUCCUAGGGCACCUGAAUUCUGCUGCUUUGUGACCUGGGCACUUUUGGGUCAAGCAGUGGGAAUAAUUAUUAUCAUUACUUUGAAAACCACCUUUAUUACUCAUCCUGAUUUUCAAUGUUGAGCAUUUUGGGGUGGGGGGGGAGCCAGGUGCAAGCCAAGUGCAGCAAACUCAGUGGGUCCUUCCCAGCAUCACAACUGAGGUGACAGGGUAACCAUAACAGCAAAAAUUGGUCCAGGCUUGCUCUAUUGCUUCCUUGUUGUAGCUCCAACUCUCUCCCACAUCCCAGUGCUUGAGAUGGAAAGCAUCCUGUCACGUGCACCGAGGCACACACAUUAGUUUGCUAACUUUCCCCAGCACAAGGAGGAAGUGGGGACGACAGCCAAAAAUGGAACGGCAAGGGAGAGACAAAACAGACACAUUCAUUUCACUGGCAUGGCAGCUCUGCCAGCUCAUUUGUGAAGCUGGGAUGCAGAGUGGCUGAGCAAUGUACUUUUGGAGUCCUCUCUUGAUGUAAUGUCUGUCCUCUGCUUUGGUGGCUUCAGAGAGAUUCUCAUAGGCCACUGUGAUAACAGGACGCUGGGCCAGAUCUGAUCCUGCAAGUCUCUCCUUAUAAGAACAUAGGAAGCUGUCGCAUGCUGAGUCUGACCAUUCGUCCGUCUAGCUCAACAAUGUCUACACACUCACUGGUAGUGACUCUCCAUAAGUCGCUCUUAUUAUAUAAGCUCUUGGGGACAUAUUCCUAGUUAAUCAUGCAAAGAAUUGCAGCUUGAUUUUCCUAAGAGCAGGCUUGCACAUAUCUCAGUAUAUGUAUGCAUGUAACCUGGACACAGUGCCCUUCAAUGGAGUUUACAAACUGAGCUGGGAGUUAUUACGUGUUUUGCAAUCAAAUGGGAUUUCUGUUUAAUAUCUUAGACUAUUAAGGAUAUAUAUUUAUAUCUGUGUCCCUGAAUGCUGUUGUUUAUUUGGCUGUAUCGGCUACAUAGUUACACACCUUUAUGAUUUCUAACUAUGUGUAGCCCAUACAGCCAAAUAAACAACAGCAUUCGGAUAUAUGUGUUUCCCCCCGCUAUAAAACUCAAAAGUGGUGUGCAUAGGGUUUCAGAUGCCUUCCCAUUAAGGCACUGGGUAGACACAGAAUUGCUUAGCUUCAGUAUGGUUACAUCAUGUGCUUUCAGUCUGUGCUCAUGUCAAACUGGGUGAGCAUUAAGAGGUUUUCAGCAGAACAGGGAUUAGGAGGAAGAACAAUGCACAAUUUAGAUGUAUCCCUACAGAGCCUGACUGUUACUGCAUGGAACGUUAUUAUACAGCUUUGGGAGGAAUCCUUAAGAGUAUCUCUGAAUUAUUUUUUUACAGCGCCACAAAUAAUGGCCCAUAGUUAAGUCAAUCAGAUUUUUAUUGCUUUUAGUCAAUAGCCAUUACAGUGUAACUAGAGGGGAGGGGGGAAGGAGGCUAUCCGAAUGCAAGUUAAACACAAACACUUUCAAUAGUGCUUUAUUACAUACACAGCCCAACAAAACAACACAAACCUACCAACAGCAUACGAAUCAGUAUGGUUGACUUGACCUAACAGUCGUUGUCCCCUCACACACCAAAACAAAUCUUACUGCAGUCAACUAAAGACAACCAACCAUGCCCUGCCCCCCCCCUCACUCACUGCCAAGGAAAAAUAAUAAAUGAAUAGAAAGACAACCUACCCAAGUGACACAGACACAACCCCCCCCCACAUACAUUAAGUAAAAUAAUGUAAGAUUUACUACCCCUUCUCCCCACUUCUCUUCUCCCCCAACCUUAUACUGUAUACAACAUUAACAUCUCACAUUGAAUGUAACUGAUCAGUAGAAAUGAUUCUGUUACUUGAAAAAAGAGGCAAUGCAUGUACUUUUGUAACCAAAGAAAAUAUUUAAUUAUCUAUCUAUCUAUAUCUAUACACACGCAUACACACAAAUGAGUAUGCCGUAGAAUGCUUAUACAAAAAUGAAGCCAUUAGUACAGUGGUACCUUGGGUUACAAACGGUUCAGGUUAUGCGUUUUCGGGUUGCGCACUGCGCCGAACCCGGAAGUACUAGAACGGGUUACUUCCGGGUUUCGGCACUCGCACAUGCAUAGAAGCGUUAAAUCACGACCUGCGCGUGCACAGACACAGUACUGCGGGUUUCGAACGUGCCUCCAGACGGAUCACAUUCGCAACCCGAGGUUCCACUGUACUUAAAUUACCAUCCUGGGCCCAUUUGUGCCUACUUGCAGUUAGAUUCAGAACUGGAAAGUAAUCUGUGUAUACCUUCUUGGGAUAAUGAAAUAAGAGCCACUUCACAAAGCAGCACUAGAUGAUGUUGGUGGUGGUGGUGGUGUUGAUGUUGGUGAUGAUUAACUUAUUAGUGUGGGAGGCGAGAUGUGCAGCUUUGCUUUACACCCCUCAAUAUAAACACUGCUUUCAAAAUAUUGCCUCUGAAAUAUUGCCUGUGGGUUUGAAUUUUAAUAUUAACACCGGCCACCUGAAAGCUCAGGCAGUCAAGCAGGAGACUCUUAACCUCCGGUUUGUGGGUUUGAGCCCCAUGUUGGGCAAAAGAUUCCUGCAUUGCAGGGUGUUAGACUAGGUGAACCUUAGGGUCCCUCCAACUCUACAAUUCUGUGAUCCUAUUAGGCCAAAGAGCCAGCGGAAGAAUUCCAGAAGUAAGUGAUUCCUCUGUGCACGCAUGCCUGUGGAGGCAAUAAAAGCCUGGGUUAGGAGAAGUUGAGUUUUCAGCCCUAAUUGGGGGGGGGGGGGGAUUCUGUUGGGGAAUAGGGAGAUAGGGCUGAUAGGCUAUCUUUUAUAGAAGGGGAAUUCUUCAGUGGGAAUUGUUCCCUUUGUUCAGAUGUGACCUCGAUACACGAAGCAUUCUGAAUUACAUUUCUUGCGUGUGUUUGUUCUGCAAAGUCUUGGACAUUGUAAUAGUAGGUCCCUCCACCCCAGUAUGGACUUCUUGAUACUUAACUCUGCUGUCACACUUUGCAGGUUUUGCCUCUGGGUUCUUCUGCUGCUUGAAGCUUUCUUUCUUUUCUCCUUUCUGAACAGUAAGAUCCAGUCUCUUCAGGGGUAAUAUGCUUGGCAUGUGUUGCAUGAGAAACCACCACCCUGGAUGUGUAAACCCCUUUGUGUUGAAUUUGGUUAGAUUUUCCUUAUAGCCCUAAUGGUCAGCCACUUCUGAAGAAAUUACUUGGUGCUCUGAACAGUAUUCUGUUGGUGCCAAGCAGAAAAUCUCAUAAGGUCAUCCGAAUGACAACGUUGUUGUAUUCAUUUUGCUACUUCUGCAACUGUGCUAGAAGCCAAAAGGAUCCUUAAAGAAGUUGUAUCGGAGACUGAAACUCUUGUUCAAGCAUGCCAUGUCAGUCGUACAUAUUGUCGGUUUUGGCUUCCUUACAGGCCCUUCUCAAAUUUGCAUGCUGAGAUGCAGAGUGUCUUUCUUUUCCAUGUUGAAAUACCUCUCCAGUUUCUUUUUUCAUCUUCCUUGCAUGAACACGCAUUCAAACGUGCAAUUAAAAAAGUAUGAGAAUUUGUCUGCCUUGGUGCAUCUCAAACAAUAUAAUAACAAAAUGAAUGUAUACUAAUGCCUUUUUUUAAAAAAAAGUUUUCUAUAAGCCAUUUCAAUAGGAGUACAGCACAGGUUACUUCCAUUUGCUAGCUCCCUUUGUAUAUUUCCUACCACUUGAUUUAAUAUAUUAAUGUCACCAUGACAAAAGCAGUGCCAGGCUGACAAGGAUCCUACAGGGAAUCCCAAUGCAUAUCUCUGUGCAGAGAACACAGGCACACUGCAACCUACCCCCUGGGGUAUUUGCAGCAGACAAGCCCUUGCAACACACACACACCCCACCUUGUGUCAUCAUAGUGGCCAUUUUCUAGCAUAUAAUAACUCUGUACCAAUUACUUAAUGUCCGUCUGAUCUCUCAAUUUCAUUCUUCUUCAGUAUGCUUUGGGGUGGCUUAUAGAUGAAAUAAACCUACAUUUGAGUGAAAUUCUUCUGUUUUUGAAGUUAAUGGGCAGGCAGACCAUUGGCUUCCAUCAACCAAGGGUCCUUAGCAUCCAUAUUUAAUUCUUCAAAUUACGUUAAGUUUGCUUCUAUAACUAGAAUAGAAGUUCCACUCAUGGAACUCCCUUCCCGAUAGAGACCCACCUGCCUCUUCCUCCUCUAAUUCACUUUCCAGAGCAGGAUGGCUUCUGGCACCUCAGCUGGUGUUCAGAUGCAUCUGGAAAGCUGGAUUCUGUAAAAGCCAUUUAUGUAAGGGUGCUUUAGAAUGGAAGCCGGCAUCCUCAACUGUUGACCAGAAUGAAGAAUGACUCCUUUACCCGGUCGGUGUCUUAACAGUGCUAACCAUAACAACAACCUCCAAAAUGCUAAUGUAACCAAACUUUCAUUAUAAUAAUUACUUAGAAUGUAUAUUUUUGAAGUAUGUGGCAAAAGUUGGGAUGAAGAGGACGAUAGUAUGUAUGGUAGGUUAAGGUUUCAACUUCAAUGGAUUUUGUCAGGCCACUGAUUUGUAAACCCGGGGACUCUCACCGGGAAACGGGGACGUAUGGUAACCUUAUGGUAGGUGCACUUUAGCAGAAAGAUGGGUAAAAUAAUGUAACAUUUGGAAGCUGAAGCAGCAUACUAAGAUCCCUUUUACCCAACUAUAUAAAUAAAAUUUUAAAAAUGAUUUAGACAUGCAAUUAGCGGUGGGAAAUCUGUUGCCUUCCAGAUAUUGUAGGACCCAGCAAGCAUGGCAGAGAUGAUGAGGGUUAAAGUCCAAUAACAUCAGGAGGGCCACAGAUUCCCCAUCCCUAUACUGCAGCUAAUGAAUAUAUAAGGAUUAUAAUAUAUAUAAUAAUACAUAAAGGUAUAAAAUCUGUCAAUCUCACAUAUAUAUUAGUUUCAAAUAGAUUCUAAUGUUGGCCUCAUUCCCAGAAAAGCAUAGGAAACUCUUUGAGGGAGGUAAGAAGUGAUGAAUUAGAUCACUGUUCUACCUUGGUUGAUACACUGUUUACCUAAAAUAGCCAGACAGGUAAUUCAUAAAAUUCAGUGCUAAACACAAUACCUAAGCCUGUCUUAAGCAAUUUGAUGUUAAUAGGAGACAUGCUAAGGAUAUAUCACACCCUCUAGCCCUUGAUAUUUCUAUCAUCCACAUAUCAAUCUAAAUCUUUUUAAUGCAUUUAUAUUAGUUGCCACCGCAAUUGGCAUUUCUCUUUAAUUUUCAGAGUGAUUGCUAACAGCAUGCUACAGGAUAUACAGGCAACCCACAUAAAUGACGCUGGAAUAAUCCCAAAAGUAACUUCGAUGUUUUAAUGUGCCUUAUCUGCAUUAAAAACAUUUUAAAUUGUCACCCAGAGUAGCAUCUGGAGUUUGCUUUUGUUAGAAGGCAUUUUUCAGAUGCAAAGUCUUAUAGGAAUGCUAAGGUGUUUGGAAUGCGAGCAGCAUCCUUGAACAUAUAUUUUAACUAAUAUGUAAUAAUGGGUUGUAGUUAUUUCACUUAUUUCUGGGUGCCAUGAACCAGUAUUCUUUCCAGAACAGCAAGAGUAGUUCUGACAUUAAUUCAAUAAAUAUAGACUGUUAUAAUUUAGCUUUAAUUAAUGAUGGCAGAUUUAAGUAAAAUCAUGGCUUUCUAUAAGAUUUCCUUCAGCAUCCACACUCAUAGAAUUUCAGCAUAUGUGUUUAGUUCAUUAAGUGAAACUGUGUAGACCAUUGCACUUGCUCUGUAAAGAAGCAGAAUUCCUAAAGACUCCUGCUUUUCUGUUUCAGCUUCUUUUCUACUCUCACAGUAUCUCUCCAGCCUUCUCUAAUCAGAGAGCAAACCUGCCUUCUUGCUGGUUCUCAGAGGUACUUCCGCUUGCUUUUAAUUCUUUAAUUCUUGAAGACGAAAAAAACACCACUAUUUGACCAUAUACUGUACAUUUUUAAAGGGCCAAUUCAGUCCUUUAAAACAUGCUGAGACCUGGCUGUCUUUGGCCUUGGUGCACCUCCUGUUCCCACUGAUCCCCCACCUAAGCAUUCCCCUCCAAAUCUUCCACCUCUGCUAUCUCCUCCUCCAUCUGAGCCCAAUCCUUCCUUCUCAGGCCCUCCAUCCAUUUUUCCAUCCCCUGUACUGUGCACUGUCUCCCUGUCAACUGCCCCCUUUUCUGUCUCUUUCUUGCCCCUGCUUGCCCUCAAUAGUCCCCUCCAUUUGGGCUGUUCCUUCAGACAAAGCUCCCUCCCCCAUUGUUCAUCCCUGAGCCCAUUUCAGUGAACCAGAGUAUACCUUGGGGGUUACUGCCUCAUCCCAAAUGGCUCUCUUUAACCACAGUAACAUUCAGUAGAGGUCAAUUGGUCUUCUUACUCAAAUGCUGCCAUAUCUUGUUACCUUCUUCUGCACAAUACUUACAUUUUCUCUGCUUUAUUCAACCCUUUCAGCACCAUCUCAAAGUGUAGUAUAACCUAGCUGUCCGAAUUUUUUCCUAGAAAAAAAUAGGAAGGGGGAAGAUGGCAAUAUUUGUUUUAAAUAUCAUUAUAUAAUUGGAUACUGAGCCCAUUAAUCAAUGAGAACCAGGAAGUUUGUGCAUAAUUCUAUACACGCAACCACCUCCACAAGCAAAAGAGGGGGAAAUUCUGUAUUUCUUAGUUGUAUACCUCCCCGAGUUAACUCACUUUGCAUGGUACAACAUAAGUUGAAUGUGCCCUGACACUGUGUUUUGAUUUUAUUAGAAAUACCAUAUAUUUUCUUGCAGCUUUUGUAUAAGUAGCAUGGUGCUGUUUAUAAGUAAUUGAGGAAAGUACAGUGGUACCUUGGUUUUCGAACAUAAUCUGUUCCGGAAGACUGUUUGACUUCUAAAAUGUUUGAAAACCAAGAACUCAAUACGGAAGCCUCAAAACGUACAGAAAACUCAAACAGGAAGCCGCCUCUGAAGUUUGAAGCAUUUACCUCUGGGUUUUCGGAAACGUUUGGCUUCUGAGAUGCUUGAAAACUGAGGUACCACUAUAUAUCAUCAUCUUUGGCGUUUGAAGGUACAUGGUACACUUGUAGUGAUGCUCAGGGAAUGGCUAAACAACUGUGAUUCUCCCCUUUGUUUUUCUAGACCAGCUGACACAGGGUACUCAGAAUUCCGUCCCGAAGAGCCUGCCGCUCAGCAGGAUUACAGCUUAG
This is a messenger RNA of Podarcis lilfordi (Lilford's wall lizard), 92261 nucleotides long. Lineage: Eukaryota; Metazoa; Chordata; Lepidosauria; Squamata; Lacertidae. The record is from the annotation of a GenBank genome assembly.